GUGUGAGUGUGUGUAUAUGUAUGUGUGUGUCUGUUUCCCUCCUCUAUCAGCAAGCUGUCAAUCACAGCGGCGGCAAGUCUUUCAUCUCUUUCCACCGCCUCCACCCCUCCAGCAGACUGAAAGAGAGGGGGGGAGGAGGGAGGCACGCAGAGGAGGGGGAUGUUAAAGUUACAUUACACAAACACACUCUGCUUGCCCCUUCACAUUUCCCUGGGAUAACAGGCUGCAUGUCCACAGCUAAUACAGGAGUCAGUCACAGGAUCCCUGGAGAGAGAGGACUAUAGGAUCAAGGUGAAUGGACUAAUUCCCCAUUUUUGGUGGUCUGUGUAACUGGAUAGACUGGUGUCACACCUGAGCCUUAGAGGAGGAGCAUUUCCAUACCCCUUGCCCCCAAUCUGCCCCGUGUAACUUUGCACUGCCCACUGGAAGAUCACGCGUGGAAUACCAGGACCCUUUGUAACAGGACUGGAGAAAGAACACAUUGACACAUCACAUCGCAUGUGGCGAAUUCUUUUCUUUCCCAGAUCAGACAUCACGGUGGUUACUCACCUCUGAGUCACAGGCUGGGACAAAAAUGACUUUCUGUUAAGUCACAAUCACAACAAAACUUUUAUUUUUUUUUAAUUUGCCUGUACUUUUCUGUGCUGUGUUUCACGUGCAGGUCUCUUUUUCUUUCCCACUUUAUGAAAGUUUUUUUGGAUGAUUACUCAAGAAAAGACUUUGGCUCCAGGAGAGACACACAGUUCAGUGACUGCACCUUUUAGGAUCUGAGCGGCAGACUGAUCGGUAGCCAGCCUCAGGAGGGGACUGUCCUGGCCAUUCUGAAGGGAAUAAUCACAUUUUGGGGAACUGUAUCCACACUUGUAAGAGACAACUACUCCAAAUUGGAUAUAGCCUGGCAUUUACAAGACAUUUAAGCUUUAAUUUGGGUCGUUACUGGGUUACGCUUCAGUUUUAUAGAUUGUCUGGGGGGGGGCGUUUUUGUUUUGUUUUUUUACACAAUUUGCUUAGCCCCGUUUGCACAAUAGAGGUGUAAUCUAUAGCGGAGCUAUGCCUCAGCUCUCUGGAGCAGGAGGAGGUAAUGGGGGUGGAGGAGAUCCUGAAUUAUGUGCCACAGACGAGAUGAUCCCAUUCAAGGAUGAAGGGGAUCCUCAAAAGGAGAAAAUCUACGCUGAGAUUAGCCACCCGGAGGAGGAGGGUGACCUGGCAGACAUCAAGUCUUCUUUAGUCAACGAGAGUGAAAUCAUUCCAAACAGCCACGAGGUAAACAGGGGGAUUGAUCUCACAGCAGGCACCUGAGUGAGUGUGGAGAGGCACUGGUGUUUGCGUGCACACGUGUGUGUGGUUACAGGAGUUAUCCGUAAACCAGAUGGAUAGGAUCUGUUUCUUAGUAUGGCUGUUAUAGCUCACGGAGCAGUAACAUUGCAGAGGACGUCACUUGCUUUUGAGUCAAUGUUUCAUAUUGACAUGCUGCGUUAGAAAACCAACUAUUUAUUGAUAAUAUGAACCGGCUGCUUAGAAUUCUAACUUCACUUGCAUGAUUGUUUAUGGGAGCAAUCACCAUAGAAACCAUUGGAAUGUUUCUGAUUGCACCAUUCUUAGAACGUUGCCCCUGGCCUGCUUCCCUUGACUUAUAGGGGCUAUGUAACUGUUGCCUAACCCAUGAUUACAGCAGUCCACGUCAUGAUGUGUCACUCAGGUUUUAGUAGCAGUUCAUCUGAUAUCCCCUUCUAACACAACAAAAGAUGGCUCUUGACACACACUGAAUGAACUGACCUGAAAGCAUAGCCCAGGUCACAAAAGUUCAACAUUUUGGAAUGUUAUCAUGUAUGUAACUAGAUUUAUACAAUAAAAUGUGGUGAGUUGAAAAUCCUUUUGCAAAGUUUAGUCCAUAAUUGCCUGAUAGGGUGAGAAGAAUCUUCUAAUUAGCUGGAGCAUUUAAACUUUUCCAUAUUGAUGACUUUUGUUUAAAUAACCACACCAACCUGCUGUAAUAGUUAUGGUGCCAGGUGUAUCCUGGCCCAGUUCACCAAUAAUAGAGGAAACCAUUAUAGCAAUGGUUUGCCCUCAUAUCUGGGGUCCCUGCUGGACUCCAAUGCUUCCUGUUGGUUCAGUGACACGUUUCCUGCUUCUUCAGUGCUGCAGAAGUCGAAAGCUGCUGCCAUCGCCAUUACUUUGAGAAUGUCAGCCGCCCGCUCUCAGCCAGUGAAUGCAAGUCUGUGCAAAGUUGCACAGAAUUGACAUUGGCUGAUGACGGGUAAAACGCUGCACAUACAGACUCCAGGUGUGGAGACCACUUCAAAUCACUGAAGAGGUCAUGGUGCAUGGAGUAACCCUUUUCAUCUUUUAUAAUUGUGGAUUCAUCACACACCUGGGUUUAAUCAGUAUACACUGAGGGGUUUAUUCACUAAGCUACAAUUUUUAGGAAAUCAAAAUGGCAAAACAAAAUUUCGACAGAAAUAGCAAAGGUUUGACUGUAGUCAUGUUGAAUUUUUCUUCUCUAUAAUUCGGAAUUAGGUUAAAAAAAACCCUUGACUUGUGGUGCAUUGAAAACCAAAUUGCUAAAUGUAGGCAAAAAUAGUUCAAGAUUUGAAUAUAACCGAGCUGGAUGAAUAGUCUAAAUCAGGAAUUUUUGCCUAAUUUGUGUACUUUGUUCUUCAAUUCACUAGAAUUGGGUGUUUAAUGAAUAAAUGCCACUGUUAAUUGAAUAUAUUCAGCUGAGAUAUCAAUUAAAUCUAUUGCAGGGUUGCCAUUUCAUAAGCAUUGGUUUUGACUUCUUGGACAGUCUGUUUCUUCUAGAAAGCCUGUCAUAUAAUUGGGGUUUCUCUCCAACCAGUUUAAAGAAAGAGGUGAAAAAAAAUUAAAAACAAAUGUGUAUUUGAAUGUAGAAAGCAUGUGUUUGUUAUAUGUGAAAUAACAGCUGUGGCCACUUCACAAAUAAGAGCACUUAUAAUUGGGCGUUAUAAAGCAAGGAAACAAUAUCUCUGAAUAUUGUCACCUGUGGAGUGGUAGCUAUCUGUUGUAUCUCUAUAAAGAGCUAGAUUUAUGUCACUCAUGGCCUUCAAGAAUUGCAUCCAGUCGGCUUCUUUAUAGUUUUUCUAGAUUCUAUAUUUUGCAAGCAUCUGUCGCAGUUGAAUGUUGUUGCACAUUUUGUUACGUCCUGUUGCUUUAUUCUGGGCAAAGUGCCAUUAAGGUGGAGAAUCACAGCUUUGUGCCAACUGUUCUGGAGAUUAAUUUUCAUGAUGGGAUUCCCCUUCAGUACUGUUUGUUUUUGUUGCUGUGGUUUCACUGUAGUUUGGUAGUGGAUUCAUGGCCCCCACUAGACCGAUAUAACAUGCUACUUUUAAUAUUCCCUGUGAUAAUCAUAUCUUCGUUAUUUAGUUGUGUUUUUUUUUUGUGUUGCGGGGGAGGGUUCCAAGUGGACAUCCGAUGAUUAGUAGCAGUAACAUGAAGGAACAUUUAGCAGCGCUCUUGAGUUCCAAAAAUAUUUACACCGUAAUAAUUUAGAUUACUGGGUUUUCACCCCCAGGGGCUGGACCCAAACUCUGUAUCCCCAGGUUCCAUAUUCAUUGUAAACGAAGUUUACUGUCGUGACGCUGCUUCCCUGGCUUCAGUGGUGACCAUUUGAAGCGUCUAAUGUAGAUGUUUUUCUUUAGAGUGUGUGUGUGUGUGUGUGUGUGUGUGUGUGUGUGUGUGUGUGUGUAUAUAUAUAUAUAUAUAUAUAUAUAUAUAUAUAUAUAUAUAUAUAUAUAUAUAUAUAUAUACACGCAGAUGCACAGGUCCUAUGUACAUAAUGUGGGACCUUCAUUAAAAAAAAAAAUGGUUAAGAACAAUUGCUUUAGAACAAAGUAUUGUAUAACCUGUCAAGGAUGUGUUCUACUCCUUACUAAUUCUUUUUAGCAAUGCAUUUUUAUUAAGUAGCUUACAGGACCAAUAAAAGCAUCCAGACUACUUUAUCUCAAUGAAAUGAUCUGGGUGCAGUGGUCCUUUAGUUUUAAUUGCUGUUUAAUAGAUAUGGCAAUGCUUAAAUUGCAGGGUUAAAUACACCUCUAGUGAGGCGCUUCCAUUGUUAGAAACAAAAUAAAACUCUUUUCUCACAGCUAACCUCCUUUUCAUUGGAGGAGCACAGCGCUGGGCACACAUGCACUUUUUGUCACCAAUCCUCCCCUGAGGAACCAUUGGAUUAGACCAGUUUUCCAAACUCUGGCCCUCCACAUGUUGCUGAACUACAACUCACAUGAUUCUUUGAAUUCAAUAUCCAGAGAAUCGUGGGAGUUUUAGUUCAGCAACAUCUGGAGGGCCAGAAUUUGGAGAACCCUGGAUUAGACGAAAGAUAAUUUUCAUCUCGAGAGGCAGAUCAAGUGGCUGCAAGUUCUCUAUCUCUUGUUGGAAAACAAAAGGUAAGCAAUAACCUUUAUUCUAUAAUUUAUUUAAGUUUGGGGGUGAAGGGAUUCAUCUUAAUAAAGAGAACACUAUAGUUUUAGGAAUACACUAAAGUAUUCCUAACACUAUAGUGUUCCUUUUAUUUACAACACAAACAGGAUACACAGUAUAUACCUAAUCACGUGCACUAAUAUGAGAGCACAAUGACUGUGAGCUUCUUGUUGAGUCUAUAUUUCACAAUCAUAGUCCAUACAAUGACUUCUAAAGCAAUGAUGUGUUCUUAAGACCCAAGAAAGAAAGUACGUACACAUGUUCUAGUAACAAUUUCAAUGAUGAUAUAUAGUAGAUUUUUUAAAGUUAAAGGACCACUAUAGUGCCAGGAAAACAUACUAGUUUUCCUGGCACUAUAGUGUCCUGAGGGUGCCCCCACCCUCUGGUCCCCCUCCCGCCGGGCUCUAGGAGGUUGAAGGUGUUAAACUUACCUUUUUCUCCAACGCCGGGCGGGGGACUCUCUGCCUCCUCUCCUCCUGCUCGGCUGAAUGCGCAUGCGCGGCAAGAGCCGCGCGCGCAUUCAGCCAGUCUCAUAGGAAAGCAUUCACAAUGAGACAGCCACUAGAGGCUGGAUUAACUCUAAUAUAAACAUAGCACUUUCUCUGAAACUGCUAUGUUUAUAGAAAAAAGGGUUAAUCCUAGAUGGACCUGGCACCCAGACCACUUCAUUAAGCUGAAGUGGUCUGGGUGCCUAUAGUGGUCCUUUAAGACCAUUUUGGUCAGCGCAUUUUGGUUGCGUGAAAAAAAAGGUUUAGGACGUAUAUAUUGCGCGUUAAGGGUAUAUUAACCAUGUACUGAUAUGAUAUACUUUGCUGCCAUCACAACAUGGUCUUUAAAGCCUAUUAUGGAAUUUACUGCUUAAUUACUGUGGAUAGCUGUAUAUAGCACUGCUGUCAGUAAAUAAUUGGGUCGUUCAUUUUAUUUGUGAUCCUUAAAGGCGAGAUUGUUAUUACAGCAUAGAUUAUCAUUGGUCCUUUUAGGAUUUAAACAAAGGUAAGAAAGAAUACCGUUAAACUAUAAUGGACUGUAGUAAACGUGCAUCCAGGCAUUCAGAGAACUAGAGACUGCCCUGACCCUAUUAAAAUAACCCAUUUAAAUAAGCAUAGUGUCAUAACAUGCCUUUUGACAGUAUUAGUGUAAAUAAGGGGAAAAAUAGGAUCAGAUGGUUGACACAAUAGCCUGGAAGAGGUCCGUCUUACCAGAUACCCUACUUCCUUUUUUAUUUAUUUAUUUGGGCCUUUUGCCAUCCCAAGUAGGAGGGCUGUGGAGUCAGUACUCAAUUUAUUGGUUAUCUCAGCCAUUGAGGCAGGGUAUGCCAAGGUCAGUAAAAACACCUUUCCCAAUCAGAGGGUGGCAUUGACACACAUUCUCUCACACACUCACAAAUUUAUAAUGUUUUUUAUUCAAUUUAUAUCCAUCCAGCCUCCAUACCUUUGGGAGAGCUGGAUUGGAUCCUUUCCCUAGGGUCCAGUGUGACUCCUGUUUAGUGAUGCUAGGGCCGGAGUGACAUCAUAUCCAGGCUCCCAGAAUCACCGCAGGGCACAUGAGGGAGCAGAGCAAGAUGAGCAGGAAGAUGACCGCUCCCUUAGGGCCGCCUCCAUAGCUCGCAGCCGUCUGGCUCGGGUGGUCCAGGCGCCAGGAAAAUAUUCUGGCAUUUGGCAAGCGCUGAGAUAGAUUGAGACAUUGAUAUUUCUCCCUAAAUGUGUGUGUGUGUGUGUGUGUGUGUAUAAUAUAAUAUAUAAAAAUGUUAUUAUACACACACAUUUAGGGAGAACUGGCACAUGGCCUUACCACUAGGUGACCGGCUGGAGAAAGAUGUACCAUUGUGCACAUGCGUGCCAUUCAUGAGUAAAAAAGUAAACUACACGCUGAUGUUUUCUGUUUACGUGUAAACUCCCACCAUCUUUUUAAUCAUAUAAUAGAAUUGCCUUUUGUAUGUAUGCAGUAAGGAAAACAUUAUUUGAUUUUUAUAGGAAAUGGGACUAUUUCUUGACUUUUGCUGCCAAGUCGCGGCCCAAACUGCAAGUAUAUGAGUCCGCAGGCCUAGCUUAGACAUUUUUGGGGGUUGACUUGUGUCUCAAAUAUACAGGCAUAAAUCUAUAAAACAACUUUAGGUUUUGGUGGUCUACUGCCGCUUAUAUACGUUACAUUGAGUAACCCAAAACUGCGUUCUACUCCUCCUCCCUGCAAAGUAGACUUGGAAAGAGAAGAUAGGGAAGAGUAACUAACAUAGAGGGAAGCAGGCCUCUUGAUGUCAAUGUAGUUAAAAUUGCAUAGUCCAUGAGAAGAGUUUCUAACCGUUAGUGGGCGUCUUUUUCCUAAUUAUGUUCUGGGUGGAUGUUGGCCUGAACUUUGAAUUGCAACAUCGUUGCAACAUGAAAUGUUUUGAUAGUGGCAGAAUGGCAAUGGCACUAAUUAUGUUAGUAAAAUUGUGCCAGAGUGUGUGUGUGUGUGUGUGUCUGUAUGGUAAGGGAAAAAAAUUAAUAAAAUAAACAAAUGACUGAUUAUUAUUAACAUAAAUGUUUUAUAUCAUUAACAAAUUAUGUUAAAUCAAAAACCUCGAUUCUUGGUUAGUUUAGUAGUUCAGCAGGGUAAAAAGAAAAUUAAAUUUAACAGUUGAUAGCUGUAGGAUUCUUUUACAGAGAUGUUAAAAGAUGAUGCAUAAAAAUACAAUAUAGAGGGCAUACCACAUGUGUCAGUUUCCAAAUAUUGUAUUUGCUUUAUAAGGCUAAACAGGAAUACGAAUUGGGAGUGAAAAAGCACAAAGACAAUUAUCUUCUGUACUGAAAUAGUUUGUGUUUUCAUUCAAUACCUGCAGGAGCCCUGCUAGAGCAUUAUAAAUUAAAGGGUUAGUGCAACCAAAAAUAAACUGUGGUUUUUAUAAAACACAGUUUUUGGUUAAAGUAGUCCUAAUCUUGCUGGUCAAUGACCUCCUGUCUCCAACUCUCCAGAUUAACAGAAUACAUAAAUGAAACCUCUAAAGUUACCUUACUCUCCAGCUUUACACUCUCCCCCAGUGACAUCACUGCCCCUCGCAGGAGGGAGGACAGGUUGACGGUAGAACAGGGACAGCCGGGGGUAGAUGGGUGUGGCAUGCCACCAUUGGCUCUCUGGUGGUAGCAUGCUGUCCGUGCUGGUGUAAUUUUGCACAUAAUUGACAAAUUAACAGUAACCAUUAGAAACUCUAGUUCUGGGCUGGCUGCCAGAGGUGGGGUUGCACCUGCUGUAGAGGUGUUAAUCUCCUUAUGUGCAAUGUUGUAAGUGAAAUGUUUCAUGUACAGACUCCAGGCUCAAAUUAAUGAAGUGGUCAUGGUGCUUGGAGUAACCCUUGACACAAUGUGUACAGAGAUGUUGUAUUAUGAAAAGGAAAGGAAGUCACAUGCUCAAAUUAACCUCCACCAAUCAAAUUAGCAAAACAUUAUUAUUAUUUUUUUUCAAAUAAUUUUUAUUAAAGUUUUUAAAUUUUGUAUAACAAGUAAUAAUAAUACAAACAUUGUAUUAGGAGUAGGAAAGGAAGGGGAACUUGGAAAUGGGAAGGGUUAUCCAUCCAUCAUUGAAAUAAGCAUAACAAUGUAUAUGGCAAAACAUUUUUUACAUCAAUGCACUUUAACAAUAAAUAUAUCAAAGACCAUAAACUGUUUUGAUUUUUUUUCUUCCCAUUUAUCCCAAUUAUAUUUUAAUAUUAGGAAACCAUGCAUAUUAGCUCUAUGCGAUAAUUUGUGUGCCUUGUUUUCUAGAAUUAAAUUAAAAACUUCUCUGAGAGAUGGCACAUUUUGGGACUUCCAAUGUCUAGGUAAACAGGAUGUAGCAGCGAUCAGAAUGUGGCCUAUGAUUAUUUUAUCUGAUCUAUUAACGGACUCCGGGAGUUUUUUUUAAAUAAGGCUAGUUCCGAAGUUAAGAUGCUAAUGGGUCUGUUCACUUUAAUAAUUAGAUCAUGAAUCAUUUUCCAAUAAUUAGUUAAUUUGGGGCAAAACCACCAGAUAUGGGCCAUAUUGCCCACACCUCCACAGUCUCUCCAACACCGGUCAGAAUACAUAUUGUUCAUGUUGUGCAAUAUAGAUGGAGCCAGGUACCAGCGAUAUAAAAUUUUAUAAUGAUUUUCAAAAUGGUCGGUGCAAUACGAAAUACCUUUUAAACCUUUAAAAAAAACGAAUCAUUCUUCUAAAUCGUACUGUGCACCCAACUCCGUCUCCCAUGACAACAUAUGUUUUAAUUUACAAAGGAAAAAAUAGAGAUGAGGAAAAAGCAACCCUUGAAGAAAAGGGAGCAAAAUCCCUCAAAACCAGUACCCCAAAUAGAGCAAAUUAUUAAAAAUUACAAACGGAUGUGUAUCUAGCACAAGUAACAAAAUAAUAAACUUUUAUUGAUAAUUAGAAAAAUCCAGAUACCACAUAUCUAAAAUAUACCAGACAGCCUCAAAAUAAAAGGUGGAGGGACACCAAAAGAAAAUAUUCCAGUCCAGAUCAAUAUAAAAUUCGGAGAUAGACACUAGGUGAAUAUAUCGACUCACUCACAAAGUAGCAAAGAUUAUAGUUACUACAGAGUGUAGCAAUAUCUGUGAAAAAAAAAGUAUAUAAUUUCCAUAUUCUUAGAGACUUACUGGAAUAGAAUCAGGGUCCUCCCAACCAAUAUGAUAUUAAAUAUCUAUAAAUGAAGCCCACCCUCUCCUCUCUUAUCCCCGCUUACUGUGCCCUUGAGAAAGGCGAUACUGUGUCGCCGAAACGCGCGUUGUUUUUUUUUUUUGGGGGUGGGGGGGAGGUGGGCUUCUUUUCCACACCCUACAGACAGCUCUCUUGAAGUCUGCUACAGCAAAUACAAGAACCUUCUCUAUCUACUCUUACUUUAUUUUCCUUCCACUUGCCGCUCUCUGUCCUUUUCGAUUUACUAAUCUUUUUGAUUUAUACUGAGAUAAUCUAGCUAAGAUAUUUUUAUAGUAAGCCAUCAAGAGUAAGCAAGCUAUAAACUGCUCUUAAGCAGUAUUUAUAUAUAUUUUUUUUCACAUGUAAGAAGGGGAAGAAAGAGGAGGCAAUAAGAGGGGAUAAGAGAGGAGAGGGUGGGCUUCAUUUAUAGAUAUUUAAUAUCAUAUUGGUUGGGAGGACCCUGAUUCUAUUCCAGUAAGUCUCUAAGAAUAUGGAAAUUAUAUAAAGUCCUAUUGUCUCCUUGCACACACACUUCAAUGUGGAUUUCUGCCUGGUGCUGUCAAGCCAAUGCCAUAAUAUGCACAAAUAUAGGGAACAAGAGGCAAGCACUCACGGUCUUUUGGUUUCUUUAAAACGAUUUUCCUUUUAUUUCAUUGCUUAAAACUUGAUCGACGUUUCAGCCACAGUACAUGGUUUUCAUCUUUCAAUUCCGGGUAGCGGUAGAUUGACGCAUGCGCAGAGAUGGCGAUAGAACGCCGGGGAAGCGGUACAGCCUUCAGGUGGUGAGUGUUUUAAUCAUUAAUUGUAUAAUUUGUUUUGCUAUAUAAACGUGUUAUUUGUAAUGCAUAUUUUGAGCUGUAAAGAUCCUGAUGAAAGCCAUGUACUGUGGCUGAAACGUCGAUCAAGUUUUAAGCAAUGAAAUAAAAGGAAAAUCGUUUUAAAGAAACCAAAAGACCGCGAGUGCUUGCCUUCUUGUUCCCUAUAUUUAUGGAAAUUAUAUAGAUACUUUUUUUUUUUUUUUUCACAGAUAUUGCUACACUCUGUAGUAACUAUAAUCUUUGCUACUUUGUGAGUGAGUCAAUAUAUUCACCUAGUGUCUAUCUCCGAAUUUUAUAUUGAUCUGAACUGGAAUAUUUUCUUUUGGUGUCCCUCCACCUUUUAUUUUGAGGCUGUCUGGUAUAUUUUAGAUACGUGGUACCUGGAUUUUUCUAAUUAUCAAUAAAAGUUUAUUAUUUUGUUACUUGUGCUAGAUAUACAUCCGUUUGUAAUUUUUAAUACUUUGCUCUAUUUGGGGUACUGGUUUUGAGGGAUUUUGCUCCCUUUUCUUCAAGGGUUGCUUUUUUCUCAUCUCUAUUUUUUCCUUUGUAAAAUUGUUAAUUAAGGGUUAAGCCCUCUUAGUACCCCUGUAACCCUUUCCUUUGCACUCCUUGCUGGAUUUCUUCUAUCUAGGAGUGCAUUUUGUUCAAAUUCUUAUUCUAUGUUUUAAUUUAACUAAGGGAUGGCAUUAUAAAACAAAUAACAUAAGGAUAUCAUACCUUUCCUAGUGGGGCUGUAUAAAAAAAACUUUCUCUAAAGGAGAUAUCUCAAGUGAUUUAUAGUUUUUAUCUGUUUCAGAUACCUGGUAUAUUUCUUUCAAUUUGCCAAUGAUUAGCAUACAUUCCAGUUCACAUACAUUUGAUAAUCCAUACUUAAGCUUCAAUUUUUCCAAAGAAAGAAUAGCAUUGCCAUAAUUUUUUUUAUCCAGACUAGUUAUAGAGGAAUCCUUCAACAGUUCUAUUUUUAAGGAUGGUAUAUAAUCUAUCAAUAACUCAAUAGGCAUUGCUCUAUAUAAACUGGGAGACUGGUCAUUUUUAAAAACAAUGUCCCAGGCCUUAAGCGUAGUCUUGGUAGAUAAAAAUAAUUUUGUAAUUCCAGGUCUUUUCUUAGGAUUUAACCAAGGUAAUUCUGAUAAUCUAACCAGUAAAAUUUUCGAUUCUUCUAUUUCCAUCCAUCUGGGUUUAUCAACCUGGUUGUUAAAGUUCACAACCACUGCAGCGUUAGUGGCGAAAUAAUAUUUGCGGAUAUCAGGGACACCGAUACAGCCAUUCGAUUUAUGGUGCUACAGGGAAGUGAGCCUCACUUGGGCAGGCUUGUUCCCCCAGAUAAACUUCAGCACUGUCGAGUGAACUUUAUUAAAAAAUGAUAAUGGGAUGGACAGAGGAAUGGUCCUAAAAAAAUAUAAAAUUUUGAGGAGUAUCAUCAUUUUAAUAAAUGCGACCCUCCCCAGCCAUGAGAGCUCCAUCCCGCCCCAUCUCUUUUUGUAAGUCUGACCAUGCUUUCCUCAAGUUGUGAUUGUGCAUAUUGACCAAAUUUUUGCAUAAAUUAAUGCCAAGAUAUUCCAUAUAGUCAGUUCUCCAAUCAAAUAAAUAUGAUUUCUUAAGGGCAAUGGUUUCCAAAUUAUUUAAAUGAAACGGGAGGGCCUGAGUUUUGGACUUGUUUAAUUUGUAAUACGAUAUCUCGCCAAAUUGAGUUAAAAUGUCCUUGAGGUGUUUCAAAGAUUCUUUUGGGUUUUUGACAGCUGGAUUAUAUCGUCUGCAAACAAGCCAAUUUUGUGAACGGUUCUUUAAUAGCAAUUCCUACAAUUUGUGGGGUCGUUCUAAUUAGUUCGGCCAGUGGUUCUAUCGCUAAAACUAACAAAAUUGGAGAUAAAGGGCACCCCUGUCUCAUCCCAUUGGUUAGAGAGAAAGUUUUGGAUGUGAAGCUAGAAGCUGAGACAUGGGCGGAGGGUGCGCAAUAUAGCGCCUUAAUUGCUGUGAUAAAGGAAAAUGGUAAGUUGAACCUCCAUAAAUAUCCCCAAUGUAUCCUGUCAAACGCUUUCUCUGCGUCUAGAGAUAGAAGCAAAGAAGGCGUUUUGGUCAUAUUGGUAUGCUGAAUCAAGUUUAUGAAUCUUCUAGUUCCGUCUGGCGCCUGUCUAUCCUGUACAAAACCUACUUGAUCCUUAUUAAUUUGGUUAAUUUAUUUGCGAGAAAUUUAGAAUAAAUCUUUGAGUCAUUAUUAAUCAGAGAAAUGGGCCUAAAGUUAGGGCAUCUAUCGGGAGUUUUUCCCAGCUUUGGCAAGGUGACUAUUCGUGCGCACAAGGACUCCUCCGGCAUCUUUUCCCCAGACUUAUAGGAAUUGAACAUUUUAGUCAUAUGGGGAAUUAAAAUUUCCGGAAAAGUUUUAUAAUAUAAAAUAGUGAAUCCAUCGGGACAUGGGGCUUUUCCAGAUAGCAAAACAUUUCUUAAUGUAGGUGUGCAGGUGGACCUACUGCAUAUAGUCACAGGAUGCAUCUGUUUUACUUUUUUGUUGUUUGUUUUGGAAAAUAUAUAACUUUCUAUUAGUUUGGCUCUGUAUUUUAAAACCAUUCAACAGGCUAUAAAAUGUGUUCUUUAUAGGUAUAUUAUCUAUCCAAAACUCUAGUUAGGGACAAUAAAUAAAAUAGCCGUCAAACCAUAUACUUUCCUGUUUUGAUGCCUGCAAGGUUUGUAGCUUUGUUAAACUUUGUGAUGUAGUAAACUGUGUCAUGCUGCUUUUUAACUUGGUAAUUAUAAAUCCUUUAAAUUAAACACAUGAAAAUGAAAAAUCAACCAAGCUGCAUUUUGAGAGAAAUAUAUUAUGUUAUUAACUACUGUCCUACAUGACUUCAGAAAUGACACUGCGUUACCCAUUUAACCACCUGAGUCUCUUAUCUUUUAAAAUUCUGUCUGCUUUUGUUUUGCCUGCAUAUGAACUUUUUAUUAUUUAUCUUAUCUAAGAUUAUACCUCUUUUCACUCUUGUAUAUUUUCUGCGGAUUUGUAAAUUUUAUCUGAUCAGUAAUGUCUAUAUUUUAGACAUAUAUACAUGCAUUUGUAUGUAUCUGUAAUUUAAUUUUAAUAGCCUUUGGAAAAAUGUCAGUUCUCUAAGUAUGGACCUAAUCUUAAAGCUGUUCUGUUACCUCUGAUCUUGAAAUACUCGCGUUGCCCGAACACAAUCAAAAUAUAUAAGACAAUGUAGGGAGUACUUUUGUUCCAUGAGCAAAGUCCAUGUUUACAAUAGGCAGAGCUUCCGCUGUCACCUUUUCUCAAUUUUGUUGGAAAUGUGAAUCUUCUUGCUCAUCGAGUGAGUUGGUCCAUGAAGGAUCCUGUGGCUUUCCGUGGGAUCAUUGUCCCUGUAAAAUGAGAACUUUCUCCCAAAUGCCAGCUUUUCAGUUGACGAAAAUAGGUUCUUCUGUUGUAUUGUGCCAUUUUACUCAAAUCAGUCUUCAUUUAACUUUCACAAUAUUCUCAGGUCUUAAUGAUGAAAAACAACCCAAAGCAAGUUGUUGCUACCACCAUGUCUUACUAUAGGGAGUGUUUGAGGUAUGGGCAUUGUUAUUUUCUUGGUUUUAUUUUUUCCCCACUCAUACGGGUUUUAAACUGUGAGCAAAAGCCUUCAUCAUCACAUCAGGACAAUAUCUUAGUCACGUUCAUCUUGUGCAUUUUAGCUAAUUUUCAUAUGGCUGUUUUUCAGUAAUAUCAUUUUUCUUGCCAACCUCGCAUGCUGGCUAGUUGAUACAGAGUAUUGAAAUUGUUACCUACAGCUUUGGUCGAUGAACUCUGCAGCUUAAUUUAAAGCACCGUGGCCUUGUCUUGGUUUCUCACACACUUCUCUGUUCUAUAUGUAAAAAGUUCAAUAUGUAACCUGAAUUUCAGAAAAUGAAAAUGUGUGAGAAUUGGUCAAGGGUCUAAAUAUACAUUUGCAAGUUGCAUUGUAUUUGGUCCAAACUAUUGACAAUCAAUGAAAAAUUGUUUUGUAGACUCAAAUAAGUCUGUGUUUUGCAUGCUUACAAUGCACAACUAAUUCUAAAACCCAUCUUUACAGAACUGUUAUCUUUGUUAAAGGUAAUGAUUUUCAUACAUUAGGUGGAAGAUGUAGGUAAAACGGGUACUAUUGUUGGUGCAAAGUGCUAAACAUUAAGAGACAUCAUAUUGGUUUCCAUGGCAAUUGGUAUUAAUUUAGCACUCUGUUCCAUUUCCUUUGAUAUAUUUCCCCUCCCCUUGUCUGCACCGACUGUGAGUGUAUUUAACUACUCUUCUCUUAUAAGAUAAUUACAAACCAUUUUAUCUAAUGUAAAAGUCUAUUUAUAUACAAUCUUAUCCAAAUAUUAUAUAUUUUUUUUUAUUAUUGGUUGUCUUUUUUUUAUGCACUCUUUUGGUGACAUUGUACUCAAUUUAAAUUUAGGUUUAAUUUUAUUUUCAUCUAACCAGACGAUCAGUUACAAUUACAACUCAGUGAUGUGUCAGUGUUGUGGUGUUUUAUUUAUUUAUUUAUUCCUUGUGGAGGUGACUGUCAUGGCAUUGUAUCUCCAUUUUAAACCAUCAAUGACAGAUAGGCCUGCAAAGAGUUUGUGAAAUCAGCAGACAAACGGACUCUGUGACUUGUACAGUAGUUUCAAACUUCCGCUGUGCAGGAAAUAGGAAAGGGUUCUUUAAACUCUCUGAUUGUCCAGUAAUGCCCAAAAAAGAAAUCGUAUGUUUAUGUAUAUGUGUGUGUGUGUGUGUAUAUAUAAUUCUUUUUUUAUAAACACACAAACAAUUUUAUAGUUAUAAAAGCUUCUUUAAUAGAAGAUAUUGAUGGUCAGCACUAGGGCUUGACCAAUAUAAUUUCUUUUAAGCGGCAAUACCGAUUAUCACUUUGAAAAAAGAAACCUAGUUUCUACACAAAUCUGCCAUUAACUAAACAUAUUUAUUGUUUAAUUGUUUUGUAUUUUUUUGUAAAUCUUUCUUUGAGUGGUGAAUGCACAAAAUAUACAUGCCAGUCAGAUUUUAUAAUAAUGUGUGUGUGUGUGUGUGUGUGUGUGUGUGUCAAUGUCAAUAUGUGGGGUAGGAUUGGGGCUGCAUUCUAUGGGCAUAACCUUAAUUUUUUUUAAAUUUCAUUCCCUCCUCCCUGCUUCUAACCUGUGGCUAGGGAAUAUUACAUUAACUUGUGGUCCAGUGGCUAUGUGCAGGCUGGCAUGAGCUUGUAUAUUGAAGAGGGAAUCAUGGUUCUGCUUCAUUAAAACAUUAUAUACAAGGUUUAGUAUUUUUCCACUGUUAAUUGCCCAUGUAGCGCACAGACUAUUCUUUGUAGAAUUUUUUCCAAUCCCUUACAACUUAUAUACUCCAUUCUAAAUGCCUCUUGUCUAACAGAAUUAAUACUGGUCUUCAGGGUGUUUUUGCAGUGCCAACAGAUAUGUCUGUGAAAACUGCAAAGGUCUAUGGAAAAUAUAGUUACAAUUCUAUAAUCUUGGGUUGUACGAUACUAUUGACAUUUUCCACCACAAAUAUCAGGAAAUACAAGUUUUUAUUAACAAAAUAAUAAAAGAUUUCUGUUGAAAACAUUUAAUUUUGUGUGUUGACCGCUUUCAUGAUGUAUCCCAUUUAAACUCACACCCAUUUUAAUAUAAGGCUUGAUGAUGAUUAGUAUUAUUUACAAUGCCCACAACAAAUUCUGUAGCGCUAUACAAUAUUAUGAUUGUUUGCUGGUAAUUGUAUUAUUCUGCUGAUUAACAAGCAAACAUAUUCAUAUUUUUCUUAAGAUAAUACCUUUUAUCAAAUCUGUUAACCCCUGCCCAUGAGAUAUAUUUCCCCCCAAAAUUUUGUAACUGUUUAUUUGGGGGGGGAACAACUACAUACAGGAAUCAAAUUGCAAAUUCCCAUUCAGACUGGCGCUUGGCUGGUUUUAAAAGAAGAGGACCAUUGAUGAAAUCUUUAGUUCUUUCCCUUAACUUUUAAACUUGGGAUAAUUUUGUAGAUAUACCGAAAUAACAGAAUGUUAAUAAAGAAUAAGACUUGUUUACCACUAUAUGCAAUUGUGGAAGCCCAAAAAACUACACUUGCGUGUUCAUGGUUAAAGGGACAUCAUAGGCACCCUGACCACUUCAUCUUAUUGAAGUGGUCUGGGUGCAGUGUCCCGCUGCCCUUAAGUCUGCAAUUCAUUGCUGGGUUAAGACUGCCUCUAGUGGCUGUCUCCCAGAGAGCUACUUGAGGCAUUUCCUGCAGUUUCACAGAGUUUAACUCUGUGAAAUGAUACUGGAUGUCCCCACACUUUGCACGAGGAUGUCCAGUGUCUUUAGAAACCCCAUAUGGACACAUUUCUAAAAUGCUUUCCUAUGGUGAAGUCCUAAUGCGCGCGUGGCACUUGCCACGCAUGUGCAUUAGGUUCCUGGACAUUGUGACGUUGAAGGAGAGCCAGCGUUGAAAUUUAUGGCACUAUAGUAUUGUGUUGUGGGACAUGGGGGAAAUUCAGUUCCGUUUUAAAGGUUUUCUUUUGCUAUUUAACUGUUCUCUCGUUACACCAAUCCUAUUCAUUGUUUAACUUCCUUACUAAUCCUUUAGCUGCACUUCUCAUUUACUUUACUAAAUCUUGCCACUCAUUACAAGGAAAGAUGGAUGCCAUCGUAAACCACUUUCUCUCUAUUUGAUUAACACCAAGAACAUAAUUCUCCACCCUCCUUUUACUUUCAAACCUUUGUGUCUCCAGCACUGAGGAAUGGGCAUUUGCUCUUCUUUCCUUUUCAGAUCCCAAAAAAGCCUAUCCCACAGACCUCAUUUAACCUAUCUAGUCAAACAGCCCUAUCUUACGUAUAGGAUGCUAUUAGAACAACCAAUCUGGGGAGAGAAAAAUCCUUUUAUUCUAGCUACAUCCAUUUAUUUUCUUUUGUAGCUAAAUUACUGUAAACACUUGAUUAACUUCAUUUGAUCUUUUAUCUCUCUUGACCAUCUUCAGUCUGUUUUUGACCCUAUUCAGUACAAGGCUGCUUUAACAAGGUAUGCAAUUACCUGAUCUCUACCAAAUCUAAUGGACACUUCACUGCUAAUAUCCUAUGGACAUGUGUGCUGCUUUUUGUCACUGCUAUUUCUUGACAUGCUGUUUUCCAUGAUUAGCCUUGAUACAAUGCUUGCCUGGUUCGUGUCAUGCGUUCCUUCUCUGUGUCCUUUUCUGCUAACUAAUUUUCCUUUCCUUUUCUCUCUGUUAGCGUACAUCAAUUAAAGAACCAUGGCCCAAUACUUUUCUUCCUCUAAAACACUAUUUUCUGUACUUUUUUUUUAUGAUUUGAUUUCUAAUAACCAUAUAGUAAUAAUCAAAUAGAGUUUUCCUCUCUUGAUAUUUCCCCUCCCUCUCAUUUUACACUUUACCAGUAGUGUGUCUUCCAUCUUCUUAUGCGUGACCCACCUCUACCAGAAACCUAAUCUCUCUAAAACUGAACUAGUAAACAUUUUGUUUUUUUCCGACUCCCUCCCUACUACUCAAACCUUCCCUUACUAUGGAUGUAUUUCUAUUGGUUUAUAUACCCAGCCAACUGAAUGUGUAAUGUCUCUGUUCCACAUUUAACCAUGUUUCCAGUACUGUGUCCGCCACCAAUAUUACUCAUAUACCAGUCUUCUGAAGGCUUGCAGUCUUAUUAUAGAGUCCUCUUCUCCCUAACUAUUAAUUCAUGUCAUCAUCUGUUGAUCUCCACCUCUCAAGUCCUACAUUUCCUACCUAAAGGACUUUCCCCUACAUUGGUUUUCCUACGUUCUUGUAAUUUGACUUUAAUUUGCAAUCACAUAAACUGUACAAGCCUUGAGCAGCCAUCCAUCUUCACAAUUGUAUGUCUAAUUGUAUUUAAUAGCAAGAACAUUUGGGGGGAAAAAAUGUAAAGGUGGUGCAAUAAGAAAUAAUAUAACCUUGAUUUCUGUGGUGAUUGAUGACUUUGCUACUGAUCCUCCUUGCCUCAUUACUGUUACAGUGGAUAAUACACUUGCUCUGUAACUUAGCUUGUUUCAAAUGUGAUGAAGUAAGUCUAAGCAUGUUAUUUAAUUGGCCCAACCCUGAUGUCUUAUAUCAAGUCACAGUUGCCUCCUAAGAUGUUGUGGAGAUAACAGGAAGUAGAAUAAAACUAAACUGAAUUAACAGGAAGUGUGUGGGACAUCCAUGCAAUAUCCAGUGCUUAAUUAUGAUUUUGUUUUCCAAUGCUUUCCUUUUUGCUUAUUGCCAUUCUAUGAAAUGAUUUAUGCAACUAAUACACAUGUAAAUGUAGAUAAAUUCACCCCUUUUAGUGAAGAGGUUUGGGGGGAUAAUCAUGUUAUUCUUAGUUAGUUGCUUAAAAACUGUGUAUUUUUUUAACUGAAUUAAGUUUGUUAAAUGUCAAACGUUAAAAAGUAAAAAAAAAAGGGGGGGAAAAAAGCCUUUUCAACAAGAUUUAUUUUAACAUCCGAGACUUUCAUCUGCCAGGAAGUGAAUACAUUAACAUACAAACUGUGUAAUUAGUAUCAGAUGGUAUGGCCAACAGUUUAAUAAACACAUUAGCGGAUACCUGUUUAAAGCAAAAGAAGGAAGCACAGUGUUAAAAGUGAUUUUAAUUUUUUUUUUCUUUGCUAAUAUGCCUGUAAUAUUUCUAGAAAACCCUGUUUCCAAUUCUUAUUUUUGCUAAUUGCUACCAUCGAAAAAGCUUAUGCUGAAAUGUACCAUCUACGUGUAUAGACAGGAACAUGGAAGAAUAACUGUGUGAUUAGUUUACGUAGUGAGAAGUGGGGUUGCAGGAGGGCGCCGCAAACAUUCAAGCAGCUAUUUACCCCUGCAAUCUGGGAACAGACACACUCUCCCCACGGCGGCACUGUUUUACUGAGCAGGAGAUUCGCUUUGCGUCGAUUUUAAAUUUUAAGAAUGAAAUAAACCUUUACAUUUUCCAUGUUGUUCUAUGGAGCCCAUUCAUCAAUACAUGUAAGAACUGUCUCUGGGGAUGGCAUCUAAAGCUGGAGGGAAGCUUCAGCCAACUUUGUUCUAUUUAUUCUAACUCCGCAGUAAUGUAUCUCUCUCUGUAGGGAUUGGCGCCAUGUUUCGGUGGUUUACCUUCCUCAAAACAUUAACUGUCUGCUCUGGAUGCUUGAAUUUAAAUCAAAUCUCAAGGUGAAUUAAAGAAAUUGAAACCACAAGAUUUUCUUUAAUGGAAGAAUAAAGUUUUGCUUAAUGUACCAUAACAAAGCUUGACGAGACACUCUAAGCACCAUAACCACUACAGUACACUAUAAGGAUUAUGGUAUUUUAAGUCUAUCGUUGCCUUAUUUUAUUUUUAUUUUUGGGUCAAAAAUACAGUUUCUCCCCAGCAUCCAUAACUAGGCCCCUCAUCAACCUCAGGGUUAGUGUGGAAACUACUUUUCCACGUUAUCAACUACAGAUCCAUCUUAACUAAAACCGCAUUGUUUGUCGGCAAGUGAUUGGCAAAGCAGACCCCGAUGCUCUGAGCCUUUCAUUGUUGUUCUAGGAUUGACAGAGUUGUACGGAAAAUAAAAGUGGGGAUGGGCAUGCGUACCUUUCAGAGUUCCAGGUUUUUAUCAAACCAGUCUAAAACUGCUUUAAAAUAAAAAAUGAAUACAUUUAAAAAAAAAAAAAAAAAAAAGGGGGUCUGUGCCCAUACACUUAUAACACGAUAACCACUACAGUGAGCUGUGAUGGUGCUUGGACUGCUUCUGUAAUUUAUUUGUCUUUGACAUUUAUACAUGUGAGUUGGUUUGAGCAGGGCCUUCUGCACCUUUUGUAAUAAAUAUCCCCUUUCUAUAAAUGCAAAACACUGUGGAAUAUGUUGGCGCCGUAUAAAAGUAAAAUUUUAUUAAUCAUAAUAUAGGGCGCUUAAUUAUACCCUAUACCUGGGCAGAGAAUUGCGAUGAGCAGUUUUCUAAGCUUGGUGUCUAGGUAAAAGCAUAUGGGUCAAGCAACCUUUCCUGACCAAAGGCAGGUUUGAGAACACUUGAACUCAAAUAGAGUGUAAAAAGUAUAUACAUGUAUGUCAUGAAGCUAUUUUAUGAUUUCUUUUUAAGGUAGGCUAUUUUUAUUCUUGCAUUGUUGGAUUUUAUGAUCACCAGUUAGGAUAUAAAUCCAGCUGCACUGAAAUUAAAUGUAGCCGUUAUAAUGGUUUCUGCUUCCGUCUAACUUAACCAUAACCCAUUGCCGAAACAAAAUCUGCCCUCGUGAUAGUUUUUGGGUCUAUCUUAUAGUCUGGCUUACAGCACAGGCACGAUGUAAGUGUUAACUUGUAUGUUUGCUUGGUUGAUAGGAGUUGAGGAGGAGUUGCCUUUUGGGUGCUGUGUAUUAAGUGAUUUCUAUUUACACUUGUUGCAUAUACACUCUUUGUAAAAUAUGUCCUUUUUUUCUUUUCUUUUUCUUUUUUCUCUUAGCUGUCCAGAAGAAGGCAAGACGUUUACCAUGAAAAAUCUAGAGAUCAUCCAGAUGAUGGUGAGUUCUCUGUUAAAAUUGUAAAGUUAAUAUUUCCAAAAUAAAUGUAUGUUUGGAAGUGCAUGCUAAAUCUGGCUAUUUUGAAACUCAUUCUUUAAUGAUACAUAGAAGUCAUUGACUGCUACUAGUACCUUUUAAAGGGAUACUUUAUGUUGGAACUGUCUUUCCCCCCUUUUGUGUUCAUAAAGUUGAUGAUAAGUUAGGACAUGCAUAAUUAAACAUUCUGCAAAUAUUGCCUUUAAAGUAAAGAUACAUCCAAAGUUCUUGCUGCAGAAGAACAGACAGUGUAUCUGCUAAUCCAGAGCCUCUCAUUUUGGCCUUUAGUUAUACCAUAACUACUUCUGCUGGAGAAGAAUUUAUGUGACAAGUAUAUUAGUACUCCUUUCCAGAUACAAAUGUAUCCCUUAUUUGAGAAGUAGGAUAUAUGCCCUAUAUCGAGAGAGAGAGAGAGUGUGUGUGUAAUAGAUAAUAAAUGGCAUAUAUCGUACUUAUCAAACAAGUUGGUCACAUUUUAAUUGUGAGUUUGCCCAACAAAUGAUUUUGUGCCGAACAUUUUUCACCUUGGAAUAGGAAAUGUUGUAAUUUACACAAUUAUACUUUCUGAUGGUGUCCUGGAAAGUUCAGUGCACACUUGUUGGAAAUAUUAACCCUUUGAAUACCAGGCAUGAGGAAGAAUCCUUUCAGUAGGAUAUGUUUUUGAAUAUAUAUAUAUAUACAUAUAUAUAUUUUAAACCGUAUCACACAAUUUAUACAAAAUGCUCUGAAUAUGAUCUGAGAGUAGAAAUACUGCUGGUAAUACAGAAGGGUAUUCAUGAGCGUACUAAACCAUUAUUGAUAAAUUAAAUAGAUUAAUGAUUAAUGAAAUGGUGGGAAGCAAAUUGUACGGUGUUUGAUUGUAUCAUCUUGCUAAGCCUAAUAGGCUUUUUAUUUAUCCUUUGUCAGUUGAUAAAGUGUAAAAUGAACCUUUCAUGUGUUUAGGAAAUUCUUUUCUCUCUUGCUAUUGAAGUAUCACAUGUAAAAGAUAAGAUAUAAAGCCCUGAUGGAUUGGAACAUCGGGAUAUCCGAGUCUGAAUUUUAAUUGGCAAUAACAUUGUUCAUGUGGUUUGAUUUUCUCAUUGAGAGCAUAAACAUCUCAGGUUUCUUAUCACACUUGAGUGGUUAAAACAAUAUUUAGAUUGCCGGCCACCCCUGCACCACAAUAGACAUUUAGGUUUUCCAAAAUUCACGAUCUCCUGCGCCUAGCCAAUCCAAGCAUUAGGUUUGACUUACGUCUCUACUGGAGGGUGGCGGCAGAGUCCAAUUUUCACACCCGGGCCCGGUGGUUUCUACUUACACCUGUGAUCUAUUUAAUGGUGUUGAAGCAACACUUUUGCCAUUAUUGGAUCAAAACUGCUGUAUAUUAUACGCUAACCGGGAAGGUUUAAGCAGUAUAUCCAUCAUUGUUGGUUUAUAGUACCCCAUGCUCUGAGAGAGGCAGCCCUGAUCUGCUGUUAAAUCUAUACAUCUAGUGAGUGUAAUGUUAAUGCCGAGGCUCUUAAUUGUAUUGCACUAUUACAUGUGUAUCUUCUGUUUAUAGCUGUAUCCCCAUACUCCAGAUUCUUGACUUUUUUUCUAUCUAUAUAUCCCCCCCCCCCUUCUUUUUGGUGAAAAGCUGGAAAACAUUCAGAUGGCGGUUUGUACGGCAAAGGCCAUUCGUAUCCUGGAUAUCCAAGUUAUAUCAUGAUGCCAAAUAUGAAUACAGACCCAUACAUGUCAAAUGGAUCUUUGUCUCCACCCAUUCCAAGAACAGUAAGUAACUGUGUUUUCCUCGAAUUUGUUUCUUUUGAGAUUCUGGCCAGGUCACAUUUCUGCAUAGCAUUUAUGAGUCUCCAAACGCUGCUUGGCAGCACAAAGCAUGAAAUAGGGUCUGUACUGUGCAAACUGUACUUGUAUUGUCAUUAUUGCUUUCUGAAGAAUUUAAACCUCCCCUUUCCAUUUUCUGCUACAACGUACAGGUUACUAGAUUAGUGGCCUUUUGUGAAUCGCUUGAAAUACACCAAUGAAAUAAAACGUAAUAAAAUAAAAUCAUUAAAGUUUUAAUGUCCAGUUUUACUUUGCCUUUAUUAGUCUGAUUUCUAAAGACCUUAUACCAACAUAUGACUGUUUACAUUUGGCUGGUGUGAAAAUGGGAGGUGUAGCCACUUUGUCUGUGUCUGUUAAAUGCAGCAUGUUCCUGAGGAUGACAGGCCGCACAGUAGGACAGCCAGUCAGGAAUGUCCAUAUGCUGAAGCUCUGGAAUAUUACCCUGCAACUCCUGCAGUGUGAGUCCUGGUUUCAGGCGCCUGUCUUGGGUUUGUUCUCUGGUGUCCUUCUUCUGGGAAAAUGAUCACAGAAUGCACAGUUCAAGAGUAUGAACAGACAUCACACUCUGUGCAGCCCCACAAAGGGGCAAUUCAGGCCAUGCAAGAGAGCUUCAACAGCCAGUCAGCCUUGAUGCCACGCAUGCCAGGCUGAACAUCCCCUUAUUGGGCUGACAUUACACUUCCUUAAGUCCAUACCUCCUAAUGCUGUCUGCAGUCAGUUAAUUAGUGGAUGACAAAUGGUGACACUCACUGGUCUUUAAGGAGUUAUUUGUUCCUUGAUAUAACAAAUUAUUUAGGUGUAUGAUGCUUAUGUUCUGUUCUGAAUUAGCAGCGAGACGAUUUCUAGAUUGUUCGUUUUAACCACUUUGCGUUCUAUUUUUGUGUUUUGCAAUUCUCAGUUGUUGUAAUUGUUCUGUAUUGCACUCCUGGUAUGUUUCAUAAGAACAAGGCAGAUUUGUUGGUCCUGAGCUGUGAGGGGGAUUCCCCAACCUUCUAUUAAUAUAUAAAUAUAUACUGGCAACUUAGUAAGUUAGUAAGGUAUGUGUUCCAGAAGCCUAAGCUAAACUCGUGCCUCGAGGCACUAGCUUUACAUGUUGCAUGGCGUUACUUAUGAGGUUGUGGAGCAGCAAUAGCAGCAGAACUUUCUUGAUAUGUUACAUGAAUUAGCAGUGUGACUGAAUGUGUUGUAUUGCCUCUCAUGAAAGAGGAUUCUAGGGUGAUUAUAUAAUUUUAUCUAUAUUUAUAUAUCACAUGGUUUUGCGAUCUCAACUUUAUUCUUCAUCAGAGAUAAUAUAUGACUUUAAUGUGGUGUUUACAUAGCGUGUUCAUGAAUAUGUUCCCUAUGUAGUGAUCUAGACCUUUUCCUGAAAGAUUCAGAGGUGGGCAGUAAGAAAUCAGUGUUAAGUGGUUCUGAGUUCACACUUGUUUCACCAUUGCUUUCCCCUCUAUUCCUAAAAUCUAGCUGUUGGCUUUGGACUUUUUUUUUUUUCAUGGUUUUUCUGUGUCAUGGCUUGAAAUACCCAGAAACCUGAGAACCACAAGUAUUAUUUACUCCUAAACAGUUUGAACAUUUUACUUAGAACUGUAACACUUGGAUAAUUUAUGACACCCGACUUGUCUGGGGGUAGGGGUGGAUACACACCUAACCUAACAAUCACACAAAACCACAAUUAAACGAUUUCCACAAUUCCAUAACUAUAACAAAACUUAUAUACGUAGUGUAAUCCAAUACAAUCAUAAGGCUAAUUACCACUUUAAACGUCCAUUAUUGUGAAAAGAAUUGGCCAUGUAAUUAAUAACCUGAGUUACUGUAUAACCAAAGGUGGUGUUCUAUCAAAUUCCCCUACCUCGUGAAAAUCCCCUACCCUCGUCACUUCCGGUGAGGGGAAUCGGCUGGAUCCUGUGCUGCACAUGCGUGCUAGCACUCCUGCUACUCCUCCACAGCAAGGUCCUGGAAGGUAAGUAAAACUAGUUUUACACUUUCAUUAUAGUUAGUGCAUUCACUAAGCUUAGGCACACGGGACAUUUAAGGUUAAGUGAGGGUUCAAAUUAGGGUUAGGUAAGUGAUUUUAACCUCACUCACACUCUAUUCUUACCCUAACCCUUGGGGUAAGGGUUAAAAUAAAGUGAUUUUCCCCUAAUGUGAAAUUUAGUGAUACUCCCCUAAUGUGAAAUUUCACUAAAUAUGAACAAGUUCCUAAUCCUAACCCUAAUUUGAACCCUAACAUUAACCCUAAAUGUCGCAUGUCCUAAGCUUAGUGAAUGCACUAACUAUAAUGAAAGUGUAAAACUAGCUUUACUUACCUUCCAGGACCUUGCUGUGGAGGAGUAGCAGGAGUGCUAGCACGCAUGUGCAGCACAGGAUCCAGCCGAUUCCCCUCACCGGAUGUGACAAGGGUAGGGGAUUUUCACGGGUAGGGGAAUUUGAUAGAACAGUGGCAAGCAUAUUCACACCGAACAUUUCAAAACACAACACUUGUAGGUAUCUGUAUGGCUAAUACACCCAACAUAUUAACUCCCAAUAAGUUACUGAUACACAACUAAUAAUUACCCCAAUCUCUACACUAAUUUCACUUUAUAGCCUGCUGUAAUAAAGGAUGAAAUGAGACAAACUUAUAUGGGAAAAAAAACAAAAACACCACCCCAAAUCAAAUUGACAUAGUGAGGGUAGCAUGGGAUGCGGACACACUAUUCAGACAAAAAAAACAAAAAUCAUGCUAGAGAGUUUCUCCUUUGUUGCAUGUCCUCCUUUUUCCUUAAAGGGACAAAAGCCCUAUACCUGCCUGAUUGCUAGCUCCUGGGGUCUUCAUUAUUGGCUCCUGGCAUUGCUCAGACAGUUCCUGCUAUGGCAUAUGAGGCAGACCUAAUCCCUGGGAAAGCCUAAAAAAUGAAGUUCCAUAUGCAUUUCUCUGUAUUGCUGUAUGAAGUGAUCAUACUAUUGUACUGAAGCACUGCGGGUGAUUCUAUCUAUCUAUCUAUCUAAAUAUUUUGCAUUAAUGCAUCCUCGUAAAAGAGAAAAUAUCACUUGUUAAGUGUUAAACAGCUGUAAACACAUUGCAUGACCAGGAUAACAUGAGGUCAGAGUCACCAGCCUUAUCACAACUUCUCUUUAGAACCAACAAAGUGAUUAUUUUAACACCUUCGAUCUCCUGCAUGCAUGACCAAAUGUUUGUCACACCACAACCGUGUAACAACACCUAAGUGGUAUGUUUAAAUAAAUGUGCUCUCAGCUCCUGCAGACAGACAAACAUGAAGAUCUUUUUGUUAUUGAAUCUCUCCUGUGCUUUAACAGCUGGCCUAUAGAAAUUAACAUUUUAUGGGUAGCUCAGUUUUCUAAUGUACUUUUAACCCCUUAAGGACACAUGACAUGUGUGACAUGUCAUGAUUCCCUUUUAUUCCAGAAGUUUGGUCCUUAAGGGGUUAAAGAUGCUCUCUGACCAUAGAUGAUGAAAUGUUCUCUGCAGUUUUUUUUUUCUUUCUAGAAUUUAAUGUUUUUAAGUUCACGCCACUCCUAAACUUUCUUAUAAUUAUUAUGAAUCCCAGCUCUGUCUUUUGCACCAUAUUUUUAAGUAGGGAGUUCUGUUUUGAAUAAGCAUAUUCCAUGUUUGCAUUCUUUGUCUUUUUCCAACAUUCAGACCUACAUAGAUUUAAUUUAAAGCAUUCUUGCUCUGUGCCACAUAGAGCCUAGCUGGAAAAGGCUGGCUUGUGUUGAAAGAUACUUUAUUCAGCACGGGUUCUCUCCCAGAUGAAUUUAAUAGCAGUCAAGGAUUGGCAAAGCCGAUUGCUCAGAUCUUGUUUUCGUGCAUAAAACUGUUGUACAAUUUUCCUUCGUAAGACUAGUGCAACAAAUUUAGCCUGCAGCCUAUAUGGUAGCCAUUCCCACUACAGUAACAUAAAAAAAGUUCAUGGAUAUUACGUAGAAAUGUAUUGAUGUUGUUGUUUUGUUAUUUUGGUUUAUUUAGUAUAACAUAUCUGUAAAUGAGGAUUUGUGUUUUGUUUUUCAUCCUCUCGCAUUAAUAAUAAUUAGAUAUUUUUAGUUUAAUAUAUAUAUAUAUAUAUAUAUAUAUAUAUAUUUAUUUAUUUAUUUUUUAAUGUAUUCAUGUGUACUGGGACACACUGCUAUGGCUUCCGGUGAUCAGUUCUAGGUUUUAAGGUACCCUAAUUUGGAACAUUUAAAGUGGAACUCUUUAACACAAUCAAUAUGUCUGCUUGUGAAUGCAAUACAUUAUUUGUAAAUGGUGACCAUCUGUUCUUAUUAUAAUGAUAAUUUGCUGAGUGUAAGAAGUUUGGUGAUGCACUCUGUUGUGUACUAAUUACAACAGUGCAAUAGUUCACAUAGCUUUAAUAUAAAUUAAAAUUGACCGGUGUUUUUAUCAAAGGACAUUCCAUGAACCGAAACAGAAUUGUGCUCAAUGCCCUGUCUACCUGCCCAAUUUACACAUGCCAUGGCUCCUUGGCCCCUCAUAUGGAUUGACCCAAGACAGCACUCAAACCAAAUAACCAAUGUAUCUGGCCAAUAAAAACAUAUUGGUGAAGAUGUAAGUGUAUGUAUGCGUAUAUAUGUGUGUGUGUGUAUAUAUAUAUAUAUAUAUAUAUAUAUAUAUAUAUAUAAAUAUAUAAAUAAAUAAAAUCAGGAUCGAAAAUUAUUAAUCACUGGGGCCAUGUAAAGCUAUGUGUGUGUACAUGUGGAGGUUUAGAUAAAUGUGAAGUAGCCAGUGUGGCCACUGGCCACAUAUCGUGAUCUAGAAAAUAACAUCAAGAAACAUUGAAUAACUAUCCAAAUAUGUAGCACGAGAGUAUGCGUAAAAAUAAAUAAAUCAGCAGCUCCAGACACUGUCUGCCUGAUGCCUGAGGCUUUGGUCUCUUCAAAAUGCUCUGGCAUUUGUGAAAUUCUACAUUGAUCAACCCAAAGGUGCUAAGUCAUUCAAUAGCAUCAGCUGGUCAUUGUUUGACAGGCAGUUCAUUGAGCUCCCAUUCAUUUGCUCACCUGAGCUCCCACCCACCCACCCAGUUAACUGUUCUGUACAGUACUUUAUUUAUAAGAUAGGAUCCAGUACUCUUCUAUAAUAGGGGAAAAAUGUACUAUCCUAUUUUCACUACUUUCUAGUUAAUAUAAUGUUAAACAAAAAUCUGCACACCAGUCAAGCCAUAAGACUUGCUUUUCCCACAGAAAACACAAAUCUGCAGUGAUGUUACUACCACAAAGGAUUAUGGGUGGGUAUAUGCAAAUCAGUUCAAAAUUUGCAUAUGCCCACGCAGAAUCCUUUGCGGUAGUAACAUCACUGCAGAUUUGUGUUUUCUGUGGGAAAAGCAAGUCUUAUGGCUUGACUGGUGUGCAGAUUUUUGUUUAACAUUGUAUUAACUAUCCACAGAUUUCAGGUGGAAGGGGUUUUCAAUCACAAAUUUUCCCCACCAUAACAUAUAUUAUAAUUAAAACCUCACAAUCUUACAAUAGUGUGGCAUCUUUCAGAUUACAAUCUGGGUGAAAAGGUGGGCAGGCCAGAAAUGCAAUAAUGUAGACUAAAUCGAAUUAAAUAGCCUUUAUAUAUUGAACAGUUUUAUACUUCCCGCUGUUAUCACAUCAAUGAUACAUCACACCGGCCCAGGACAGGCUACCAGAACUUUCUUGGACCAAACUCCCCCAUGCUUACCUUUAAACGACCGUGACACCUGUUUAAAAAAAAAUAAAAAUCAUAAUAAUAAUAAUUAAAACAGUCCACCCUUAGAAGAACUGAACCCUCAGUAUGUAACCAAGUUUAAAACCUAACCUCAGCUGUGUCAGUGCUGUAACCUGGACUUGCUGCAAACACUGUUGCUCUUACUGUAAUUGUUUAUUAUCUGAUAUAUAGAGCAUCCAAGCAUUAGAUGUCUUUGCCUUUUUUUUUUUUCUCAGAUCUGCUUUAUUUUUGCAGCUGCAUUUAAGGCAAAUUCAGCCACUUUAAAUAAUUGUGUAAAAAUGGUUAACUUAAUCUUUUCUUGUCUUCAGUAGAAGAACCUAAAAUAUCAUUUUAGUUUAUCGUUGCCCUUGGCAGUUUAACCCUAUUGUGUUUCAUCGAUUGUUUAUUAGAAUAUGAACAUAAUUUUAUAUCAUAUUUAGUCCAUGAAUUGUGGUUAAUGCCACUUUAAGAUUUUUAGAUACGUAAAUUUUAGCUCUAAAAGUAGGGCAUGAAAUUAGAGAUUACUUCAGCUGUCAAUGUACUAGCACAUUUAAGAGAUUCACAGAAAUUAAUGUUAAAAAUAGACUGUUGUGCAAAAAAAGGAUUUGUGGGCAGUAAUAAAAGAAAACGUGUGAUAUAGCAAAACAAUGGUCUUUAUUUAGCACGUAGUGAAAAUCUCUGUGCUCUAUACUCCCAGUGUGAGAAGGUGAAUUAUUAAAUGUUGUAAGAUCAAAUUAAUUGACUGAUGGAUAAAUUAACCAAAGAUUUGUUUAAAAAAAACAAAAAGUCCUCCUUUUUUCAGUAAGCAUUGUGAAUGUGUGUGGACUAGCCACUUUCUGUUCUGGGACGUGCUAAACAAAGUGUGUAAUUUUGUGAAUCCAUUAGAUCUAGACAUACAGUGAUAUUUUUGCUUCAUUGUGAAACAAGAUUACAUGACCGCUAUAUAUUAACCGUAGUCUAUGGAACACUGAAAUUGUUUUAAUGUUGUUUUAGAAACGGAAUAGGCUUGUUUCACGCAAGUUGAACAAUGAUAUUUUUAGGGACAUCCAAACCACCAUUACCAUUUUGGUUGACAGAUGCAGAGUACCCAGCACUGAUUGGUCAACAGGUUUCGCAUGGUGCAUAGAUUAUCCAAGGUGUGCCUGUGCAAUAAUUGCCAAAAUUUGUUAUUCUUCCUUAUUUUUCUGGGUAUUCACCAAUCUUUUAUUAAAACCAUCCUGUCAAUGCCUAGUCCUGCAGAAAGGGUAACAGAAUCUCAAAGUGUACAGCCUUAUUGUAAUAACAGUCCAGGAUUACACCUUAAAAUCUGAUACUUGUAGCUAAUUGGAAAAAUGCAUGCAUAAACAUUAAUUUGUAUUCUCCUCAUUGGAUAUUUCUGUGUUCUGGAAUAUGCUUAUGCAACCAGUACUUAUGGAACAAACAAAUGUUUCUCUUUGUUUAUUGUGGGACAAAACCCCCCCAAAAAACGGCAACAACAAAGCAACUUUUUGCAGUGUUAGAUUGUUGGCUAUUGCUCUAGAUGGCCCCAGUGAUUAAUAACUUUCGAUCCUGAUUUAGUUACAGCUACAGGAUGACUUGUCUGACGAAAUUGACUGGGUAAUAAAGUGAAGAUGAGACAAAUUGGAUAUUUUUGAAAACUGCUUUUUUUUUUUUUAUCUGCUAUACAAAAAGUUCUCCACAUUUUAUAAAAGAGAUUAUGAGUUAGUCAAACCACUGGCUGCUUUACGCUCCGUUGAGUGUGCCACGUCAUGUUUUAGUGUACACGUGUUUGAGAAAAAGCACCCAAUGAUGGGGAGAAAACCAAAACACAAUGAAACUUCACUUUCAAAAAUGUUUAGCCUUGCAUGUAUGGAUAUAGCCUUCAGGCACAAGUGAAUGCUGUAGAAAUCUAGAGAAGAAUAAGUGUGGGCGUGUAUGUGUAUAUAUAUAUAUAUUUAUUUAUUAUGUUUUUAGCUGUUGACUGUAUUUAAUUUAAAAACUUUUUCCUUUUUUUUUUAUGCUGCUGAGACUUUGCAUGUUUCAAUUACAGAGCUGUGAAAUAAGUAAUCUUUCUCAGCUUUUUUUUUUUUUAACUUGGAGUAAAAGCAGCUAAGGGUGAUGUCAGAGCCUUCACUGAAGGCACUGAGAGUGCUGGCAGAAUGUGAUGCAGCUGCAGUACUACAUGAUGUUGGAAAUGAGGUUGUGAGAGCAUAAAGGCUUUCCGUAUUCCCAGGGCGCACAACUGCUUGCGGCUUUGGCUUUGAUCUCUUCAAAGGCUGCUGCUGCCUCCUCCUAGAUGGGGGAGACUUGGCUGCUGUUUGCUCUCAUUGAAAAAAGGCAGAGGUCUUUAUUCAGGCAGAAAUCAAUCACUGUGCAGGAACAAUUAAAUGUAAUUCAACCAUCAUGGAACCAGGAUGAGAUUAUGGGUUUGUUACCUGAGUGACUGUGUGGAAAUGGGGAGCACAGCCCUGCUGACAUGCCGCGUUCUGAUGACCAUAAUAGGCACAUGAGUGAUGUGAAGGGUGAGGAGAGGCACAAUGACAAAUGAUGGUCAUGCUGUCCAGCAGAGCAGAAAAUUAGGUUACAAUUGGGAGAUAAUACUUGCAUAUGUAACCGUAUUUUAGCAAGCUGGCCAAUUCAAGGCAAUUAAUACAAUAGGAACCUGAUGUACAACCAAAUAAAAAAGUGCAAUGCAAGAUGUCUGUCUUGAUGAUGUUUGUGCUGCCACCUGUGUGGGAUGUCCUAUGGAUGGGUGCAGAAACAUGGCUGUGGAAUUAUUUUGAUGCUUAAAUCCUUAAUGAUCUGAUAAACGACCAAGAUUAUAUUAAGGUGAUGGAUUAUUCACAGGAUCUGGAAAUUGUGGAAAAUAGACGUGUGAGGUGCAAAUAUUAGACCAAAACAGCCACACAAAAAAAAAAAAAUCAAAAUAAAAUCUCCUAUUACACCUUUUGUGUUAUAACUAGUUUGGUCUAAAGCUUGUAAUUUCCUUGUCUGCUUUCCACAAUUUUCCAGUUUAAAGGCACCCAGACCACUUCAGCUCAUUGAAGUUCCAGAGAACUGCAAUACUUAUAUUGCAGCUCUGUCUGCUCUCUGUGGCUGUCUAUCAGUAGAGGGCUUCUAGAAUCCAAACCGACCUUUGGUCGGUUAUCUGACGUUGGACGUACUCAUGGACCUCCGGGACCUCUGGCGUCAGAUUUGCCUCAUAGGAAAACCUUGAAUAAGCAUUUUAACAACGUGCGCUGUGUGUGUUACUUUAUCUAAGGGAACACUAUAGUGUCCAUAAUUCAAACUAGUGUUACAUAACCUGUUUGUGUGAACAGUCCCCCUCAUUACAUGCUUUUAUUCGCAUUUUAUCUCUCACCUUGGCUGGCCCUGCCUCCAUGACUGAGAUCCUCAAUCUUGGAAAGUAUUGGGAGGCUUUUGUACAUGCAUGGCAAAACGCUGCACUGUGCCAGUCAGCAUCUGGGUGUACAGCACUCCCUCCUGCCAGGCACUCUGUGUAGCAUGGCCGUGCGGAGCAGUGCGCAUUGCAGUACAAGAACGUAUGAUUCCUGUACCCGGCCGAACUGAGAGGAAGUGCUCACUGAGAGAGCACUUCAUGUCAGUCCAACUGGGUAUAAGAGUCGGAAUCUCCUGAACCGCGGUGCGCACUGCUCCACUUGGCCACGCUAUCAGGAGACACACCGGGAGCGGGGACCAAGGAGGGGAAAGAGAGUGGGGCACUAAGGGACGGGGGAGGGAGGGACACUAUGGGACGGCAGGGGGGGAGUGAUAUGCAUCACUAUGGGACAGGGGGUGGGGGUGGUAAGGAACACUAUGGGGGAGGGUGGGUGGAAAGGAACACUAUGGGACAGGGGAGAAGGGAAAGGAACACUAUGGGACAGGGAAGAGGGGAAAAGAACAUUAUAGGACAGGGGAGAAGGGAGAAGAACACUAUGGGACAGGGGAGAGGGGAGAAGAACACUAUGGGACAGGGGAGAGGGGAGAAGAACACUAUGGGACAGGGGAGAGGGGAGAAGAACACUAUGGGACAGGGGAGAGGGGAGAAGAACACUAUGGGACAGGGGAGAGGGGAGAAGAACACUAUGGGACAGGGGAGAGGGGAAAAGAACACUAUGGGACAGGGGAGAGGGGAAAAGAACACUAUGGGACAGGGGAGAGGGGAAAAGAACACUAUGGGACAAGGGGAGGGGGCAAAAGAACACUAUGGGACAGGGGAGAAGGGAGAGGGGAAAAGAACAUUAUGGGACAGGGGAGGCGGGGGAGACGAGGGAAGAACACUAUGGGACAGGGGAGGGGGAGGAACAACACUAUGGUACAGGGGAGGGGGGGAACAACACUAGGGGGAGAGAGGAACAUUAAGGGAGGGAAGAUGAAAGGAACACUGGGGUAGGAGGGGGAACACUGAAAGAGAAUGGAGAGGAACAUAAAGGGGAAUGGAGGGGACCAAGACACAGGUAAGGGGUGGGGGGGGAGUUCCUACCGCACAUAUUUACACACAAACACACUGCAUCCACUACACAAACACACACACACACACACACACACUGCAUCCACUACCCACACUGCAUCCACUACAUAAACAAGCACACUACUUCCACUACACAAACACACACACUGCAUCCACUACCAACACUGCAUCCACCACACACACACUCACACACUGCAUUUACUAAUCAAAUACUCUCACUGCAUCCACUACACACACACACAUAAAUAUUCUUGAAAACAUAAAAUAAACUGACUGCCAUGUAUAUUUUGUGCAUUUAAAAAUUGCAAAAGAAAUAUUGUAAAUGUACAGAAUAUCGGUAAGCUAUCAGCCUGAAAGUUCACAGAUUAUCGGUAUCGGCUCUAAAAAAAUCAAUAUUGUCAAUCCCUAGUGGAGACCCCUUACAUAGAUGCUGCAUGCUGUGCAGCACUGAGAUAGGAAGCAGCUUUAGUGACCAUCUGAGUGACUGCCAUUAGAGGUGUAACUAGGCCCCUUUACAUUGAAAACCCCACAGAGACAGGAUAUAGACACCAGAACCAUUACAUUAAGAUGCAGUGGUUAUGGUGACUAUACUGUCUCUGUAAGAUUUAGAAGCAAACUAUGAUAGUAGCUUCUUGUGCUGUAAAUAUGAUCAAAGAGAUAAUAAAACUGAGUCUGGACAAGCUUGACAGUAUAUAAAUCAACAAUGCUAUAUCACAGGCCAAUAAUGUUUGCCUUGGCCUUGUUAAGGAAGACAAAAUAAUCUGAUUGCUACAGCUUUUAGAAAUAUUUAUAAAUAUGCAUUAUAGAGCAAUGCCUAAAAAUUUGCAAAAGAGACGGCACAUGAGGUGCACACAGGACGGUAAAAUACAGCUAAAAGUAUAUAAAAAAAAAAAAUAAAUCCAGUACUCCCGAACUCCCAAAACAGUAGUUUUAUUUGAAACCCCCCAACAGCAGUCUUUCAGUCCCAGUAAGGGCUUUUAUCAAGCCUGAGGGUUCCAAACUACUGUUCUGGGAGUUUGUGUGCGCUGGAUCUUUUUCGUUCUAGCUAUAGAGCAAUUCCAACGCACCGCUUGUGGCUAUACAUAUUCAGCAUGGCUGGUUUUGAUGUGGCUGUCUCGUCUGAGCAUAGGUCUGCUGAAUAUCUCUGAUUUCUAUAGUAAUGCAUUUUACACUCCUUGAAAUAAUUGAAUUAAUACUUUUUACAAAGUGAUGACUAUGCUUAAUUUAAAAAGGGUUUAAUUUGCACAAUAGGAUGUGGUGGUAGAAUGUUCAGAUUUCCACUUUGGGGACUACUGUGUACAGUAUAUAUUACAGAGUUGUAUUUAUAAAAAAAAUAAAAAUAAAGGUACAUUUUAAUUUUAUAUUUUUAAUCAUCAGAAGCUGGCUGCUUUUUCCACCAGCUUCCUAAUUCAAAGUUGGGCAAAUAAACCCUUAAUUGUCCCUUUUUAAAGGGGAAAUCCCAUUUCCUGCCACCUUCCUUUUUGCUGUAUGCAGUGGACAUUUUUGCCUUGUGGGUACUUAGCUCUGAUAAUAUCCUGUUUUUAUCACAGUAUCUGUUAUUGCAGCCUGUGGCACAUCGUUUAUGCUGUUGCUGCAAACACUGUUCCAGACCAUACAAAUUACAAGUAGGAAAUCCUCCUUGAUGAACCUACUUGCCAGUUUGAAGACGGUGUGCCAAUUUAUUUCAUUAUCCCUCAGGGGAAGGGCCAAUUAGGAGAACCGGCUUUAGAAGCUUAGACAGUUGGCAGUGUAUAGUAACUCAGUGUAGAGUUCUUUGUUAUAGCCUUUUUGUCUCCAGUAUGGGAGCAUAUAGGCCAAAGCACGAACAUGUUUAAUGAAGGUGGUCAUUAGGCCGAAGUUAUGAAUAAUUUCCCAUACUACAUUGCAAUAUGCAAUUACAUAGAAGUGUAUGAUAUUUCAGAGAAAUUCUGAUAGACAGAAGGUUUAGUUUCUUUUCUCUCAGACCCGUUUUGGAGGAAUUUUAUAUUAAAUGCCCAUUUAAUUUAUUGUUUUGGUUUUAACAACAAAUCUUUUUAUUUGAAAUAAACCCGCAGCUCUAACGUGAAAUGGAUAUAGAGUUCAUAAACUGUUUUUUUUUGUUUGUUUUUUAUUUAGAAAAGCUUCUUGUUUUGCAUUUUAAUCGAUAUUUUUUUUUUUUUUUUUAAUCCCCUGCUGCCAAGGUUCUCUUGCAAUUAUGAGAUAUCUUUCCUAACGAUUGCAUAGUUUGAAAGGGCAGAGCAUAAAGACCAAAAAAAAAACCCUAGAAGCGGAGCUAUGAAAAUGCAUUGAUGCACAGUUCCGUAUACAAGGCCACAUUUACCUUUUAUGCUGUUCAAGCAGAGACAUCAGAGGCGUGAGAGCUGCUUUGAGUUACAGAUCUUCAAACAAUAUAAGUCAAAACAAAAAAUCAAUCCCUCCGGUCCCUGGGAGCAGUUAUCUAGAGAUAAAAGAGAAAAAUAAAGUUAUGCUAAAGCAGAGAGGGGAAAGGGAACAGAUAUGCCGAGCAAGAACAGAGCAUGAGCAGUACUGAAGUGGACUUCAUAUGAGCCAACAUCAAUGAAUUUUUAUCUUGUCAGAAAAAAGUUUGAGGUUUGCCAACUCUUUUCAGCACAGCUCCAAUCUGCUCCAGGGCUGCCUGAAGCUUUGGCCUCAGUAAACCACCCCCUCCCUGCUCCUUUUUCUCCCCUUCAUUUCUGAAAUCUAAUCACAUAGGAAUUCUGAUCUAUAUUACUGAAGACAUGAAACUUUGCUGAAUAUUUUAAGGUCGACAUGAAGACCGUUUGUAGAAUCCCUUUCCAUCACAUUAUUAGAAUCUUGCUUGCCCAUUGAUCUUAUUCUUUUGCCAAGCAUCAAUCUGUGUUUCUGUCUGUGCACCCCUGUGUCUGUCAAUGGAUUUUAUUUACUGUACAGUGUGUUUUUUUUAUUUUUUAUUAACUUACCUGUCAAACUGGGUAUGUACUAUCACCACGAGACCUAGUGUACAGUUAACUGUAUCUUUUACACUCAUAAGUGGAAGUGCUUCCUCAAAGGACUUGCAAAUAUUUUUUAUGCCAACAGCCAUGGGGCAUUUCCUAGUUUGUUGGAUUAAUGGUACAUAGAUUAGACUGCCUUUAGUAUAGCCAGUUUUUAACAUACUGUUCACCCUUCACUUAUGGUUUUGUUUGUCUUUUGUUUUGGGAUUACCUGACCAAUCAAUGUGUAAUGUGCUGCCAGAAUAUGCUCUGAUACUAUGUAAAACUUUUUUUUUUAUAUAUAUAUACUGCAGAAUUUCUUUAUUUUAGACUGAUCUACUUGUAUGCUCCAAACAUUUGUAAUGAUUUCCAAGUGAUUAGUUUGUACCAAGAGUGUACAAUAUUAUAACGUUAAGGCCUGUAAGGUAUCCCUGUAAGAGAUCAUCUACUAAGCAAUAAAUAUAAUAUAGCAGGAAUGUGGAACUGCACUCAAACCCAUUUGAAAUGUAUCCGGAUGCACCAGACGAGUCCCAGUACCAGGAACCAAAUAUUUGAUGAGGAAAAAUAGAAGAGAAUUUUUUUCCUACUAAACAAUAAAGACUAAAGACAGAAUUUUAAUGAUGUAAAUGAGUAAAAAAAAAAAUAAUUAUAUUAUGGUGCAAACUUAGUGCUCUUGUGGACCCAUGUGUCUAGGGAAGCAUGACUUCUGCCUACACAUCUGAGCUUUGUUAUAAUGUUUACGUGGGGGAGUGGAUGAUGGACCUCACCAUGCUAAUACAGAAAUUACACCGCAAUAAAAAAAGUGUAAAUUUAACACUUUAAAGCAUAUAUAUCAUUGGAUUUUUUUAUUUUCAGUUUUUGUAAUGUAAAGGGUGUACAAGUUUCAGUCAUGGAAAUACAGUAACAGUAAAUCAAAUCCUGGACAAGGUCCAUCCCUACAUAUGUCCAGAGGGCACAGGGAUAAAAGGGGGCAGGAGUAUGAUUAGGACAUCAUCACCUCAAACCUAAAGUGAGUAAGGACAUAGAGUGGCAGCAUCACUGAAAAGGUUACUUACUCCACUAGGAUUUAUCUUCGAUGUCGCCAGCGAAAAUGUAACAGAAAUAAAAAAACAAACAUAAGAACCAGGAAGGGAUGAAAGACAGAGAUAAUUGGAUUUGUAAAAAUUCAGCAUUCCUAGUACUCACUAUACAGCUUAGUAGCAACUAUACGUUAGUUUCAUCUUACUGAGAACUAGCAAGUGGAAUCCAUGUUCUCUGAAACACCAUCUUGUGUCAUUGCCUUUUAUUUAUUAUGGCAAUACCUAAAGUACUUGAUUUGUGGAUUUGUCCACAGUUAUUUGCUCAGAGAGAAAAUGCUGAAAGCUUCUAAGCUGUUUCUGCCCUGGGCCUUACUGGGCAACAGUGAAACGAAAGGAAGUUGUGGGCUGGGAGAGAGACUUUUUUUUCAUGUAACAAAGUAUCUCUGCACUACAAAAGCCUGACCUUUCCCAGGACUUUGAUCCUGCUGGCAAAUAGAGAGAUGAUGAACUGGAGGUGAAAAAUGCAACAUUAAGGAAAGCUGAUGUUAUUUUUCACACUGAAGGCUCAUAGUUCUCCUUAUUCAUUUCACAAUUUAGAAGUUUACUGGAGAACCCCAUCCAUUGCAUUAAAGAUAUCCCCCCCACUUCUGGAGACCAUGUCAGCUGCAUUGUUAACAUUGCCUUAAUUUUCUCGACCUUAUGCCUGAAUUGAUUGUCCUGUCAUUUAGCAUUUUCAAGAAGGGUUGUCACUAAAUGAAUGGGUCAUUCACUGGUCCUUAAGGGUUUAAUAUAUCUUCAUAAAUGCUCACAUGGACAAAAGGUGAUUUACCUAGAUCUGAAACGAUGAAAAUUUCACAGUAGUACAAUUGAUCAAAUUCAUGAACUACCAUGAAUUGUAGUGGUAAAUUUUUAAUUAUUUAUUUUAUAGUUUUUUUUCGGAGCUCGUUGGCAAUUUUUGUGCAGGUAAACUGUUUAACUUGGAUGUUGAUAUUCAGACUUCAGUUUGCUACAGUAAGAAUUUUAGUGAAUACGCACAUCUCUUUAUCUUUGCACAAGUUCUAGUGAUCUAAUUGCUAAAUUGUAUCACCGAGUGUAAAAUAUUUUAUAAUUGCAACCUUAGAAUGUAAGCAUAUAGUCGCAUGUUCUUCUUUGCCUGACUAGUUUGUCAUGUAGCUUACCCAUAGUUCAGUCCUGCAGAGUAAAUAAUUGCUCCAUAAUUAUUACAUUAACCAGAUUUUCUGUAAUAUUUCCCUAUUUUGUUUGUAAUGUUAUUUAAAAAAAAAUCAGCAUAGUAAUGUACUGCCUGAGGUAAAAAACAAACAAUCUGUGCCUAGUGUUUACAUCCUGUUUAGUUGUAAUGAGUCUGUCUUGCACAUUUUAGUGCUUAAGACAAAGAAGUCUGCUUUUCAGCUGUUUUUAUCUAGUGUGGUCUUCAAGAACAAUCUGAAUUUGUGUGCAGGCCUCUUAUAUUCAUAAUUAUGGUGUGCAGCUCUGGCACCGUCAGGUGUGCUUGCAUAAUUUGCAAAGACCCACAACGAUGACAAAGCCGAUUGAGGAUCCAGUAGCCAUGGGGGGGGCAGGGUAAGGUAGGUUAUACUUACCUGAACCUGCCCUUAUGGGUGCUGCCAUGAUCCCAUACUGUGUUUUUCAUUUCCUGGUGCAUCAGCUUCCAGGAGCCAGCCCUGUACUCUCUCAGAUGCGCAAGAGUACAGUAUUGAGGUCUACGGAGGACUGUGAGAUCCUCAUCGAAAGAGGCUUUUUUUUUUUUUUUUUUUUUUUAUCUCCCAGUGACGGCUGGGCAUCUGGGUUAUAGACAAGCUUGACAAUAGGUAGUGCCUCUUUUUAGUCCUUAUUUUGUUUCAGUAUACCUUUUGAAUUUCAGUGAAAUUUCACCACAGUAAAGGUAUUUCAUAAGUAUUUUAUCUUUAUGAAAUACUCGUUUUGACAGAGCCACUUUAAAACUUUAAAAUUACAUUCUUAAACUUACAGAUGUCUGAUUACACAUUCUGAGGCUGUAAAUGGAUUACUGUGUUUCAAUACUGGCCGACUUGUAUUCUUUGAAUCUUCAUCCAUCUCAAUUAGUAUUAACAUUUUAAAAAUUGGCAAUUGAUAUUUGAAAUUGUUGUUAAUGGGUUUUGCAAGUAAUCAAAUAUUUACCAAUCUUGGUAGCCAGAUUCUCAAAUUGUGUGAACAAUGGUUUAAGAGUCACGAAAGGCCUUUUAUUUCUCAUACUGUGUCCCAGUUCCUGAAGACAGACUAUGUUACACUGAAGGUCAAAUGUAAGGAGUCAAGGGUCCUGACAUUGGUAAAGAAACAAUGAUCUGCAUUUUGUGGUCCUACUUAAUGAGUGAUGAGUAGAUUCCCAUAACCGUGUAAUUCUUGAAUUAGCUCCCUUUUGUCUGUUCUCCUUCUAAGAAAUAUGUCUGACCCCACACACCAAUAAACUGCUAAUACAAGAACCACCAUUCAUUUCUUUGCUUCAAUGAGACUUUCAGUGUUCUACAUCCUGUGAGAUCUCACUUGUGAGAAACAAAAUGUCAACCUCUGAUCUUCAUUCUCCACUUUCUCUAAAGUUAUUUCACACUCUCUUGUGCUGGAAGUUUUCUGUAGUAUCUGGUACAGUGUGCUGUUAAAGGUUUCCAUUCUGCUCAUGUUUGAAUAGUGUUACAUUUUACUGUGAAACCUUUGGAAAAUGCUUCAGGAUUGUUAUAUAUAAAGGAGUUUAAUCUGGAGUUAGUUGGGUAGUUAAUAGUUAAAUACAUGCAUCCAGUAACAGUUUGCAAACGCCGAUCCUCCCCUCCCCAGAGCUCAAAAGUCUUAACUCAAAGGAAAACUCCAAUGAGAAAAACUAGAUUAAUUAUGAAGUAUGUGGAAAGAGAACAAACACUUUGUUUUGAAGAUGUCUCUUGCCUUUUGUAUUUUCUUUGCCAAAGAGACUUUGUAAAUAAUCGUAUUGUAAGAGUCUGCUAUGUGUGUUAUACACUAGAGAUUGCACAUCAUGGGGUAAUGCAUUAAAAGACCGACAGAGGCUCAUAGGGGAAAACAGAUGUGUUAAUAAAUCAUAAACUGUUUCUACUUGGCUUUUGUACACCACAUCAGAGUCUGGAGACCGGGGCUUGCAGCUAUUUUGACAAAGGACAAGGAGCUAGUUGGAGUAAUUACUGCUCCUUAAACAUGGGAAACGUAUGUAGCUGACAGUAGGUCAUAGGACAGGUCAUUCUGUGUCAUGUCAACUGAAGGGCUGUGAGGAUUAUGUUUUAGCUGGAAUGACUGCAUGCAUUGAUUGUAGGUGUGGGCAUUGACUACGUUUUGCUCGAGGCUAUGUGUAGGAUGGAGAGAAAAAUAUUAGCGAAUUCACUGCUUAGGGUUAUGCAUGUAUGAUUUUGUGGACCGAUAAUACUAGGUAUAUUAUAAAGUAUAUUGUUACAUUUUUAAAUGCAAGUAGUGCUAACUGUUUUUUUGUUUUGUUUUUUUUAACCUGGUUCGUUGUUUUGCAGAACAUGUUUUAAGACCAGUCUGUGCUUUCUUUAAUUUUAUUCUACAAGUAAAUAUAUAAAGCAUCUACAUUAAAGAGGUAUUCUGAGCAACAUGACUAUUACAUCUCAGUGUUGUAGUUCUAGUGCCAAGAAUUCCUGGUUGCCAUUCCCUCCUCCUUUGUUAAACCGUUUGGGAUUGGUUUGACAAAAACUGGACUCUCUCCAUCACCCACACAUUUUUAGAGUUAAGUGAACUGGAUUACAACUAGUUUCUCAUCAUGGUUUUUCAAUUCCAAAAUUAUGUACGGUACGGAGCCUUAGUCUAGUAACCUGUUUUUGAAUUCUAGAAUUAACUUCUAUUAUAAGCCAAUUUAUUUUAUAUUCAAACAAUAACACAUUAUUAAAAGUAAACAAAGAAAAAACCUUUUUUAUAUUGUUGGAGAAGGCAGUGCUACCAGAGGAAUAAACAGCCAUUGCAAGGCUAUACAUACAUUUUAAUAUCUAUAUUUUAAGGCAGAUUUUUCUCAGUGAGUGCUCCAUAUCCCUUGGCUAAUUUUACUAUGUUUGUAUAAAAAAAAAUGUGAGGAUUGUGAAAUAUACGGUUUGUGGUUUGAAGGGAGAAGCUGCAUUUGCUGUUUUGUUUUUGUCACAUAACAGACUGUUUGUCUUAUGUAUUUUUUAAAUCUAGUUUUCCCUGGGAUAUUUUUCUGUUUUGAUUUGGUCCCUUUAAAUGAAAUGGCUUUAUCUUGUUCAUUUGCAUAUGACUUACUGUUCUCUUUCUUUAGAGUUUAUAUGUGUGUAUGCGUGCAUGUGCAAGAUAUAUAAUAAGCAGUAAAUUGUCCAUUCUGGUAUUGUUUCAUUUGUGAAUGGAAGGUAUUCAUGUACACUCUGCUGCUGUGUGUGCUCAGAGCAAUUAUUGAAACUGAAUAAAAGGACAGUAUGAUAAGAUGACUACACUUUAAAAAAACAAAAACAUGGGGUUAAAAAAUAAACGAACAAAAAAAACAUGGGGUUAAAAAACAAACAAACAAAACCAAACAACUGUAUAGUACUAUUUUGUUUUCUGUAAUGGUGAACCCUAACUACCCUCAAGAGCAUCAAAAUCGAGCACAGUAUUGCAGUGGCUAUAACCCCAGUGGAUUUGAAUUCAUGCAUAUUAGUGAUGAUAUAUAUAAUUCUUUUGUUACUUGAUAACAAAAAAAAGGAAUAUAAUGCUCGACACACCUACCGGCACUUCUUUCACCCAUCACCCGGCAAAAUAUAAGACAAGGCCAAAGCUUAAAAUAAAAUCCGAAGGUUCUUAUCUCUUUCCCACAGGAAAGCAAAUCUGUGUUGAAAACCGUAAAAUUAAGAAGAGAGCUAGGAUGGCAUAAUUUAGUGAGAAUUCAUGGUACUAGAUUUUUUUUUUUUUUUUUUUUUUUAGCUUUAUGACUGCAGGGAUAGGCCAGACGUUAAUAAGAUACAGUAUUGCAACUUCUUAAAGAUAUUCGUCUCCAGAAAGGAAGCUCUGAAAAUAUAAAACAAAACCAAUGAUUUAUUUUUUUUAUUUGAUUUAUUUAUCUAUUUAUUUUGUGCCUUUCGGUCAAUAUCACAAAAUGCCACUCAAUGUAUAUUACUUGUUUUAAUAUGUUGCAUAUAUUAAUGAGUAUAUGAGAGAAAAAGUACAUUAACUAAAUGUAUUAUUGGUCUGUAUUUGUGUUGUUUCAACUGAUGUGUGCUCUAUUCUGUGUGUGUGUGUAGGGGGUUCCUUUUUACUGCCUGCAUUUUUUUUUUUUCUUUCCUCAUUUCUAAUAUAUGAUUAAGUAAAUAACAGAGUGAUACCUCUAGUUAGAGGUGCCCCAGGGCCUUCAGAUACUUGGCAUGGCAAGGUUACAGAAUACUGCGAGAACACAGUGAUACAUUCUUUCCACAAAUGUUCAGGUCAUACACAAAGAUGGAUGUUGUGACACAAGUUUGCAAAUAAACGAGCAUAGCACCCUGGAUAUUAGGGGUUGGAAAAACAAUUGAUUGUCAUACCAAGUCUGACUUUCAAAAGGUGUCGCCAGGUAAUGACUAUAUAGGAAGAGCUGUCUGCUGACUUAAAUAUGGGGAAGCAAUCCAAAAGGCCAUUCAUACCAGAAUUUUAGAUCUUAUCUAUUGGUAUCUGUAAUUUUCAAUGCCUGUCCUCAGGGCAGCAGCUGUGAGUGCAAACAGUGUAUGAGGCUCUGCCUUCCAACUUUAUUGCCAUAUUACUGUGUCUAGCUGGUCUUUUUGUUUUAUUUAAAAAAAAAAAAAAAAAAAAAGAGCGUGAAUGGAAAUGUCCAGGCUGUUGUUCGUUCUUAGGAAUAGGCUAUGUUAACAAAAAUCCAUAUAUAGCCCAGUUUCAGAUUAUUCUCUGUUCUCUGUGACCUCAGGAUACAAUGCUGCUUCAGGGGGAAUUCCAUUGUUUGCACUUUUAAAAUGGUUUUAAUCAUGCAAAAGUAAAUCUGUCUCCUUUUGACAGCUCGCAGUGCUUAACAAGGUUUAACUAUAUGAAUAGAGAACCCACAGAAACAUAUUCUUAUUAUGUGUUCUCUAGUUUCUGUAUGAUUUGAUUUUUGCACGCCAGCUUUCAUGGAAUAUGUUCCUCAUGAUGCUCUCUGUUAGAGUGCCGAAGUGCAACUUUCUCGGGUGUAGGUCGCUAAUCUAACUUUAGAACUUAAUUGCUUUUGGGUUUCAUAUACAGCUAUAAAUGGGAACGAUCCGUUAUUAGACUGAUUUUUAAGUUCUCUUACAUAUUUUUUGCUUUUUGCUCAAUGGCUGACCUCCAAGGUUCAUACUGCGGAGUGAUUUUUAUCGCCAGCAUGCUUAAAUUAGAUAUCUUUUGGUUAUUAUUGUUAUUAUUCACAUUUCUAUAACGCCAACAUAUUCCACAGCGCCUUACAUUUAUAAAUUGUGAUAUCUGACAACAAUUAAUUAACAUACGGAAUAUAACGGACAAGAGGUGUAGAAGGCUCUGCUCUAACAAGCUUACAAUCUAUGAAUCUCAAAGUCGCCUCAGUAGACAUGUAUUUAGUAAGCCUAAACUAUAGUCUAUUCUCAUAGGUAUUGCCACCCCGUCAGAACUAGACAUAUUCUAUCUGACAAUGUAUACAUAUAUGUUGCAUAGCCUUAAUCCUAUUGGAUCUGAACUCAGCAGCAAACUGUUUAGGUGUGUGCAAACAUAUGAGCCUUCCGUUCCAUGUUGUGGCAUUUUAUUGUCUUCUACAAGAAAGCUGAUGACGCUUUAUUUAUUUACAUUGUUCUCAACUCAGCCUUGAAUUCUGCUAAGUGAAACGCUGUCUACCUAGUCUCUCUAUGUAGAUAGGAAUUCAGUCAUUCCAAGCAAACUGGAACAGGACUGGUCCUACGAUGAGGCAUGGCUCAUCAAAAAUGACAUGGCUUAUAAAUUACCUGUAUGGGCAGUUAUUUUUGUUAAUCUGAAACGUUCAUCAUUAGAUCUAGUCAUGUUCAGUAGUACAGAUAUGUAAUUUUCCUGGGCUUAUGUAGUUAUAGUAGUUUAAGUUGAAAUAUUGAGACUUGGAAUAAUGCAUGUUUUGUAAUUUAAAAAAAAAAUAUAUUUUUGUGUUCCAGUCAAACAAGGUCCCAGUAGUGCAACCGUCACAUGCUGUCCACCCGCUUACACCUCUCAUCACAUACAGCGACGAGCACUUUGCACCAGGAGCUCAUCCAUCACAUAUCCCUUCAGAUGUUGGUUCAAAACAAGGUAAAAAGAAUUGUAUUAUUAGGCUAAUAUAACAAUUAAUACAUUUGAACAGGAUCAACUUAAAAGACUAUGUUUGGGUAACUUUUAUGUAAAAGCUAUGAAACAUCCUUAGAUACAUCGCUUCCCGAAGUAUGCCAGGUGGGGCUACCACUAUUUGUCAUCUGUGCAUUUUAAGUUCGCUGACCAUGGUUGACUUCUGGCUGUAUUCUGAUUGGCUGAAAACACAGAGGAGCCAAUGAAAAAAACUAUUAGAUUUAAAAUACCCAAGUACAAUGAGUAAAAGGUAUAAUUUCUGUAAUGAGCACUAUGUUUUGUUGUUUUUGUAUAUGGACAGCUCUGGAUUCUAUUGAGAAUUUCUAAAACCAUGACCUGGCUAUUGCUUGUGUUUUUUCCUAACUCUAAUGGUGCUGUUUUUAAUUUUCUUUAUUCAUUGACCAAAACAAAAAGGACAACCUGUAUGACUGAUUAUUAGUUUGACACUUUUUAUUUAUUGCUAAUGCCAAUGUUUGAGUGAUCAACAUGCAGACUAGCUAUGGUUAUUGCAUUUUUACUAUGUGCCCAGCUCCUGUACAAAUCAUGCAAUUAAUAUUUAUUUGUUAUUAUUUUGAACAAUUACUCCAUAGAAAUAGCUCUAAUAAUACUGUGUAUAUUCCAUAUAUUCUACAUGCAUCAUAGCUGUUUUCUGUGUUGCAGACUAAGCUCAUGAAAAAAUCCCAACAAAAUAUGGGUUAAUCAUAAUAGUAAUAACCUUGCCCUUCCUAUUCUACAGAAUAACAUUGAAAGUUUCAGUCCAAAAUAGUAGUCCGUUUGGGAAAUUAGAUUAGUUUUUAUGGAGAGGUACUUGGUCUUUUUAUAGGGCUUUGCAUUCCCUGGGCUUUGGGGUGGUAUGUAAUUUCUAAGGGGAUUUUUUUAUUUUUUUAUUUUUUUUUUAUUAUUUUAACUCUGCAAAAAGUAUAACCAAUGCAGAGCAAGUUGACCUUGCAGCCCAAAGCCGUCAGUGUGAUGAAGAGCUUAGUAGAAGCUGAAAUGACAAUCGGGAGCCAAGUGAAUCAUAUCAAAUGCGAGCAUUAGAAGCCUAAAAACGGUUUGUAAUUAGCCACUGAUCCUCUGUGGUUGCAAAUGUAGAGAUUUUUUUUUUUUUUUUAUGUAUCACCUUCAGGGAAUGGGUUUUAAUGUACAAACCAAAUAUACAAUACCCAAUUCUGUUAUAUUUAAAGCUUGUUGUUCUUUCAAUUUUUUUGAAUACUUUCCCAAUAUAAUAUUUUGUUAAUUUUCCAACUUUUUGUAAUGUAACACCAAGGCAAGUAAAUAUAUAUAAAUUUUAAUUUAUUUGUAUUUAAAAACUCCUUUUGGGGAAGGGGACAUUUUACUUACAGUGAAAUAGGGGUUAAAUGGAGAUCAGAAACUGGCUAAGCACCUUAUAAAUGUAAAUUUCUUGGUUAUUGCAUUAUGCAUGCUGUUCGUGUAUAUUUUUCCUCAUCCGUCGAAAAAAUAGAACAGAACUGGAGGACAGUGACUAAUCCAUUGAGGGCUGAGAAGACCUUAAUGUCUUCAGGGGUAAAAUAGCAGAACUUGCCACUUUAUUUUGCACUGGAGCAUAAAAUCGUUGUUGUAAACCAGCAUAUAAAGCUUAAAAAUAUUAUUGGUCAGUAUAUCUUGCAUACACGUUCAGUCAUAUCUACUAUUUGGAACCUCAUGUAACCUUGUGCUUUAUCGGCAGGCAUUCAUCGGCGCCCCCAGGGUCCAGAUUUACCUACUUUCUACCCCCUAUCUCCAGGAGGUGUAGGACAGAUGGCACCAUCACUUGGAUGGUAAGUUUAAUUUACAUGACCUUUUCAUCUGCUGUUUAGUUAAAGCGAACAAUAAUGGCAUUAUUCAGUGGCAUUAUUCAUUACAAAGAAAUGUUUAAGCUUGCCUUCUGUGAGUGUUUUUAAGAUGUCCUUGCUCCAAAUUUAAGAAGUCUAUUGCCUAUAACUAAACAUCUUAAUGGUAUAGGGCAGGGAUCUCCUUGGAAACUUGACAAUUCUUCUAGAAUGUACAGUUUCUGUGCUUGGUUCUAUUAAAGGUUGCACAUUUAAAGAGACAUUCUAAAUAUCAAAACCACUUCAUAUUAAUUCAUAGUUUCUUCUUAGUCCCUGUGCCCAUUUUUCUGACAAUGUGAAACAUUGCUGUUUCACAGAAACUGCAUGGUUUACUCUAUGCCUAAACCAUGUCUCUACUGACUGGCGGACUAACAGCCAUUAGAGGCACUUCCUCCGGAAUACUUUUGAUUUUCAAUGUCUUCAUGUUUGGUCUCAUCACACACAACAUGAUGAUGCCGAAUGCCACUAAUGCUUCUCACAUAGAUUAUGUGCACUGAUGAUCUCAGGGGAUAGACUGGUGCGAGACGUUUGUCCUGGCAUGGUCAAUAUAAUGGCUUUUUAAUAUGUAUUUAGUUUCUUACUAAUAUUUGGCACUAGCUAGAAUCUAAAAUAGUGAAGGAAUACAUCUUUAAAAAUCUAUUUGUUUUAAAGUUAUAGCAUUCUUGUAGUGAUUAGCAGGUUAGGUCUUUCCAAUAUUGUUAGUAUUUUCCAUUGCUAUGGCUUGCUAAGGAUCUCCUUCACACCUUUUAGACUCAUAACCUUAUGUUGUGUGACUGAUGGCUUGUUUCAACAAGAACAAUCUGAGUAUUCUAGAAUUUGUCUUAAUCACGGCUUGAAAGAAGAGUGGAGUCUGGAGUGUCUCACUUCAGCAUGUUUUAAACAAAGAUUAUCAGUGGUGGGAUUGUUCCAGGGUGAGGAGAUAAAACAUUUGUUGGGGUCGAAGCUUGAUGAGAGGGGAAUAGUGACAACACAAAUGAUAUGGGAAGGCUAGUUGUUGAAUUGCUGUUUUGCGUAGAGUUUAUUAGAUGUGAGAAUUAUAUAUUUCACAUAUUUGCUCUCUGCCCCAUUACAUUUCUUACCACCGGGCGUAUUAUUGAUCAGAAUUCAUAUAGAAAAAGACUUCCUGUAUGUCCAUAAAAGGGCACGUUUCAUUUAGAUGUUUUUAAUUAUGCGUUAACCACAUUUUUUUUUCUAGUUGGUGAGAAGAAAAUGGCCCAUUUAUUAAUGUACUGUUAUUGAGUUAUUUCCUCCAAGGUUUGAAAGCAAUACUUCCCUUUUGCUUAAAAAUUCCAAACCAUGUGUUGUGUGUGUGUGUGUGGUUGAAGAAUGGUGAGUCUUGGUAUAAAAAAGAUCUUUGGGGGUAUUUAAUCUGUUCCCAAUUGUGUUCACAUAUUUCAAUAAUUUCAUUAGUUAUUAAAACAGGCUUUGACCAUAUAAAACAAAACAUUUUUAAUUGUUCAGUGCUUGCAUGAAUAUGAGGCAUUCAUGUUUUCUGCAAAGUAGAUUUCAGUGUGUUUUUUUUUCACAAAGUGCUACUUUAUAAAACCAGAGUAUAAGAGCAAAUGUAAAUUAGAACAUAACAGCAGGAUAUUCAGUGGGGAAAAGGACCUGGAGGAAGUCUUUCACUCCUCAUUUCACUGUAUCCCUCUGUUUGUUAAUAUAUUCUUUGGUUUCAAUCUACAUAUUUGUAACUGUUUUUUCCCCCCAAGAAUCCUACUAACAAACUAUCAUGGCAAAGGGGACUUUCUUUAUUAAUGGGUUACUAUUUAAUCAUUAAUAUUUUAAUAAGACACUGUUUCUAGUCAGAUUAAUCUCCUCUUGACUACUGCAAUCCCCUUCUCAGUGGUCUUACUUGUUCCCAGAUUGCAUUGCUGCAAUCUAUUAUGAAUGCGGCGGCAAGGCUAAUUUUCCUGUGCGCCUGCACCCCUUACGCCUCCACCCCUCUGUCAGUCCCUACAUUGGCUUCCAAUUAAAUAUAGGGCUCAAUUUAAGAUUCUGGUGCUUGCUUACAAGUUCCUAUAUAAUGCUGCUCCAACCUACCUAUCCUCCCUAAUACACGUGUCUGUUAGUCCACCCAUUGUACAGCGCUAUAUAAAUAAUUAAAUAAUAAUAUGGAGUUACUUCUUGUUGCAAACACAAGGAGUCAAACAAGCCAAAGAGUUUCUUUUUGAAGCUGUUGGCCAUCUACUCUUGGCUACAGGCAUGUGAAGUAUGUGGUCCGAUAAGGCCUUGCCUUCUUCACUUUACUUGUUCAUUCAAGCUUGUUUAAUAACCUGACUGGGGUAUGAAGACAGAGUACAGCUAAGACUAUAUGUACAGGUGGAAGGCCAAUACUUUGACAUAGUUAAAACAUUUAUCUUUUUUCCAGAAUCACCAAUUCUAACACUGGCAAUAUUGCUCCAAUUUAAGGAAUUCUCAAUUGUGUAUGCCUCCAUUUCACUCUUCAUCCUGAAUCUGCUGAUACAUUUAUGAAUAUCCAAGACUGCACGCAGGGUUGUUCUUUCUCCAGUAUGUAGACCACAAAGCCAUAAUCUUUCAUUUUGGCACCAAACCCACGUUACCAAAAUCCAACCUAUUAAGGGGACAACCAUGAGCAACUAAAAAAACAUAGAAGUUAUAACACGUUUUGGACAGUAUAUUUCUUCUGUGCUGCUCUCCUAGAUUAAUUGCUCACCCUGGAGGCGAUUAAGUUUGAAUUCGGGUACUCUUGCUAUAGCAAUCAUGACAAUCAUCAGAGGCGCUUCAGUUGCUCUGUGAUAGUGAUGUUAAAUAAAGAUUACUUGCCUCCUUUGCAGCGCCUAAACUCCUCCACCCAUGAACUUGCCCAGUGUGAUGCUGCUCAGAGAGAAGCAUCAGACGCAUUUGAUUGACAAAUAGACUUUUGCUUGGUUAUGGAGACGGAAGAAAUGGAAGGACCUCUAGACUCGUGCUUAACCCUUAAAUAUAAACAUUGUAAUUUUUACAAAACGGCAAUGCUUUACAUUAAAAGGUUAAAACUACAGGACCACUGGACUCAGAUCAUUUUAUUGAGAGCUACGGGAACCACAUUCUAAGGCAGAAACUUGAACUUUGUUCAAUAUGUGAUAAUGAAGAGAAGUGUUUUCUUUUUUGUUUAUUUAUUAAUUUUUUUAACACAUCUGGCAUCAAAAAAUAAUUUAGGAUGUUUUUGUUUGUAUGUUGUCUGAUGCAUUCUUGCACGCUUGGCGUGCAGGCCGCUUAUUGGCCUAUGCUUUUUGUUUUGUACAUUUACACGCUUGCAUUGGUUUUGAAUUCUGCCACGGAAGAGGCCAACAUAAAAAACUUUUAAAAACCAUGUUUUUGAUGCUUUUUAUUGUAUUUGGUUUUGUUUAUUAUUUCAAUGUGGUAUAGUGUUUUAAAGGGCUUGUCACAGUAGUUUUACAGUACUAUAUAUAAGAAGCACUUUAGUUUUUUGAAAGUAGUACAGUUUAAGAAUAACGGCAUGCUAGAUAGAAGGAUGGCCAUGAUUGUCAUAGAACAUGAAUACAUUACAUUACAUUUUAAAAUGUCAAAGAAAUGGAGCUCUUCUAUACAAGAUGCAACGCACCCACUCAUUCACUAUACAGAAAUAUCAACGCUCACAGAAUGUAGUAGUUUUUUGUUGAAUGUAUGUAUGUGUGUAUGUAUAUAAUGUGUAUAUAUAUAUAUAUCUAAACUACACAAAAAAUAAUGGGCGUUUAGUUGCAGUAUAUCAUUGCCACAAUGCAAAUGUACCCAAUAUUUUGUCAGGUCCUAUCCUAACAACCUAAUGCCUGAUAUACAUAUAGUGACACACAUUUUUCAUACAAUGUAUAUAGACAAAAUCUACAGAAAAUAAAAAUAAAAACUCAGAGUAGUACAGUCAAUAUACAUAAAUGCAACAAUUUUACAGGUUGCACUCACAAACAUAUAUUGAUAGUAGGCUUAUCUCAAUAGUAAAAGACGAUAUGAGGUCCUCAACACGAGAGUGUGGGCAUGUAGGAGAAAAAUAAGAAAAAACAAAAUAAGUGUAGAUUUUGUCUAUAUACAUUGUAUUGUGAGGACUGGAAGGAGUCCUAUUUUUCUACAGUUUAGAACCUUUUAGGUAUAUUAUUUUUUGACAUUUGUCUGUGUACUUGUUCCACAUAUUUUCUACAGGUGAUAAGUUUGUAUUGUUUGUACAUUUUUCAUACAGCCAGUUUUUCUACCAAAAAAACUAUUAUGCUCUAGUCCCCUUGAAGGUCUGUUUGUACUAAAGGUCAUAUGUUUUAUCUUUGCUAUAAAAUACUUUUUAACGAUAACUGAGCUUUUUCUAGGUUAAUCUUCCCUAAAAGCAUAAUUUCAAUCCUCCCCAGUAACGGGCAAUUCAUUAAGUGCACAGAGCGUCAGAAAUGUGCCAUACGUAUGUGUGACUUCUAUAGCCAUUUUAUAUGAAAUCUGCCAAUCAAUAAACUUGUUUGAACUUAAUUGAUUGAGCCAGGUCAGCCAGGAAUGAAUCAAUUAUUCUGUCUGAACUACUCUUUUUAAAUAUUUUAAUCCAGUUCAAAGUGUAGAGCAGAUCCACUCAAAAGGGAACAUAGUGCAAUUUAAUCAGCUCAAAGUGCCCAAUAACAACCAAUAAUACCUAAUAGCAAUGCUGACCACCCUAUGCACUGUAAAGUGAUUUUCAGAGGUACCCAUAAUCCGUGCUGCUGUGUACAGCGAAGGGUAGUUAUCAAUCUGCUGUAAAAUUCUGUCCAUACAUCUACAUUAAUUAUUUAAAAAUAUUUAUUAUAAAAUAUUUUACCAGGAAAGAUACAUUGAGAUUUCACUUGUUUUCAAGUAUGUCCUAUAAUGGCAGUAUUCUAAAAAAAAUUUUUUUGUUCUAGGAGUUUAUUGAUAAAAUGUCUGCCCAGUAUGUUUGUUCUAAUAAUUUGGUUUUGUGGCAUAUAUAUUUUAUUAGUUUCUUCGUUUUAUCAUUGAUUAUACUGCAGUGAUGCUCUUUCACAUUCAAGUCCUCUAUGAAUAUUCUAUAUCAGACUCUCUUUAUAUAGUCUAUUACUUUUUUAUAUAUAUAUAUAUAUUUUUUUUUUUUUAAAUAAUCUUGUUCAUAUUGAGUUCUGUGUUCCACAUUCUUUUUGCUACACAUGUACAGAGUAAAGUUUGCUGAAUGUGGUUUUGCCUUUGGGAGAAUUACACAUCUGUCAAUACUGACUGAUUCAGGAGGAGCCUUAGAAUUUGCACUGUUUUCGAAGAAUGAAUUUUAGGAAGAACAAGUGAAGGACAUCUUAAUACUGGGUGAUAACUCUAGUACACCAACCUGAAAAGGUGCCCACCUCCUCCCAAAACAAAAAAAACACUUAUUGGAGUACGAACUGCUGAUAAGUGUGUGUUAGAAAUAACAUGUACCUGUCACGAUUAUAUCUGCAGUUUCCAUUCUCCCCUUUAUUGGCGACUGGAGAAUCGGACGGUUUUGUACAGGUCAUGGCAUCUAAUGGGUUUAAGUGGGUAUAACUCAACAAACUUAAUUAGCCACCACUGAGUCUCAGAGUCCUUUUGUAUCACUUAUUUUUAAACCUAUGGGAUUCAGGAAGCAUGUUUCUAUAGCACUGGUUGGGUUUGGUUGACAGGUUUGUUAAAUACUGAGAUAAACAUAGAGAAGGGACGAAGUACAGCAUAGCAUUAAUAAAUACCAAGUGAUACUCAACAUAAUCUAUCUGCUCACACACACAGGAGGAACUGCUCAAAUGUUUACAUAUACACACUUUUAUAUAUAUAUAUAUAUAUUUUUUUUUUUUUAUGUAUGCUUAAACCCUUAAUGACUGCAUGAUGGUCCCGUUCAUGUAGCCAUCAUGCGUUAGGUCCCUGCUGGUACCAAGGAGCUCCAGGUAUUGUUGGACACCUGAGGAUUUCCUCUGUCAGCUGGGGCCACAAAAAGUUAGUGCUGCACUGGGUCCCAUAAAUCAUCACACUCAGUCAUCAUGGUUCUGAGUCUGCCCCAGUAUGAAAAGAACCUGGUGUGGUCUCUUUGCAUGCCCCUUUUCCCAGUGAUUGGUGCUAAGCUUUGCCAGCUGCCCAUCACUGAUCUCCAUUUCAGAAGCUGCAGCAUGAGAGGGCGAUCUCCCUCUCAUGCUGCAAUCACACAGUACAGAGUGCUCACAAAACGCUUUGUAUUGUUAGCUGGGAAAUCCCUCUGCUGAUGUCCGUACUGAUGUCAGCAAAGGGAAUCCCUCUUGGUGGGUGUGAGGCGUUUGAUUAUGUGUUGGAUUAUGGUAGGGCUAAUGGUUGGAUUAGGGAAAGAUUAGUGGAAAAGGUAUACAUGUGUGGUAUCAUUGUACUCGAGAAUAAUAGCAGAGUACAAAUAUAGUAGUAGGGCACAAAUUGUCUGUGAAUUUGCAAUAUAAAACACGUGUGAAAAACCAAAGAAAUCUUAAUUUGACAGAGGUUCAUGAUAAAAUGUUUACAUGAAGUAUCAAAAUGCUUUUAGUUAAAUAGUUCUAGCAAUUAUGCAAUGCUGCCAUUUUUACUUUUUUUUUAUUUUAUUUGUUUUUUUAUUAAGGUAUUCACAUCACAUGGUUCCUGGACCUCCGGGGCCUCACGCAACUGGAAUCCCUCAUCCUGCUAUUGUCAAUCCUCAGGUUAAACAAGAGCAUUCACACAGCGACAAUGAGCUAAUGCAUAUGUGAGUUUCCUAUUAAUGUAAUUACAUGGCUGCUUUGUAACAAAUGUUCUCCCGUUUAAAUGUAAGUUUCUAUGUGAAUAAAAUUGGUAAUGUGUUAGAAAGUGGUAGAUGAGCAAAUGGCAUGUCUUGAAAAGAAAGCGGUAAAAAUCAGACUCCACCUUUGUAGUUAAUUCCCUACCGCGCAGUUGCACGUCCUUCAAGUAGAAAUCCUGAACAUUCAUGACUGUUCAUGACUAAAAUCUUCUGGCACCAAUCAGUGUUUUCAUGAAUGGCUAUGGUGUAGAAGGGGUGAGUCCUCAAAUCUGGGUCAGUGUGACAGUAUGUAAUGAGAGGAGAACAGAAUGCAAACUAUAGUGUAGUCACUGUAGUAUGUUAGUAGUCGAGUAGUAGAAAAAUAAUGGAAUUGCACAUACAGUCCCCUAUAUUACAGGCUUUCACAAUGUGUUACACUCAAAAGGUCCAUCACUGUUUAAAUAACAAAGUGCAAUUUCAAAAAUAUUGGUCACAUGAGGACCUAGUCAUGUGACCGUUGGAUAAUUCGCAUAAAAACAACACAUAAUUAGUAAUGAGUCAAAUAAAGGCAAUGGUGCAGAGGAGAAGAUGGAAGAUGGCAGCGCCCAAUUUUUGCAAAUUUGACAAAAUCCGCAAACGGUGACAGUCACUUUAAAUGUCCCUGAACAGACUGAAUAGGGAAUGGGCAUGGUAUAUUCCAUGAGGGAAGGGAACAACUAUGACAAAAACAAGUAAGAAGAUAGAACCUAAUGGUUUUAACUGGUUAUUAUAAAAAAAGAAAAAAAACACUUUGUUCUUCUAGAUCUCUUAAAGGGAAACUCCAGUGCCAGUUAAACAAUCCGUUUUCCUGGCACUGCAGGUCCCCUCUCCCUCCCACCCCCCAAUCCCCGGUAGCUGAAGGGGUGAAAACCCCUUCAGUCACUUUUUAGAGGCAGCAAUGAUGUCCGGUGGGUGAGAUGUCCGAUUGUGUCGGCCGGUGGGUGAGACUGAUCCCGCCCACCGGCCGGGGAGACAAAAUGCGCAUGUGCGGCAAUGCCGCGCGUGCGCAUUAGCGCUCCCCAAAGGAAAGCACUGAAAAUGCAUUUCAAUGCUUUCCUAUGGGGAAAUGAGCGACGCUGGAGGUCCUCACACAGCGUGAGGACGUCCAACGACAAUGUGCUAGAAACCAGGAAGUGCCCUCUACUGGCUGUCUAGUAGACAGCCACUAGAGGUGGAGUUAACCCUGCAAGGUAAUUAUUGCAGUUUGUAAAAAACUGCAAUAAUUACACAUGCAGGGUUAAGAGUAGUGGGAGUUGGCACCCAGACCACUCCAAUGGGCAGAAGUGGUCUAGGUGUCUGGAGUGUCCCUUUAAGUUUAUGUUCUGGUGUAGUUUGUACAUGUUAAAAUGUAGUGUAGUGUGAAGUACACUCAGACAGUGACAUUUUAGGAACUAGGUGUUUGUGGUCUAAUGUCUCUUGCCAUCUAUAAAUGCCUCUUUCCAUAGGUAUGCAUGCAGCCAAAGAAAUAUUUGCAUGACUCUGCCAUUGGGUUCAUUCAAAAUUGCAAUGAAUAAAAAAUUACUUUAUGUUCCUUGAUUAAUUAAAAUUAAUUAUAAUGUAGCAGACAAACUUUUCACACCGUACUAAGGGUCGCUUCAUACAGUCACAGCCGUUUGAGUUUGAACAUCCUCUUGCUUUACUUGAAAUGUUGCCGCUUGUUUCAGUACAACUCUCUCUUCCUUUCAGGAAAUCUCAUCAUGAACAGAGAAAGGAGCAGGAGCCAAAAAGACCUCAUAUAAAGAAACCUCUGAACGCUUUCAUGCUUUAUAUGAAAGAAAUGAGAGCAAACGUAGUAGCUGAGUGUACACUUAAAGAAAGUGCCGCCAUCAAUCAGAUUCUUGGCAGACGGGUAAGUAGAAGGAUGUUACCAUUUGCUCAGAUCGCCCUUUCAUUGUAAUAGGUGAAUUUUUGUGAAUUUUAUAUGGACUGCACAAUGGUCGUUUCACUUUAUCUGAUGUGCUUGAAUUAUUUUUGUGAAAGUAUAAACUCUGUGUCAGAAUUUACACUUCACAAUGUGUAUGCAAAAUAAUUCUUAAACGUGUGACCUUUAACAAAUCGCUAGAGCAACAACAUGGCAAAGCUUUUGGUGAAGAGAUCCCCUACGCUCACUCUUAGCCCUGAAAGUGGCAAAAAAAUAACUUUUACAAAAUCAGUCCAGCUCUAAGCCAGCCCACCAGAGCUGUCAAUCAGCAGCCAGAAUUCUAUCAUUUGGGCCAUUCACAUGCACAACUAGAACUGAUUUCUCUCCCCUAUCCAAAAGGAGAUUGGAACCUUGGUCUUCUGCCCUGCCAAUUGCUACAUUAUCUUGUUCACAAAACUGACCUGGGCUGUAUUUAUAGUAAGAUUUUACUGAGUAGAUUUGCCGAUGUGGAAUACCGCUUAAACCAAUGGACCGAGAUUGCACUUUUGUUUUAGGUGGGAUUUUGUAAGAUCUAAGGAUGAUAGUUAAAGGGCCUAUUUGGGAGGUUUUGUAUUAUGCAUCCCCAGCAGAGGGGAUAUUUGGGGAGUUUUUGCUUAUGUAUGCACCAGUUGAUGGGUUUUGUAUUAUGCAUGCUGUAGUAGAGAAGAUAUUUGGGAAGGCCCUCAGCAGAGAGGAUACUUGGACCUUUGGAUAAUGCAUACACCAGUAGAGUGGAUACUGGAGUUUUGGGUUAUGCAUGUCCCAAGAGGGAUGCUUGUGAGGUCCAGAUUAUGCAUGCACCAAUAAAUGGAUUCUUUGGAGAUUUGGAUUAUGUGUGCAUCAACAUAGGGGAUACUUGGGAGGAGUGAAUUAAACACGCACCGAUAAUGUGAAUAACUGGGAGGUUUAAAUUAUGCACAUACAAAAGAUUGAAAAUACCUCCAUUUGCAGAGAGACCAUUCACAAAGAGAGUGGUCACAGUACAUCUUGAAGGCACAUAAAAUAAGGAUUUAGAAUAGCUGUCACCCAUACUGACAUCACAGUUCAUGGUAAUGGUGUCCACCAGAUGGAAUUAAGCUGUGUGCUGCCCAGAUGUGACUGGUUCACGGAAAGAUAGAAAUGCUUUACUCAGCAAUAUUCAUUUACAGUAAGAAUUGAGUCAGUGUUUUACCUCCUCUUUAUUUCCUGUGACUCACAGGUUUCCAGGAACAUUAUUAUCCUCCCUGUUUAUCUAUAUGUAUGUGUAUUCCUGGUUUGGGAGUUUUUUGUUUUGUGCCCUUUGCUUCACAGGUUACUAAAAAAUACAUAAAACUUGUGUACAUUUUGGGUGGUUCAAAUAUAGUCCAGGACUUUAUAACCAUUUAAUACAUUUUAUUUUUUCACUAAACAUAUGCCAAAGGUUUGUAAAUACACAGCUCAGUCCAGCAACCAGAUGCUACGUGGUAAUCAUUCCCAUGUGCAUUAAUCUUUCUAAAAUAUGAGUGGAUAAAGGGUUUGUGGUUUAAUAUUCAGAUGCAGGCAGCACUGGGCUUCCUUGUAGUUCUGAAUAUAAAAGUAAAACAUUUAAUGAGAAACCUGUCCUUGUAAAUUUCUGCCAAUGGUUUUUAUGUUUUCCAUAAAAUUUUCUAUUUGGUUGGUGGGUUUGAUGAAUCAAGUAAUGUAAUCUCAAUAUCUGUAUGUGCUGCUUCAUUAGUACAUUUCUUAAAGGGAUAUUAUACUCACCCAUAAUACUUCCAUUCAAUUAAGUGUUCAGGUCUAGUGAUCUUGUCCAUUUAACCCUGCAGUCCAAUGUUUACAUUGCAGGGUUAAGUCACCCUCUAGUGGCUGCCAGUAUGACUGCCAGUAUGGCAGUUACUAGAGGCGAUACUGUUGCACUAACCACGUAAAUCUUGGUCAUGUGACUCAAAGCCUCUUGAGGAAAUUAUUAUUCAAUGUGUUCCUUUAAAUCUAAUAUAAUUCUCUUACUCUGCCUUUGCCAUGUGUUAUAGAAGAUCCUAACUUUAAUAUGAAAGGAACACCAUAGCAUUAGGGAUACAAACCUGUAUUCCCAUCACUGUAGUUUUACCCUGGUUUCUCUCCUCUCCCUGUGAGGAUGUGAUAACAAGACAGCCUCUAGAGGGGUGUUUAACACUGCAAUGAAAACAUUUUGGUUUCUACAAAAUGGCAGUGUUUUACAUUGCAAGGAUGAAAUGGAAGAGGAACUUUUGACUUUUAUUAUUUAAUUAAUAAUGUGUGUCUUUCAAUGCAAAUACAUUUUCAUAAAAAACAAAACGCUGUAACGCUGUAAAGUUACCUAACUGAUAUUUAGUUCCCUAGUGUGAUUUUGUUAAUUUUUGAAGAUUACUUUAUUCCAAUUAGAAUACACAGAACAUUCAUUAACUUUACCCAAAACACAGAUGAGUCAUAGAAGUAAUUCUGGUGUAAAUAUUGCGAGGACAUAGGGUAAUCAUCAUAGAAUAAUUGCAUUAAUUUUUAUUUAUUUUUUAUUUAUUUUUAUUCUUUUGUUUGAUCACCUCUCUCUUGUGAGAUAAGCAAUAAUUUGCCAGAAAAAUACAAAUAAUAACAAUACUGGAUGCAGGCAUAAAAUAACAGGCUCUCUAUUAUUGGUGUCUUGUACAUUGAGGUGAGUGUUUUUAGGGUUAUGGGGAAGCCUGGGCCGGCUCGUCGUGUACAUUAUGUUGAGUGGCCUCGGUAUGGGGCAACAGUAGGUUACUUUAAUUGUACCGUUCUGUAUUAUGGAUUUUGACUCUGGUUCUUCUAGGUCUGGUGGUUAUACGUGUAGAGGCCAUCGAGAACAAGAUUAAAACUAAAGAGAAACCAAAACGGUUAGAGUUGUGUUGGCAUGUAAUCUGCGCGUGGACUAGGCUAUCCAGGAUAUAAACUUGUAGAUUUUGUUCACCUCUUGGGACUUCGUAUAUUCGACUGGGCACAAUUCGUUUUACACCCUUGGGUAUAGCUUGGGUAGAACUGGGUGAUAGGCCUUAAUGACCCUCGACGGGGGCGAAAGGACUUCAUGUAAGUCGGUGUCUUGAAGCAUGUAAAACAUGUACAGAGAUAACAAACAAAGCUAACAACUUUAACUUAAAACGUUGUGGCUGCUGUCUACGUGUCCGAUGGGAAAAGGGGGUGACUUUCGCCAUGUCCCAAGUAUGUAUGUGGUGGUGCUGGAAUGCCGCGUGGGCCAGGCAUGACCAUAGAGUCCUGCGGGAGACCCAGGGUCUCAGUCCGAUCAUGAACUGCGUGGGUAACAUUCUCGGGUAUCGCCAUUUGUAUCAGAGGUCUUUGUUUCUGAGUAAUGCCGAGAAGGGUUGCAGGGAUUUUCUCCAUUUUAGUGUUUCUACUGAGAGGUCGGUGUAAAAUGUAAGUGACAUGUUUUCGAACUCGUAUGGCGAGGUCCCCUUCAGUGCCGCCAGUACUGCCCCCUUAUCCCUGUUACAGGUAAAUCGUACCACUUGGUCCCUAGUGGCGGACUCCAGUGCUCUCUAGGGUUUUGGAACUCGGAAGAUCCCAUCGAUAUUGAUACUUUUUCCCUGUUUGGGAGUCAGCAAGGCCCCUAUCAGCCUCCCCACCAGGUGUGGGAGCUCUACCGCUGGUAAUUCGUCGGGUACACCUCAUACCUUGAUAUUGUUGCAGCGCCGUGUGUCUUCCAGGAGGGCAAUCCAAGGCUCGAAGGUGAGUUGUUGUUUUUUAAGGCAUUGCUCUUCAUUUUCUAGAGAGGCAAGCUGUUGGGAUUGCUGUGUGGAUGCUGUUUCCACGGUCCCUAUGCGACCCACAAGGUCUGAGAGGUCAGAGCAGAGUGAGGCCAUGUCCGCCUGAAUGGUUUUUUGAAGGCUGGCGAGCAGUUCUUUUAGUGUGACUGUGGUCACAGGCUGGGAGUCAGCACAUAUAUAUAUUAAUUUGUUCUCCUACCCCCACAGACCCCACACCACACAAUAGCUCCCUAAUACACACACACAAUUACCCCCAUACACACACAAUUACUCCCCCAUACACACACACACUGCCACCCAUGCACACAAUUACCCCCCAUACACACACACAUUGCCCCCGUACACACUGUAUCCCUCAUGCACAAACUGCCCCACAUGCACACACUGCACCCCUCAUACCCCCCCCACACACACACACUGCCACCCAUGCACACAAUUACCCCCAUACACACACACAUUGCCCCCGUACACACUGCAUCCCUCACAUGCACACUGCACCCUGUACACACACCCACUGCAUCCCUCACAUGCACACUGUACACACACACACACUGCAACCCUCACAUACACACACAUAUUGCACACCUCAUACACACACACUACAGCCCCUCUCCUGGCUGACCCCAGGUAAGUUGUCAAACUGUUUUUAAACAUUUUGACUACUUACCCUGGGAGGGCACUACGGCAUUCCUAGCACCAUACCUACUACAACGUAACGUAGUGGUUAUUGUGCCUGGAUAGUUUCUUUAAGUAAUCUAUCAGUGCCACUCCCAAGAUUAGGGGCCCAUUAUAUGCCAUAGCACUGUAGAUAUAUACAACCUAGAAAAUUGUUUUGACUUGGAGUGCCUUGGAAAAAUAUUGAAAUAUUAAGGGUGUCUUGAACCUAAAAAGCUUGGGAACCACUGGGAUAGACACUGUCAGAGCUACAUCCAGCAACUAUAAAUAAUUAAAUCUUAUUGAAAACCACUUUGUUAAAAACAAUAACAAUACAGCAUGUAGACUCAUGUUUAUCCACUGGUUACAAUUAUAAAGUCUGUCAAGAUCUCGUAAAUCUUUUAACGUUGUACACCUCCUUCUACCACUUGUACCACAUCCCACUUUUUCCAACAAUACUAUUACUCUGCUUAUUGUCCCCAACUACAAAUAGAAAGGCAUAGCCUGUAAUUGUGGGAGGGGUUACCCGGCUAUAAAAACAUGGGCCACCCCUCUCACUGGACUGUUAACGCCGGGUUCAGCCCACCCACCACUCCACUUUUACAAACCAUUCAUUUGGUGAGCCCUCUUUAUUUACAGGCCUACUCGAACGUCGGUCCCGGCACACCUCAACCAACUUGUACCACAUCCUACUUAUUUCAACAAUACUGUUACUCUGCUUAUUAUAUAUAUAUUUAUAGACACACACACUUUAAGCAUCCAUAAGUGUCAUACUAUUCAAAUCAUAACUUUUUCCCUCACCAGCACACUGGCAACAAAGUCAGUGUGCCAAUAUCACUGAGAUGGUGUGCCUUUCUUAGUGAUGCGUCCCCAAGCAGGGCAAAUCAAAGAAGAGGGCAAAGCAGAGUAUUGCCCGAAGGUGGGCAGGAAAGCAGGAGAGGUGAGUAAAUCUCUAUAUUUUACGUUGAAUGCAUCUUGCAUCUUUGUGAUAUAUGGUGUAUUCUAUGUACAUAGAAGCGAUUUCAGAUCCUCUUGAUAAUAUCUGAUACAUCUUUAGUAAUUAUUAAAAUCUUCUGUAAAGGCAAAUUCAGUUGCAUGAAAUUAAAAAUUUUUAUCUACACAUUUUGAUCAGAUCUGUUGCGCCGAUCACAAAAUUCUUUAUUACAACUUAAAAGAAAAUGUAUAUUUUAUAAACUGCUUGCUCCAAGGCAUAAAAAGUAACAAAAAAAAACGUAAGACCAAUAACCAAAUUAGUUAAAAUAAAAUAAAAUUUGUGUAAAAAAAUCGAGUGGUUAAGUAAAAAUCUAGCACAUUUGCCUUAUUAUUAAUAUUAUCAGUUAUAGCAUUACCAAACUGGCUUUUUCAAGGAAGAUUUCUGCGUUUGAUAGAGAAACUCCAUAGUAGUCCCAGUCGUUAUAUUUUACAGCAGUUUCCUGGCACAGUGUGUGGCACCGUAUCGUGGUAGUAAAGGUGAUUUAACUGUUCAGGAUCUCUUUGGUCCUGAAGGGUCUAUACCCCACAACAUGCAGUUGGUUUCUGAGAAAUCUCUUCCUGUUUUGAUGUUUUCAUUCCACGAGCUGGAACAUCAUUGAUAUCAGUGCAGUAUACAUUUUAACCUAUUUCUGUACUUUAAUGGUCUAGAAAACAUGCACUAAUUACUUAAAACCACUUGACAGGUUAGAGCCCUACUGUGGGUUAUGCUGUCCUUACAAAAGAUCAAUAUGAUCAAAUAUAUCCACCCCAGCUCUGCUACGAUAGUUACGGUCUAUUUUAACAUGGUUAAAAGUAGGUAAAGAGCCGCUAGCACUAAUUAGGAGUGUCUUGCAAACCUCUUGGAGAUAAAUCAUUAAUGAUCAUGAGUUUCUGUAUAUAGCACAAUUUAGAUCCCCACUGCAUAUUAGGAACCAUAAUUAAACACAUACAAUAUUCAAUUUCAUUAACCUUGUUUUGUUGUUCGGCUUGAAUGUUAACCUGUUUUUCUUUUAUUUAUUUAUUUUACUUUUGGAUUACUAUAUUUUAUCAUUUAACAGAUACAUGUUCCUUAGGAUAAGCAUUUACAUCUACCCUUUGCAAAUGUCUAAUCUCCAUGCCUAAGGCUAUCAAACCUUCCUCUCUUAAGACCUGUACAUCCACCAUAGCAUUUUCCAUGGCAACAUAACGCCUAUUCACUUCCUAGGCACAUAUGUCACACUGACUGAUGGAAAUCCCACCGUAAAAAUGGAUUACGGUGACUCCAUUUGAAGGAUUUGUGAUUGACUAUAUGGCAAAUAACAGUAUGUUAAUUCAGAAGCAGGUAUCCAGCACUGUAUGUUUAGCAGAAACCUGCUAGUUAAUCAUUGCAGCCUGGGAUAAUCAGACUAUUAAAUUUUCCUGUAUUCACUUUAUCUUCUCAUUUUUAUUCCACGUUUAAGUAUGUAAUGGGUGCUUUGAUAACUUCAGAUUUCAUGGUUUAGGGGAGAGAUUAGCUACUGGUCUCUGCAUAGAACUUUGUGUGCUGGAUGUUUUUAUUUUAAUAUGACAUAUAUAAAGGAAAAAAAAUGGUUUUCAAGCUGAUUUUUUUUUUUUUUUUUUGGAGGGGGGAGGGGAGGGGCUCGCUUUAAUUUCUCCCUGGAACGAUAGAAAUAAAUGUAACUGAGAAGCAUUAAAGAAAAAUGGGAGAAAAAAAACAGUCAAUACCACUGUAAAAUUCAAGAGAAAAUGUUUUCUAGAAAGCAGAGCAAUUUAGCUGCUAAAACAGAAAAAGAGAAGAAUUGACUAGAUAACUUCAAAUUUUAGGCUAAAAUCAAUUAGAAGAGCGAUUUAUGGGGAGAAGUGUUCACAUCCUGCUGUUUUUGCUGAAAAUUUGCAACCCACUGCUCAAAUAUUCAUGUUGGUGAAUGACCCCCAUUGUGCUUGAAGGGGAGGAAUGUAGCUAGAUAGUAAUAAGAUGUAUAUGCAACACAGCUACAUUAAGGUGCAAAGACAAACAUUUGUAAACAUGUUUUAAUCAUUGCACCUGCAAAAUAAAACAUGUUGCUCAUUCAAUUUUCUCAAUAAGCUUUCCAUUAUUGAAAAUAGGAAACUUCUUUUGUGUGUAAAAUAUAAGCUUGCAGGCAGAGGUCACAAAACCAAUCAACUAAUCCUGGUAAAACAUUUAGUUACACCGUUUGCUAAUUGCAUUUAGCACUGCAGAUUUUAUUUGAUGUUUUAUAAUAUGUAAUAAAACCAAGAAAAUGUGUGUUCUAUUAUAUUGAUAAAUGGUAUCUAUGGCAAUUCUAUAUAAAAGCAAUAAUGGCUAAACUUCACAUCUCAGAAUAUUGUGAAUGGUAUUUUUCACAAUCAUUUUGGAAAAAGUUCAGAAACAUCUAUGUUUAAAACGUUAGCCAUUCAGACUACAAAGUAUAUAUGUAUCAAAGGGACACCGGUUAUUUUCAAGCUGUCUGCUUGCUAUCUUUGCUGGUGUAGGGAAUUGUAUUGGUUUUUGCAAUGUAUUGUUAAUUUUGCCUUAAAACUGUAGUAGACCUUUUAUUACAUUGUAUUUUUAAUUUUCUCCCCAUAGUGGCAUGCUUUAUCCCGUGAGGAACAGGCCAAAUAUUAUGAAUUAGCCCGCAAAGAAAGGCAGCUACACAUGCAGCUUUAUCCAGGAUGGUCUGCAAGAGACAACUACGUAAGUAUCACUCCAGCACUUGUAGGUGCCACAUCAUUUAUAUUAUAUUAUAAUAUUACAGCAGGUCCUGGGAGAAACAUUUGUGCAUUUUUUCCCAUGUAUAUCUGCCAACAGUGGUGGUAUCCUGCCGAAUUGAAUCAUGCUACACAUACAAAUCUAAGGAUUCAAAUGCAAUAAUCGUUUUAAUACUAUAAUUCAUGUAGCAAAGUAUGGAAAGGUAGUAAUGUAAAGGAAAUCAUACACUGCAUAUUUAAAGAGACACUAUAGUCACCAAGUCAACUUUAGCUUAAAGGGACACUAUAAGCACCCAUACCACUUCAGCCCAUUGCCAUGGUCUGGGUGCCAACUCCCAUCCCCCUUAACCCUGAACAUCUAAUUAUUGCAGUUUUUGUAAAUUGCAAUAAUUACCUUGCAGGGUUAAGUCCUCCUCUAGUGGCUGUCUACAAGACAGCCACUAGAGGACUUCCGGGUUCUUAGACGACUUUUGGUCAUCUAAAUGACGCUGGACGUCCUCACGCUCUGCAUGAGGUCUUCCAGCGUCACCGGAAUCCCCUUAGGAAAGCAAUGAAUAAUGCUUUCCUAUGGGAAGAUCCUAAUGUGAGCGCGGCCAUUGGGCCUUUGAAUUAGGCGUUGGGGGAGCUGAGCCAGCGCUGAGGGACAUCGCGCGCUGGACCCAGGUAAGUGACAGAAGGGGAAGCUAUAGUACCAGGAAAACAUGUUAGUUUGCUAUGUGAGGACCUCCAGUGUCGCUAAAAUCCCCAUAGGAAAGCAUUGAAAGCAUUUUCAAUGCUUUCCUAUGGGGAGGUCUAAUGUGCAUUAGGUCUCCCCCGCCAGCGGCCGCACAUACACAGUCGGUCUCCCCCGCCGGCUGACGUCGGGGGAGGAGCGUGGGCGGACCAUAAACCACAGCCGAGGGACAUCAGCGGUGGUCUCAGGUAAGUCACUGAAGGGGUUUUCACCCCUUCAGCAACAUGGGGUGGGAAGGAGAGGGGACCUACAGUGCCAGGAAAAUGGAUUGUUUUCCUGGCACUGGAAUGUCCCUUUAAUUCCUAGAUAGCAGAGAAUUGAGCAUUAAACUAAAGUUGUUUUGGUGACAAUAGUAUCCCAUUAAGAUAUCCACACCACCACCCAGAUUUCCUUUCCCUAUAAUGCUUCAUUUGGAAUGUGUUUGUUUAUAAUAAUAAUACUCUUUAUGGAAUUGUUAUUAACAAAUGUUCAAAACAUCAUCAAAAGCAGCUGUAAGAUGAAGACAGGUUUGUUGGUUCAGUUACAGUAUAUGUUACAGUAUAUAUUUAAGCUAGUCUUUUCUAUCUGAGUGCCAAACACUUUUUAAUGAAAGCUGAAAAAAAAUCUAUUUUUAGACUCUGGCUUUGGUCCGUUAUUUACCCAAUUAAGAGUUCUUGCAAUCCUUUGUCUCCACUUUGAUUAUGCUUAUCUAAGUUAGACAUUUUAUCUACUAUCUGUCAAGCUACAUCCUAAGGAAGCAUGUACAAUAGCAGAAAACCAUGUCUAAUGGGAUACAGAUGUGCCUACAAAAACCCGCAUGACAGUGUUCUGAAUGUCUCUUAUGUUGGAUUGACUUUUGAACACCUUAUGUUUAAAUGUUCGAGAACUAUGACGUUUUCUUUAACGGUUUCAGAGUCAGUAACUAGUAUUGCAACUUGAAUGGUUACUGCAGACAUUUUUCUGUAGAUAUUGUGACUAACAUUUUGCUGUUUAGUUUAAAUGAUAUAAUUCUCCCCCUCAAAAAUAAGAAUUUACAAGAUUUUUUUUAAUGUAUUUAUUUUUAGAGUACUAAAAUUGCUAGACAUGGUUGAAAUUCCUUUUCACCAAUACAUACACUUACAGUGAAUGCCUAAAAGCAGUUACGUGGUUAACCCUUUCUCCAUUAUAGGGAAAACUCCCCAUUCUAGGUUAUUAUUCAGAAAAUAUUUUUCAUAUAAUUUUUUGAUAUGCCCAGUCUGUCAUGUGUGCUAGCUCACUGUGUCCUUGGAUCACAUUUGUGUUGAUUCUCUUCCAAGGGGAUUUAAAGAUGGGCGCCCACAUAGAGCAACAGUAGGCCUGGAUAUGCACUAAAUCACAGAGACUGUAAUACAUGAAGUCUUAUAAUAAGACUUCAUGUGACAAUUUUCCUCUAAGUGCUGGUUCUUUAGGACAUAUUGGCAUUAAUUGGAAGCAUAGAAUCAGUAAUGGCUGAUCAUGGUCCAUGUUCCCUCCCAAGGGAGUACAACCUGUAAAGGGACACUAUAGUCACCUGAACAACUUUAGCUUAAUGAAGCAGUUUUGGUGUAUAGAACAUGCCCCUGCAGCCUCACUGCUCAAUCGUCUGCCAUUUAGGAGUUAAAUCCCUUUGGUUAUGAACCCUAGUCACACCUCCCUGCAUGUGACUUGCACAGCCUUCCAUAAACACUUCCUGUAAAGAGAGCCCUAUUUAGGCUUUCUUUAUUGCAAGUUCUGUUUAAUUAAGAUUUUCUUAUCCCCUGCUAUGUUAAUAGCUUGCUAGACCCUGCAAGAGCCUCCUGUAUGUGAUUCAAGUUCAAUUUAGAGAUUGAGAUACAAUUAUUUAAGGUAAAUUACAUCUGUUUGAAAGUGAAACCAGUUUUUUUUUUUUCAUGCAGGCUCUGUCAAUCAUAGCCAGGGGAGGUGUGGCUAGGGCUGCAUAAACAGAAACAACGUGAUUUAACUCCUAAAUGGCAGUGAAAUUGCAGGGGAAUGAUCUAUACACUAAAACGGCUUUAUUUAGCUAAAGUAAUUUAGGUGACUAUAGUGUUCCUUUAGUUUGAGCAGUAUGGUAAUGAAACACACUACAUUUACUUGUAAAUGUCAUUCACCUGUUGUUCAGCAUUGUGAGUUAUGUUGCCAUUUUAUAUUUAUUUUAUAUGCAAUUUCAGGGUAAAAAAAAGAAGAGAAAGCGAGAAAAGCUCCAGGAAUCCACUUCAGGUUAGUUUGCCAGAUUGCCAUAAUAUUCCAAAUAAUACUAAAAUGAAUGUUGUCAUAAGAGUAAACUCAAUGUAUUAUUUUUCCGCGUGGUUAUUCUCUCACCAUAUCUUACUACGUAGUGAAUAAAAUUCCAAGUAAUAUCAGUAUGUUGGACGUUUGCCGAGUUAGUUGACAGUUAACAGCUUUGGUUAUAUUUCUUCCACGGCAACAUGUGUUCCACGUUCAUAAAUAAUCAUCGAAUACUGUUACUAUUGAAAGCUGAAUGGUAUUCCUCCCAACAUUGGGAAAUAUGAAGGGGGAGGUUGGUUAGAACAGUAGGGGAUGUAGCUGGGAUACUUUGUAAAUGAUGGUGUGUGGACAGUCCAUCCAAAAGCCAGGUCACCCAGAUUGGGAUGUGUAAGCAAGACCAGCACACUCGAUAUUGACGAUAUUGCUGCUUUUGAUAAUCAAUCUUCCUGCUCUGUUGAUCAGCUCCAAAACUUCAUAUAGCCAUUAUAACUUCCUAAUGGCUGGCUGCACAUCACGUGAACCAUAGUUCUUAAACCUUUUCAGGGACAAGGUCAACCACCGCAGCUCCAUAUACCUUAUUCAAGAAUAUACGGUAUAUUAUGGCAACUGCAAGGAUUCUCUCAUUGAGACUUCUUAAUUAUGCUUCCUCCAGCCACUGCAUGGUUCCUAGAAGUUGGCAUCAAAGAAAAAGAAAACCCAAACCUCCCCACCGCAUAAAGCAAAUGUCCGGCUAUAUUAAAUCAGUUGCUAGUUUAUUACCUACAAUAGUCUUCAUUUUCUAAAUGGCCAGGUUUGUAGGAUACUGCAGUGACUUCACUUUGACUUGAAAAUGUCUGUAAGCUCACGUUUGUUUCCCACUCUUCUGACUUUUUCAUCCUGUAAUCUGCCCUUUUGGUUUGUAUUUACUUUUAGAGUAUCUUGGUGACACUAAUUUAAUGUCACACGUGAUUUUUCAUGAUUUGGAGUUUCCUAGUUCCCCUUGAAGUAACAUUUGGUGGACCUUUUAAUCACCACUAUAGCCUGCUAGACUAACUAUUAGCUUCCAGAUACACUUGUGAUCUUGAUUACAGAAUAUAUUGUCAUUUGUAUUGUUCUUUAUUUAAAUUUGACCUCUAUUGCCCUCCAGGAUCUAGGUCUGACCAUUUGGUUUGCGUGUCAUGUUUAUUGGCUGUUAAUUUCUCUGACCAACUGUUUAAAGAUCCCAAACAUUAUGUAAUAUUAGCAGUUGGGUUGAAAGUCACAUUUGUUUCCAUGGAAUGAAAAGCAUUGCAACAGCAAAUAGCAGAAAUUAGCACUCCAUGGAGAUCAGAAUGUCUAACCCAUUAACUUUGCAAGGAAGCGUGUUCACUCAGACACAUGAAGCCAAGCCUUCUCUAGUUCAGUUUGAUUCUCUUUAAUUCUACUCCAAUCUUGUACAUCACGCUCUCUCCAGUAAUGGGCACAAAGGUAGCAACAUUUUGUUAUUUUGUUGGAUUCCAUUUGAUUAUCUCAAAGCAUGUGGUUUUUCAAAGUCCAUAACGUUAUACAUAAGGAACAACCAUUCAGAUCAACUUAAAUAUUUAAUUUAUAUUUUCAAAGAUUGCUCUCUUAGAAUUGUGUUGUCCAUUGGCGUGUCAUUCUGUACCAAUUUUUACACUAAGUAAUGAUUGCCAUGAGCCUUGAACGUAAAAAAUAUUGUACAGGUGGACAAUUCCAAAACACGUUGGACAUACAACUGAUAAGUUCCUAUAUAGAAUAUUUGCGAUGAACGUAAUGUCUUUUCCCUUAACUUAAACAUUGGCACCGUCCGUGUUUUAACUCUUAAAAGUGUAAAAUAAAAUAAUUUAAAAAAAUUAGAUUGUAACGUGGCAUGGAUCUCUGUUUAUUUAGCUUUUCCAUGGAUUUUUAAUUCAAAUUCUUUCUUUGCCCUUUGAGCAUUAGAGAGGCAGCGCUUUGAUUCAUUUCUCAAGCAGGGAAUAGUCAUAAAAAAGCAUAACCACCUGGGAGUUAUUGACUAACAGACUAGUUAUUGACCUGAAGUUAUGACUCAAAGCGAGUCUUUGAGGACUAAGUGACACUUCAUUCAAUAUUUAUACUUGCACUUCGAGAUGAAAUGCAGGCCAAAUCUGAAUGCUGCAUGCUUAAAUCUGUGCCUAGCUAUAAGCUAAAUGCAAUAAAAAAUGUGCUGCAUCUCUUUUGGAGCUGUUAGUGCUGGUAGUUUGAGGCUCACUUUAUGGCCAAAAUACAUUGCUGAUUAUUGAUAGGGGCAUAAAAAUUACUUUAAUUUUAAGGAUGUGGGUGUGUCCAGGGGUGGGACUGUUCUGUGAAAUUUUAGGUGACUUACUAAUAACAAUUUAACCAUUAUGUAAUUCAGAACAAGAGCAAUGUACCUUAUAUACAUAGACUGAUUUAUAAACACAUUUAUUGGAGUUUAAAGACACAUUGCUGUGAAUAUCAUUGCUGUGGAGCUCUGUUAUACAGUCACACACCAACAAAGUGAAGCUCGUAGAAAAGAGGGAUAUUUGGAGAGAAAUCUGGACACUAGGCAGAUAAAUUAGAAUGCUCAGAGAGAUCAUUAUUUUUACCUGGCGCCCAAUUUUAUAUGGGUUUCCUUGAUUAAACCUUAAGACAUGUUGCUGGCAUAUUAGUGAGUAGUGAUGUAUGGACCAAGGAAACCAACACAAAUAUAUCAUAUACAGUAUUUGAGGGUCCUCCUUUUACAGUUUUUAUCAGUUUACACAAACUAGAGUAUGUGACCUGUGGAACCCAUGUUUUGUUUUGUUGUUUUGUUUGUUUUUUCUCUAUGCCUUUUUGUAUCUUUAUUCCACACACCUGGCCACUUGCCUUUAUUGAUAUUUGUUAUAUUUUCUUUUUUUUUGUGUGCUGGAUCUCGGUAUCUGUGAGCAGUCCUUUUAUUUUCCUCUGUCCAUAUUGUAUGCAUUUUGCUCUUCUAUGGAACUUGUUUCACUGAUGGUUUGUGGGUAAAUUUCAUUGGCCUCAACAUAACCUUGUUUAAAGGACCACUAUAGGCACUAUAUGGCCUGCCACUUCAGCUCAAUGAAGUGGUCAGGGGGCCAGGUUCCCCAAGUUGUAACCCUGCAGCUGAAAACCUAGCAGUUUUAGAAAAACUGCUAUGUUUAGCGGAGGGUUAAUCCAGCCUCUAGUGGCUGUCUCACUGACCGCCGUUAGAGGCACUUCCGCGAUUCUCACAAUGAAAAUAACAGUGAGAAGACGCUGGACGUCUGUAGGAAAGCAUUGAGUAAUGCUUUCCUAUGGGCGGUUUGAAUGCGCGGUCUUGCUGCGCAUGCGCAGUCUGAGCUGACGUCGGCAGAGGGAGGAGAGUACCCGAGCAGGGAGACCAGCGCUGGAGAAAGGUAAGUGGAUGAAGGGGUUUUAACCCCUUCAGCCCAGCAGAAGGGGGGCCCUGAAGGUGGGGGGGACCUAAUGACCCAAUAGUGCCAGGAAAAAGAGUUUGUUUUCCUGGCACUAUAGUGGUCCUUUAAGCUCAGCCCAUUGCCAAGUUUUUCAGCGUGACUGAAAUACACGAGAAAAGUAGUCCUUUCUUUUUAUUAGUUAUUUUAUGAAAAUUAGAGUGUAUAUAAAAUAUAAUAUAUACAUACAUAUAUAUUAUACCAACUGCUGAAAAAAAAAAAAGAUAAAUUGACCUAACUCUAUUGGGAGGGGUGUAUACAUGUCAGACUUAAUAUGAAGACACUGCGUGUUGGGUUUAUUUUCAUAUUAAUCUAAUAGCUGGUAUAACAACCAUUAUGCACACUCUGAUUGUGAAAGCCGAAAUACAAUGUAAAACAUUUCAUCUACAAUUUUGUUAAAAGACCCAAAUUUUGCAGGUGCAGGCCCGCCAAGAAUGACAGCAGCCUACAUCUGAAGCAUGGUAAGACUCUCUUUAGCUUUAAUAUCAGUAUAUGAUGGGGUAAAAGCUGUUUUUCAGAAAUGCCCAUCACUUGUAAUCUAUGUCAGCUAAAGAGACUAAGGCAGUGACUUGUUUUUCAUUUUAGCAUUGUGGGACAAAAGAUCUGGAAGACUGUUAUAAAAAUACAAAAGAUAAACUUAGGGGGGAAAAGAAGGCAAAUCAUUUAAAACAAAUGCAUCUAUGAUGGUUUUUAUACCGGCUGUGUAAAAUUAUUAAAAACACAUUUUAUUUUAAAAUACAGACUUUAAUUCCUGCAGUAGUUAUGAGAAUAUUGGUUAGUUAUACCCAAUUCAAAUACAGUAAACAAACAGACAGUGCACCACUGAGACCCAAGCUGUAGAAUAUGGUUCUUUAGUUGUGCACCCCCUGAACUAUAGUUCCAUCACCUUUGCUAGCCUUUGGUUACUGUAGAGCAGUGGUUCCCAAACCAGUCCUCGUGACCCACCAACAAUCCAGGUUUUGUCAGUGUGACAGACUGCUGGCACUCCGACCAAGUACCUUCGCCAAUCGAUGCUCCUAGUGCUUGCCGAGCACUUCACCAGACACCAUAAGCACUGCAGACCCCACUUCCAGCGAUGCAGCUGCGCCAGGGUCUCGCUGUCCUCUACUCACCCUGGACCCAAGACCAGGAUCCAGCUUCCAGUUGGUAGACCUCUCUUGCUCCACAGAGCGUAGCAGGAACAAGCUCUUAUAAGAGCUUAUACUCAGGGGAGUAUUGUGAUUAUAGCUUAACCCAAGAGAGUGUAGUUAUCCCAUCCCCCAAACAUGAGCCAAGACUUCAUGAAGGGGUAAAGCAGGUCUGUUUAAUGCAAGCCAGUAUUUACAAUUUAUACAAUUCCUCAGGCCAGAGGCACACCCCCUGGACCUGAUGGAUCACAGACACACAAAGGACACAAACCAAUCAAAACAAUACAGCAAUGUCGGACACUCCCACAGUGGGUUAAUGAACGCUUGGUGGGUUAUAGCACAAUGCAGUAUUCAUGGACACUUUCAAUCUUGUAUUCAGAUGCCCCUUACUCUAGCAAGGAACACAUAAAGUAAAUCUCCAAGAACCUUAAUGACUACAUUGUAUUGGAGUGUCCCUUUAACUACUUUUGUAAAGGUUGCUGUGCAGUGACUGUCCCCCGUGCAUGCUAAAUAUAUAUUACAUGCACAUAUAGUAAGUGUGCAUAGUAGCAUCUCUCAAGAUCAUUGCUAUUUUUAUAGUUACCUAACCAACAGAACUGUACCAUUAGAGACAUAGGGAUUAUGGUUAUAGUUUUCGUGUGAGUGAGUCGAUGUUGACUAGUCAAAUGUUAGGAAUUUCGGAGCCUGUUUUUUUAAAAUCUACUUUAAAAAAUAAAAUUCCUUUUGACCACUCCAGGACCAGUAACACUGCCUGUAUGGUUUCCACGUAGCUGUACUAUUCCUGAAUUGGUCAGGGGAACAUACCCUUACACAGUCCAUACAUUUCAAAGUAGGCUCAAGGAAAACUAUCAUCAUGCAUUACUGUGUUUUAAAAUAAGAUUUCAUAUAGUAUACACUCUGUUUGUAUCCUUUUGCAAAGAUAAGUAUUCUGGUCUGUCCUCUUUCCAUACAAGCUAUAAUCUUCAAAACUCUCUUUGGAAGGAAGCACAGUUUACCAGACUAAAGACAAUGACGAUAAUUUAAGAGUGUGUGUUCACAAAUUCAUAUGGCAUGUAAAAAAGUGAUGGGCAUCUCAAAUCAUGCUCUGAGCCUGUCUCCGCUGUAGAAAUAGUGGACUAUUCCAGCUAAAAAGGUCUAUAUGCACACUCCCUCAAAGCUAUGAUACAAAGUGUGUGUGUGUGUGUGUGUUUUUUUUUUUUUUUUUAAGGUCAUACAUUGCAUAAGCCUGCCAGGCCAAUGUACCCCAUUUAUGGUAGGUCCUAUCCUAGAAACGUAAUGCCUGCUCUUAUGUGAUUAACCUACUUACUUGGGAAAUCCAUCAUCCUCGAGUGUGUGUGUGUAUAUAUAAUCUCACUUUGUGAUGUGAAUUUAGUAUUAUAUGUGUAUAGUAACCCCAUUUAGCUUCCUGCCAUUUUUGUUGCUUCACCACUACAGUGAUAGCCAACUUUUCUUUUUACCCUAAUACUUUUUAUUAAACUAACAAAAAAAGGAAAUGCAUGAGAAAAAAAACUAGAUGAUUUUAAUGAUUUCUGUAAUGGUGGGUUGUUCUGCCAUAAAUUCACGGCUGUGUUUAACCAGUUCUGUAGCCAGGAGCAGAUGAUAAAUAGGCCCAUAGUAAGCCUGGCUCCUUUGCUAACCCAUGGUAGGAAGUCUUCAUUCUGGCUGUUAGUAACUUGAUUCAUUAUUCCAAACCACUGGCUCCUGGUAUCUUAAAGGUACAGCCAAGACCGUGCUUCUGCUGCUCUCAGUCAGUCAGUGCAUAUUUGUAGAUGUAUACAGUUUGCUUGUUUGUGAAACCUUUCCAGCUGUUGCAACUCACUGACUCCUUUGUUGCCCAGUAUAUAAAAUCGAAUUUCAAUAUGGUAGGUGUUUUCUUCCAUUUGGCAGUGCUACAUUGUUUACGGUCUGUGUGGUCUGACUGCUUGCAACAUGUCAUGCUGUAGAAGUGCCCUCUUUAUUUAAUUAAGACAGAACAGAAACCUUCUGUUUGUAGCCGUAACACUGCAGGAGUGGGUGAGGGCAGGCCCGGACUGGCCAUCGGGCAUACCGGGCAAAUGCCCGGUGGGCCGCGAUGGCCGUGGGGCCGAGGCCGGCAGGGAGAUCACAGGAUCUCCCCGACCGGCCCCUGCAGGGCCAGCGCUAUCCGAGCGCCGGCCCUGCAUAGUGCCUCCAUGGGCCGGUGGGGAGAUCACAGAUCUCCCUCACCGGCCCACAGGCACUGUCACAGGCGGCCGCUGGCUGGGUGAGGGAGGGAGGAGAAGACCGGCGGAGCUCUAGCUAGCAGCUCCGCCCGGUCCUCUCGCGGGAUUCUGAGCGUUGCCGCGGUUACCGCGGCAACGCUCAGAUCUCGCGAGAGUGAACUCUAACCCGCAGGUUAGAGUUCACUCUCACCACUGGACCACCAGGGAAGGCAGCAUGGUCCCCCUUCUCCACGCAGAACGGAUCUCCCCCCCUCCCAGGCUAAAGGUAAGAAGGGAGGGGGGGACAUAACUUUUUUUUUUUAUAAUUAUUAUAAUAUUAUAAUUAUUAAUAAAAUAAAAAAAAAAUAUUUUUAAAAUAAUUUCCCUAACAGCCCCCACAGACACAUACAGCCCCCCAGGAACACACACAGCCCCCCACAGACACACACAUCACCCAGACACACAGCUCCCCACAGACACACACAGCUCCCCACAGACACACACAGCACCCCACAGACACACACACACAGCACCCCACAGACACACACACAGCACCCCACAGACACACACACAGCACCCCACAGACACACACACAGCACACCCCCAGACAGACAGCACCCUCACUCCCACACAUAUACAGCACAUAUAUAUUAUAUAAAAUAACCCUCAGUGAGUUAACAGACAAAUAAAAUUAGAAACCCAGAAUGUGACGGCAGAUAAAAACACCCUUACACACAACACCCCUCUUACACAAACACGCUGCGCACCUCACACAUACAAUACGUCCAAAUAUAUUUUAUAUAUAUAUAUAUAUAUAUAUAUAUAUACACAAAAAUCAAAACUGAGGAUGCACUCACAGGACUUGUGAAAUGUACAGAAAAAUCAAUUUUCCAUUCACAUGGAAUAAUUAAAAGUCCCUUUUUUUCACUUUAACCAAGUCCUGUGAGUGCAUCCUCAGUUUUGAUUUUUGUAUAUAUAAUAUAUUUCUGUAUAUUUUCUGCCGUAUAUUUCUGACAUUUGGCAUAUAGCACCCAGGCUAUUAGUUCUUUCUUAUUACUUAAAGGAGAGUGCCAAUCCUGUUUUUUUGCUAUAUAUAUAUAUAUGUAUAUAUAUAUAUAUACACACACACACUACAGCACCCCUCACACUGCACCACUACACACAUUACGCUCCAGAUACACGCUAGAUCCCUUACCCUAUAUGCACUCUUAAUCCUCUACACACACACAAUCUUCUAUACACACUCUGGGUCCUUUACACACUAGAUCUCUUACACACACACACUGCACCACCUACACACACACACUACAUUUCUUGUAAGCAAACACAUACAACAUUCUCUAAACACACCCUCUCUACACACAGUAGUGUGUGUGUAUAAGUGACACACACUACAUCACCUAUACACACACACUACUGCCGUAUGCACACACUCGCUACAUCCCCUAUAACACUAUGCCCCUAUACACGCACUCUCUACAGCCCCUAGCCACACAUAUUACACCACAAAAUUGACCUAUUUACACAAUACAACACCACACUCUACACACAGGCAAUCCCACAAGCAUGCGCCAAACACAUGCACCAUACACUUUCCUGGCCCUUUUGUCCUCUGGUAUCCCACUUGUGGAGACACCAGAGACAAUUUAAAAGCAAACACAGCGCAAGCAUGUUCUUACAUUUGCUUGCACUGCGCAGAACAAAUACAGGGCCUUUUUCUAAUGCUAGAGCUCUUCAGCGGGGCUCUGCGCAUUGAACCAACAUGCUCACUUUCUCUGGCCCUCCCCCUUUUUUGGGGGCCGCUCUAAUUGAAAAAUGCCCGGGCCUAAUUUUUUUCCCAGUCCGGCCCUGGGUGAGGGUUAAUGUUACAGCAUUCCGGAGGAUGUUUCACUACCAAGACUGUUCAGAAGAAUUAUAGAAUGAGAGGUAUUUGUUUGGGCUGAACUAUCCCUUACUUAAAAUUUCCAGAAACAUAAUGUACUUGACACUGAUGUUUUUAUUGAAUCAGUACUUGACAUGUGGAUCUGCAAUGUUGCAGUAUAUUCUUGUUAUAGUCUACUACCAUUUGUGGGUUGCUAAAGGGAUAGUAAUGAUCAAAUGAUAGGUUUGUAAAGGGACAUUCCAGGGUAGCGUUGAGAUCUUGGAUGUAUUAAUAUAUGCAAAAUGCAUUUUAAAUAAAAUGUAUAUGUGACGAGACCAAUCUCGCCACAUUGCAUUGGAGAAGCCGGGUUGCUCGCCUGUUGCCUUUGGAUUAUGGCCCCAUGUUAAAAGGCUUGAUUUUCCCCCUGCAAAGACAUGAAAGCCGGGUCAUUUGGUGCUUGCCCUGUUUGAGCGGUGAUACCCCAGAUAGCUAUGCCAUGGAGCCCAUUCGUAUAAUGAAAGACUAUGGGAAAGACUUUGGCUCCAUGGCAAUUGAACUGUAUGUGUGUGCUCUGAGCGCCAUUCAGUAAUAAUGUGCGCUUAGACCUAAACUAUCUGGGCAUAUGUUGCAUGUCUGUAUUUUAUGUCAUAAAUGUAACCAUGUGUAUUUUAUUGUAUUUUACUGUCUUUUUGCUGCCAUGUGUUCAAUGGAGUUUUGCCUCUGUCUUUGGAGAUAAUUGGAUUACUUCUAAUUAUCUCCAGGAUAGAAAACUCUGUGGAACUGGUUUUGGGCAGAAAAGCCAUGCUUCCUGUGGUCACAAAGGACUACGAUCUAUCUUUUGAACCUCUGGACCAAUUUGUAUGAUUUUGAUGAGUGUCUGAGUGUAUUGUAUGUGUUUAUUGGUUGUGUUCCAAAACCCUGUGGGUGGUACUAAUGUGUAAGAAUGUGUACAUAAGCACAAUAAACCCACAGCUCUGUCUGUUCACUGCUUGACCCUCAACACGGAGAUUUGUCUCAUUCUUGGGGGGAUUUAUUGUAUGCUGUUCCAGUUCGACUACUAGGAGUGUAAACCUAUUCGUAUGGUUUUUCCUAUUUGGCUGUUUACAGCAUUCGUAUGGUUUCCUGUUUGGCGGAUUGGUGUUCUGAAGUAGCUGUGCCUGUAUCUCUGGAAGGGGACGAUCGCCUAAACGGUUUUAACCCCUUGUGUGCAAAACGGUCCGUUACAGUAUACUUCCUUCUCGUAAAGUCCCAAAGUCCACAGAUCUCAAAAUGUGACUGAAACCAAUCCUUUUCCAUUGAAAGCAAUGAGAGGACUAGAUAUGGUAGUCUCUGUAUAUAAGGGACUUUUGGGAUAUGUAGUUUAACUGUUGCAAGUAGUUUAAUUUAGGUGAAAAAUGAAUGGGACUAUACUUAAAGUUUAGAAUAGCCUCUGAGUAGCUUUUUAUUAACUUGCAAAGUAAUUGUGUUCAUGCUUUUUACUAAUGAAGCUCAUUACAGUUCUGCAUGGACUGCAGAAGAGCAUGUACACAUUACUUAAAGUGAACAUGUCAUGCCAGGUUAAAUUGAAUGUAUAACAAUUCCUGAAGAAACAAAUACACUAUAGUCACCAAAACAAUAUUUAGCUUAAUUGAGUAGUUUUGGUGUAUAGAUAAUGCCCCUGCAGUCUCACUGCUCAAUUCUCAGCCAUUUAAAAAGUGAAAUCACUUUGUUUAUGCAGCACUAGCCACACCUAGCAUGUGACUUACAUAGUCUUCCUAAAAACUUCCUGUAAAGAGUCACCUAAUGCUUACAUUAUAUUUAUUGCAAAUUCUGCUUACCGUAUAUACUCGAGUAUAAGCCGAGUUUUUCAGCACAUUUUUUGCCCCCCUCCUCCCCCCACUGAACCGCCAAUGCCACUGGACCACCAGGGAAGGAGAGCCCCCCUCCCUGCCAUGUAUCAAGCAGGGAGGGGGGACGAAAAAUAAAUAAAUUAAUAAUAUAUAAAUAAUAAUAAAAAUAAUUUAAAAAAAAUAAUACAACAAAAAAAAAUUAAAAUAUUAAUUUUUUUUUAUAAAAAUGCCCACCCCCCACCAAGGCUCUGCAACACAAACACACACUGCAUCACACACACACACACACUGCAUCACACACACACACACACUGCAUCACACACACACUGCAUUCAUACACACACACACUGCAUUCAUACACUGCACUCAUACACACACUCUGCAUUUAUACACACACUGCGCACUCAUACACACACUGCAUUCAUACACACACUGCAUUCAUACACACACACUGCAUUCAUCAUAUACACACACUGUAAAUAAAUAUUCAAUUAAUAUAAUUUUUUUAGGAUCUAAUUUUAUUUAGAAAUUUACCAGUAGCUGCUGCAUUUCCCACCCUAGUCUUAUACUCGAGUCAAUACGUUUUCCCAAUUUUUGGGGGUAAAAUUAAGGGCCUCGGCUUAUAUUCGGGUCGGCUUAUACUCGAGCAUAUACGGUAAUUUAGAUUUUUUUUUUACCUCCUGCUUUAAUAGCUUAAUAGACACUAUAGGAGCCUCCUGUAUGUAAUAAAAGUUCAAUUAACAGAGCAGGAAGUAAAACCUUAUAAAGUAAAGGGACACGGUAGGCACCCAGACCACUUCAGCUAAUGGAAGUCGUCUGGGUUCUGUGUCACUUUUGCACCUAGUGCUGCAAUGUAAAAUAUUGCAGCACUAAGUCUGCCCUCAGUGGCUGUCUACCAGACAGCCACUAGAAGGCUUCCGGAAUCGUAACAGAGUUAUCUGACGCUGGACGUCCUCACGGACCUCCAGCGUCAGAUUUUCCCCAUAGGAGAGAAUUAAUUGCGCAUAAGACCCCGCUCGUCAUGGGAUGGAGGAGGGGGUGGAGCUGCGACCCAGCGCCAAGGGACAUCGGUGCCGGGAUAAGGUAAGUAAAUAAAGGGUUUCUCACCCUUUAUUUGCCAUGGAGGUGAGAGGGGGGAGGCAGAGGGACAGAUAGUGCCAGAAAUACAGCUUUGUAUUCCUGGUACUACCGUAUCCCUUAAGUUAACCUUUGAUUGAAACCAUUGUUCCAUACAGGCUGUGUAACAGCCAAGAGAGGUGUUGCUAGGGCUCCAUUAAAUGCCUUCUUCUCCACUGUCCAGUGCCAUCAUUCCUUGAGGUCAGUUGGUGUAACACCUUCUUUCUCAGGUCAUUGUCCUCUCUGGACAGCAAUUGACCCAGCUUGGGGACGCUUCUCUAUGCGUUGCAGUCUUAUAUGGUAUUAUUGGCAAACUGGCUUCAUUGUCAGCACAUCUGCAUCAGAAUGGAGUAACAUUAGUCACACUUUUGCUAUGGCAAGCGUGAGAAUAAAUGUACUGGAGAGCUGGAGAACGUCCUUUAAGAGUUCUCUCCCUCCUCACAUUCACUGAUCUUCAAAGCCUCUGCCCCUAUGCCACUGCUAAUACAGGUCUGUGUCAAGAAUUAGUUGUCAAGUGGGGGAGGGACCGCAUUUUUAUAUAUUUACUAGAGUAUUACUUGCACAAUUUAUACAUGCAAUACAAUGAUCUUUAAUGCCAACUUGUGUGUACCAUCACAGGCAUACUGUUGUAUUGUCUUCACACAGAGCAAAGGAGUUAGAAUAUAGGUGUAGCAGUUUCAGCAAGUAACUGCAGCUGAAUGGAAAGUGAUCAAUUGAGACAGGAGCAAUGGGGGCAUAGUGUAAUUCUUAACCAUUAGUGUCUUCAUCCCGGCCACUUCAGGAGUACUUGAACGUAGGACACUGGUGGCUUCAUUUAAAACAGCCCUACAUGAAAAAAACUAAACGUGCCUGUUGCCAAAGCUAUUGCAUGAUUUCAAAAUAUGAACUGCAAAGGAGACUCCUGAAUUUCCAGUUUAUGAUGUUCAAAUCUCUAAAAACCUAUGGAUUUUUUUGACCGCCUGUGGUCCUCUUAUUCUACUAAAUUAUACAGCUGCACUGUGUCAAUAAGUAGGACUGAACUUCGUCUGCAUCACUGAACAGGAUAAAGCCUGUUUUGUUAUAAUUUCCUGACCAAAUAAAUCUGCUUCAUUUACCUACUGCUUGUUUCUAUGGCUAAGUUGUAAUUAGUUAUAAUAGGUUUCUUUGGAUAUAAAUAUUCUGCAGUGUCUGUGUGCAUGCGUGUCUUCUUCAAACUCUCAGGCUUUCCAUCAUAUUUCUGUAAAAUCUUUAAAUCGUGCUCGUGCGUGCGUGCGUUACACUCCAAAAAAAUAAACCUCACUCGUCAAAAUUAAUACAAAUAUUCAGCUAUAUUGUAUAGCUAAGUUAAUGAAGUUAACUAUAUAUUUAAAUAUGGUUGAUUUGAUUUUACGUUUAUGUGUACCCAUAGAUAUGUAUGUCAUUGCAUGUCAACUAAAAAGAGAACCAUAAUAUAUUGAAACGUGAAAUGCAAAGUUUAGGCCAUUAGUGGAGAUUUGAAUGAUAUCUCUGUGUUAGGCUGAUCUUGCCUGCAUUUUGCAGUUCUGUCAACUAUCUAAUUGGUGAAUAAUCUAGUCUGUUGUUUAUAUCCUGUGUUUGCUCAGCCUGCAGGGACAGGAUAUGGACACCAUAACCACUUCAUUAAGCUGUAGCGGUUCUGGUGACUAUAGUAUCCCUUUAAGAAAGAGUUUUGCAAUUUAGAGUGCUGUCCUAGGGCCAGGAUUGCAGUGUUCCAUUUGUCUUUAAUCAUGGUAAAAAAGUUUCCUCUCUGAUUUCUUGGUUCUAGUUGUGUAAUUUAAUGAAUUCCAUAAACAGAGGGAAAUCUUAAGCCACAAUUACUUACAGACUACAGACAGGCUUCAGCAAUGUUAUAUUCUAUAUAUCCACUUUCAGUGCACUAUUCUAUGACAUCUUUUGUUGGACAUCCUUACGGUGCUAAUGCCACUUAAAGGGACACUCCAGACCCCUGAAACAUUUUAGCUUGCUCAAGUGCUUUAUUUAUGAAGUGUGUCCUUUUUGUAAAAGAAACAAAAGUGCAGAUUUAAAAAUAAAAAAAAUACAUUAAAAACAAAAAACAAAAAAAAAACGACACUUUUAGAAAUUCUCAAUCUUCUAUUUGCUGGCUUGGUGCUAAACUCAGGAAGCAGCAAUUGCCCAUAGCCCCUGUCCUGCAAAGACUUCUCAUUGAACUGCAUUGUGAAGUCUGUGAUUGGAGAGCGGGGUUAGUAGGGGAGGGCUUGCGAAGACUGCAAACAAGAGAUCUGCAGGUUUUGCAAGCUGUUUUUAGAUAUUGUCCUAGUGAAAGAAUGCAUGCAUGUUUUCACUAAACAUGACUUUUUAUUGGCAGUGGAGUGUUCCUUUGAGCAGACUUAGUAAUGAUUAGAAGUAGGUAGGCACACUUAGUCAAAUUUUGAUAAGAAAAUUACAACACAAAUUGUUCUAAGACUAGGUGCUCACUUAAAUAAGGUCCUAUUCCCAGAGGGCCAAAUAAAAUUACAGAUAAUAUCCACUCAAGGAGCACAACCAUUAAUAUGAAAAAAUAUCUUAUAAGAUAGGUACAAAGAAAAUAGAUAUCUCACAAUGCAUAUCAUAAAAGAUUCAAACAUGACUCACAUGCUGAUAAUGUGCAGCAUAGUCAAAAGUGCUAUGAAAGCAUCCAAACAGAAUAAGUAGUAAGCAACUACCUAAAUAUCAAUGUGAUAAGUAAUUAAAGGAGAUAUCAAAUCCUAACAGCCCAUCAAAAAGAAAAAAGUAAUGAUGAAAGACAAACAAAUUCCCCCAACGUUUUAGGCUUUAAGCAGACUUGAUAGCCAGGGGGAAACUAUAAAGACAAGUAUAAAGGCACUUUGCAUGUGUUUCCCUUAAAUGUUCAUUCAUUGAUUUCUGUUUACACAUUUGUGGCGGAGGAAAGUGGGCAACAAAAGUGGAUCAAAAAGCAAACCAUUUUUUUUGUUUCCAUGGCAAUUGCUUCACUUGGAGAACAUUGGCUACUUUUCUAUUAGCAGCACUUUAGUAAAUCUCUCCCAUUUGACUUUAUGCAAAAUGGGUAGGCUCAUACCACAUUAAAAUCCCAGAAAUCGUUAUCACGUCCAGAAUGUGCCCCACUGUUCUCCUAAAGAAUGUUUUUUUUGCAAUGUGGCAGACAGAUAUAGUCAGGUAUUUGACAGUAUGCUUUGUUUUCCAUUGCAUCCGCCCUCAGGGGUCUGUGACGUAUUACUGUACAAUUUCCAGAUGCAGAUGAAAUUAGACAAUUGUGUUUUUAAUAAAAUAUUGAUGUUUAGAUCAUACCUUUCCUUCCAUUUAGAUAUAGUGCUGUAACUGUGUAAAAUGUUUGUAUGCCAGUUUUUGAAGACCCCAACAGUAGGAAGGUAGACUAAUAUAAUUAUCAUCCAGAGAGUGUUUGUGACUUCAUUUAAUGCAGGUAGCACAAUAAUGCCCCAAAUUAUCUGACCCCUGAUCAAUCAGGUUUUCGUCCAAAUCACUCAACUUCGACUGCCCUCUUAAGUUUGCAAAGACUUCCAAACUGGCAUGGCACAAGGAGACCUAACUGGAACCAUUUUCCUUGAUUUUGCCAAGGCCUUUGACACAGUAGACCAUGCCAUUAUUUUGCAAAAACUUAAAAACUCAGGCAUUGGUGAUUUUCCACUAACCUGGGUACGAUCAUAUGUUUCAGAACGAUUGCAAUAUGUGGCCAUUUCUGAUAGCGCUUCCCUCCCUCUUCCAGUCACAUGUGGUGUUCCCCAAGGUUCCAAACUCUGCCCCAAACCUUAAUUCAAUCUAAAAUCUUUUAAGAGAUCUGUGGCAAUAUACCUCAGCACAAAAUGCACCUGUAAUGGUUGAAUAUAUUUAGCACCUGUUAUGUAUGUAUGUAUAUAUAUAUGUGUGUAUAUAUAUAUAUAUAUAUAUAUAUAUAUAUAGUAUCUUUUGUAAUAUUGUAUCCUAUUGUAACAAUGCAAUGUUUUGUGGACCCACGACAUACUGGAAAACAAGAGAAAUCUCAAUGUAUCCAUCCUGGUAAAAUAUUUUAUAAAUAAAUAAUUCUUUGUAAUAUCUAAUACCUUUAUAUAUAUAUGUAAUAGCACCAUCACUUAUCAUUUGAACAGGUUACAUUAAAGGCUUACUCUGAUAUAUACUGCCCCCUGCUGACAAUAUAGAGUGUUUAAUGUGGGGGAAUGAUACUAAACAAUGAUCUUUGCUUCUGUGACGGACCCGCUGGCACUCCGAGUACUUCCGCCAAUCGAUGCUCCUAGUGCUCGCCGAGGACUCCAAGCAAUCCAACCGACACCAUCAGCACUGCAGACUUAUCCCAUCCCCCAAGCAUGAGCCAAGGCUUCAAGAAAGGGUCAAGCAGGUCUGUUUAAUGAGCACACAAAGCAACAGCACUCACGCAGCAAAACAACUCCUCCUCAGAGGAAAACAAACUGACAGUUAAAGGGUCAGACAGAGUUUGAAAAUAUGACAGUUAUUAAGGGUUUAACUGGUGUUCUAAGGGGGGGGGGGAUAAAACAGUCAAACUAAGUUCAUAAAUAAGGGGUUUUCUUCACACUCUGCAUCCGAAGUGCAUAGCAAAACUGCAGAUCCUUUGUCAGAGCAUUUAAAGGGCCAGAACCAGUCUAAUAAAAUCCACUAUGCCCAAAUAGCGUAUUUAAAGGGCAAAAUCUUCCAGGGGCCAUAGUCGCAGGGCAGGAGGCUGGCAAUUAGUCCUCUCCAGGCACAAGUGGUGAAGGGCACUUCGUCACACAUCUUCCCAUUGGGGGGGGAGACUAACCUGGUACCUGACCUUCUGUCAGUCAGUACCUGAGUUAGUCGGUAGCCCACCCACAACAAACAGUUAACAGAGUAGCCCACCCACAAUACACCAUUACUGCCCCUGGUGAUUCCUGGUGUCCGGCUCUGGCCUGUGUGUCCCAGGUUGCUGAGGGGAACUAGUGGGCAGAGGCCCGCUGCGCUCUGCCCGGAUGCCAGCGCUUCUGCUGGAAGGGGGUCAGUGGAGGCUGACAUCUUCCCCACUAAACUCAGUACUGCGUUAGGGGUUGGCUGUGGAGGGGAAGGGUCGCCUACCUCCUCCUCCUGGUACUCCUGCUGCCGCUGGGGAGCGAGACCGGUUGUCUCCUCUCUCUGUAGCUCUUGCUGCAAUUGGGGAUCUGGGCCGGCUGCCCAGCAUCCCUGUAGGGCUGGUAGAGAGACCACGGUCCCAUCUCCACCUGCCAUUUGAGGGUUCUCCCAGUGCCCUACUUCGGGUACCUCCGGCUGCCUCUGGGGAGAGAGGCUAACCUCCUUUCGUUGGAGGCUUAUUUUCCUCGCUUUAGCCAGCAGGAUUUCUUGGUCCCUCUUUGCUUCUCUUUCGACGGUUACCUGGUUCCAGAUCGCCUGGAAGGCAUCCAUGGACACAUCAGGGCCAUACCAGGCCACUCGCUGCCUCACCUUGGCCAGAAAAUCUUCGCAAGAGUCAGAGUAUGCCAUACUUGCUUGCUCUAAGUCAAUGGACAUCUUUGCUUCCAGGGGUGCUGCACUCAUGCUAGCGUUGCCCUCACUAUGAUCAACACGUUAUCGGUGUCUCUGAGCUGCUUCUCCUCGCACUAGGACGCCAUCCCACCGCUGCCACCAAAUGUGACGGACCCGCUGGCACUCCGACCGAGUGCCUCCGCCAAUCGAUGCUCCGAGCAAAACUGCAGAUCCUUUAUCAGAGCAUUUAAAGGGCCAGAACCAGUCUAAUAAAAUCCACUAUGCCCAAAUAACGUAUUUAAAGGGCAAAAUCUUCCAGGGGCCAUAGUCGCAGGGCAGGAGGCUGGCAAUUAGUCCUUUCCAGGCACAAGUGGCGAAGGGCACUUCGUCACAGCUUCAUUGGCAUACAGGAAGUUGUGCUUCCUUUAGGGAUAAUAUAGACACUAAAACAACUUUAGCUUAAUGAAGCAGUUUUAGUUUAUAGAUCAUAACACUGCUCUCCUGCACCCCUAUGCUGAAUUCUUUUCCAUUUAGAAGUUGUUUUGGUGUCUUUAGUGUCCCUCUAAGUCUCUAAUACUUUCUAUGAACCACAACAUUAAUUUGUGCUUGUAUUAAACACGAGAAAAUACCCUUGCCUCCACCCCCCAAAUACAAUUAACAAAAUUUAACAAUAUUAAACAAAAGGUACAACAUACCAUUGGAUACAAUUCCAAUUAUUUGCAAUAUGUAGUUCAUAAUAUCAACUGUUUCUGAUCCCCCUAUAAUGGAUAAAAUGGCUCCAUAUCCUUUUUUUUUCUUUUUCUUUUAGUACAUUCCAAUAAUAGAUACAUUUUUGCUCUAUGGGCUGGGAAUCAAUUCAAAGUAGGCUAAAAUUCCCUUUCAUGAACAGAUCACCAAUAUCUGUCCUGAUAAUAAAGAUGUAUAUAUUCCCGAAAGCCAUAUUGCUACCCAAGUGGAUCACAAAUCACAACAUUAUAUGUUAAAUGUAUAUUCUUCUGUACUUGUGCAUGGUAUGUGCUCACAAUGUGAUCCCACAAUGCACUGGACAAUGCUCAAAAUAUAUUUUUUUUUAAUUAUUGGUGUAGAUGCUGCAUGAGUGAGUUUGUUCUGCGAAUAAUAUGUUUUAGAACACUUAUUUUUCUAAAAGUAUCACAUUUGCUUCAUAUUUUUAUUACUAAACCUCCUUGGCAGAUUCAUACGAAGAGAAAGACAUUUUAGGAGUAAAAGGGCGGCAGUAAGUCGGAUGCAUUUCGACAUAUAAACUAUGAUUUCGAGCUGGAAGACAUGGUGAUUGUUUUGGGGGGGAUGACAAAUAUAAUGUUGCAUUCUUCAAAAUAAUGUUCGGACUGUACAGUACGUAUGUGUGUAGUAGUAACCUGAGUAGGACUUAGUGCUGCUAUUAGUCUCGGUAAGAAGUGGACUUUCAUCUAGAGCAUGUUUGGUUUGGCUCUAUAUUCUGUAACCUCCCUUCCUUUGCCAGAGUGGUAUUAAACCCCAGGCAGCUAAAUGCACGUCUGACUAGCACAUCUGUCCCACUUAGUGUUAGGCACUCACUGAAGAAAGAUUUUUAGCCUUAGACACUGUUCGUGUGUCAUUUAGAAGAAAUUGGGGUUUAUUUCUUUAGUAAUCACUUUGGUGUACUCUAGUUUUGUUUGUUUGUUUUCUGGAAACUCAUGGAUGUUACACACCGCUCUUGAUAGAAACCAGUCUGUUUUUAUGAGGUGAAAAGACAACUUUUUCAUAAACUUAUUCUAGAAGAACAUUAUGCCCUUCCUUGUUCCUACAGAAUGUUCUUUGCAUAUGCGUGAGUUUGUGUACCCUGUAGUAAUUGUUCAUGAGGACUUGGACGGAAUCUUUUUCUGAACUCUAUUGUGCCGUCAAUUUGGUUCCAGGCACGGCAAUCCCUUUGACCUUCUCCAGUGGUGAUCCAGAUGAGGUGUUCAGUUAUGGUGUAGAAUUAAAUGCAGGACUUGGAAGUGACAUUUGUUUACAGGACACAAUCAUUCACAACUCUGACAUGAGCCUCUCUACUUGUUGACUUUGAAUCACAAUAGACUAUUGGUUAGCAAUGCCUGUAACCAGCAAACACAUGUCCAAAUGUACAUCAUUUGUGCUCCUACCUCACUUAGCCCCUGAAUUCCAGCUUUCUGUUGCUUGUUCCAUGAUUUGUAGGACAAAUCACGAAGACUAAAUUAAUACACCUCUCAUUCCCUGUACAUUAAUAUAUCUUUUUCUCUGAUAUAUAUUUUUUUUCUGUUUAAAUAUACAUUUGUACAAAGGGUUGCCUCUUCUUAUAAAUAGGGGCAAGUAGGCAGAGGAGUUUCAAGAAACUUGGCCGCGCACACACAAGUGAGGUGGACGUACAUAUAGCAGUUGUAAAGCUCAUGUGGAACAGGCACUCCUGCUUCUGAGUUCCACUACUACGUGAACGCUACCAGUGAUGCCUCUGAUAAUUGUUUUUUUCUUUUUCUUUUAAAUGUCUUAUUUUUUGCAGACACUUGCAUGCAUUCUGUCCCAUCCUCUGCAGUGUCCUACACAUCAUUACAGCCGAAUCACUAAACUUAUUAAACUGCGGUUUUGGUUAAAAAAGCCCCAGACCCAACUAAUGCUGGAGUUUACACAGCUGCUACAUUGUACUUAUGGAUUAUUAUAUGCAAUCUGUGCGGUAAUCAUAGCUUUGUAGUGGGAACUGUUUAAAGGAUGUUGGCAGUAAACUGCCACUAAUUUGUGCUAUUGGAAACUGGAAUUAAUAGCCUUGACUGGCACAAAAGAGAGUAAAAAUUAGUUUCAAGUGUUUUGAUGAAAACCUUUACUAAUUGUGUUUGACCCUGGGAUAGCCCUUUCAUAUUAAUCCCUCUCAUCUGGCAUUGUAUGCUGUUCUGUAACCAUUUGGGGUACUCAAGCGGCAGUGUUAACAUAAGAGUUUUAAAAUCCAGAUUGCAACAUUUUUAAUUAUUGUAGUUAUCUUUGUCCCUUUUUUCCCCGUUUGGAAGUGUGGAAUCCAAAAUAAGAAGUCUUGCGUUUCGUGAAAAGGGCCUGCCAUGAGCAUGUUUACGGAUACACCUUCAUCAUAAAGCGCAAUUGAUAUGAAUUGAUAGUGAAAUAUCUUUUAUUUUCUAUUUUCCUGUAAGUGCAUUCAUAACAGAUGCUGAUCCUUAUGAGUUAAGCUAUUACCCUAUGAGUUUCUUGUUAUAUAUAUUUUUUCUCAGCAAUUUUUCCAUUUUACUCUUUGGUGGAUACUCCAUUAACUAUAACUGAUUUUUAUAUCACUAGAUAUUGGGGAGACUCCAUACUAUUUUGUCCCCCCACACACACACAGUUUUAGAUCUUAUCUAUGGUUCGCCAUGCACCGCUCCCUGUCUCUCUACAUUGAGCUAAGCCUCACUAUGUAGGGUUUAGCUCAUUGGCUGAGAACAAUCAGCUGACGCUAUCACCCAAUGAACUAGCCCUGUCUGGCAGCUAUUGAAUUCUAAUAACAGAAGCUUCUGGCUCUCUUACUGGUGCAGGAGAGGCAAUGAGCGUCACCAGGCCAACACCAGGUAAUAAAUUAAGCCAUUACCAAACGGUUUGACUGCUAACAUGGUCAGGGGGCACCAGGGUGCUCCAGGCACCAAAAACACUACAGCACUCCGCAGUGGUAAUCUUGCUUGGGGAGCCAGGGCACUUUUUUGGGGGGUGUGGGGGGCAAGGGGAGAGGGACACUGCUGUUUUUCUAGGAACAAAAUAGUUUUAAGUUUUUCAAUGAUUAGUUAUUCUUUUCAGUAAGAUAGGAUAAUCCGUGAAAUAAUUUUUAAAAAUAGAAUGCCACCUUCAGACAGAUCGGUUGUGAGGCAUACAGAGUCUUUUUCCUCUCUCACUCGGUUAUUUAAUAAAGUGAAAAUGCAAAGUGAAUUCACAUUUAAAGGGAUACUAUAGUCACCAAAACAGCUUUAGCUUAAUGAUGCGGUUUUGGUGUAUAGUUCAUGCCCCUGACGUUUCACUGCUCAAUUUACUGCCAUUUAGAAAUUAAAUCACUUUUGUUUCUGUUUAUGCAAACUUAGCCACACCACAUCCAGACUGUGACUGACACAGCCAAAAUGAAAACAAAAUUGUUUCAUUUUCAAUCAGAUAAAACUUAAUUUAAAAGUUUGUAUCUCCUGCUGUGUAAAUGGAACUUUAAUUAAAUAUAGGUGGUUGCGGCAGGGUCUAGCACGCUAUUAAUAGAGCAGGAGAUAAAAAAAAAUUCUAAAUUGAACAGAAUUUACAAUAAAAGAAGUGUAAACAUUAGAUGACUCUUUACAGGAAGUGUUUUGGAAGGUUGUGUAAGUCACGUGCAGGGAGCUGUGACUAGGGCUGCAUAAGCAAAGUGAUUAAACUUAUAAAUGGAAGAGAAUUGAGUGGUGAGACUGUAGUGGCAUGAUCUAUACACCAAAACUGCUUCAUUAAGCUAAAGUUGUUUUGGUGACUAUAGUGUUCCUUUAAGGUCAAAAUGGAAAAAAUCUAGGCUUUUAGUUGGUCUACUCUGGGCCUAGAUUUGAGUUCAGUUUGAAUUCUCACUUUAGUGAAUGCCCCUGCCAGUGUUUAAAGGAUUGUAUUAUUUUUUGUGGCUUGGAAAUCUAUAUGAAAUACAUUCCCCUUCGCUUUCUUGGUAAUAUUUUGCCUUGCUUGCAAGCCCAGGCAGUAUUUCCUAUGUCACAGUAGGACACUUUAGAACAUGGAGUAAAAGCCAUAGUGCAGUUCCCACAUCACACCAACCAACCUCUGCGUCUUUAAAAGAAAAGGCAGUGAGGCUGGAUGUUGACUGUGAUAUCAGCAGUUACAUUAAAUAUGAAGCCCUAAUAAUAAGUGCACACUUGCUUUUAUUGAGUAUGGAGCCUAGAACUUCACAUAUGUAAAAUGUGACUUGCAGCACUUUCUUUGAAGCCUAACCACAGCUAGGGCACUGUAAUUGCAGCCUUUGAUUGUGCCGACUUUACUUGUGGAUUGGGCCGUGCAGCGGCAUGCCUGGCUUGGCAAAACCUCAGCAGAAAGCCCCCCCAGUGAAGCUUCAGAUGUGGGCCGUGCUCAUUCUGCGUGCUACAUGCCUGUGGUUUCAUGAAAAGAAUCCUGAUUUGACCUGUUUUUUUUUUGUGUGUGUUUUUUUUUUUUUAAAGUGUGCAGAAAACUGCCAUGUUUCUGUCUUCCUAAGUACUCUUUGUUUUUAAUAGGGCAAAUUGUUGUUUAGGUUCUAUAGGGAAUGUCAAGUAGCUUGUGCUACACAGUAUACGUUUUGGAGGAGACUGUAUCUGGUGUCAAUGGGGCUGUUUCAUGUAUGCUCCUUCAAGAGGUGGAAGGGACUUCAGUGAUUAAUCCAACCCUAAAUAUAGCUCUAACUUACUAGUUGAUUGUUCCAGAGGAUAAGUGCUCAAGCUAAAAAGGUGGAAUUACAGAGAGUAUAAAAUAGAGGAAAUAUUAUGCCACCGUUGACCAAUACAGCAUUUUUUCCAUUCUUCUGGCACAUUCAGCAAAGAAACAUUAUUUAUUCUAUACUGUCUAACUUUAAAAUACAUAACUCCCCCUCCUCCCCCCCCCCCUACAGGGUUAUUCACUAAACUGUAAAUUCAAAGUGGAUCUUCUUUUACUUCAAAAUAGAUAUACCAGUGGUUCCCAAAACUUUUUAGGUUCAAGGUGCCCUUAAUAUUUCAGUAUUUUUCCAAGGCACCCCAAGUCAAAAUUUCUAGGUUGUAUAAAUGUACAGCGCUGCGGCAUUUACUGGCACUAUAUUAUAAUGUACAGUGUUGGUGUUUAAAGUGGUGCUUAUACAUAGUUAUUGUGCUUUAAUACAGGGGUGUGUUUGUAUUUAAUGUUUGCGUUUCUUUGCAGGGGUGUGUCUGAUUUUAAUGUACACUUUUAAAUGCGAAUGUACAUUUGUGUGAAGUAUUUUUGUUUGAGUGAAGGGGUGUGUUUGUAUAUUUAUUUUGAGUUGGAAUGCAGGGGUGUGCUUGUAUGUAAUAUUUGUGUUAGAUUGCAGGAGUGUGCUUGUAUGUUGUGCUGGUGUUUGACUGCUUGGAUGUAUGCACAUACACUACCACAUACAUACAUACACAGAUAUUCAUGCACAUUAAUACACAGAUGCAUAUAAAUACAUAGACACAUACACACAAAUUCAUAUAGACACCGACAUAUACACGCAUAUAGAUGCACACAAACUCAUACACACACAGAAACACACCGACAUAUACACACAUGCACUCUGACACACACAAACAUUGAUACAUGCCCACACCAUGACACAGAUACACACACUGACAUUAAAACCCACACCCAGAUGCACAUAGACAGAUGUGUGCGCAGACACAGAAGCACACUGACUUUUAUAUGACUUUUAUAUAUAUAUAUAUAUAUAUAUAUAUAUAUACAUAUAUAUAUAUAAAAGUCAGUGUGCUUCUGUGUCUGCGCACACAUCUGUCUAUGUGCAUCUGGGUGUGGGUUUUAAUGUCAGUGUGUGUAUCUGUGUCAUGGUGUGGGCAUGUAUCAAUGUUUGUGUGUGUCAGAGUGCAUGUGUGUAUAUGUCGGUGUGUUUCUGUGUGUGUAUGAGUUUGUGUGCAUCUAUAUGCGUGUAUAUGUCGGUGUCUAUACACACACACAUAUAUAUAUAUAUACACACACACACACACACCCACACCCACACCCACACACACACACACCCACAGAUGCACACCCUGACACACACCCACUCACAAACAUCCUGACACACACACUCAUACUCACACUCACAUACACACACAUACACACACUCACAUACACACACUCCUACACAUACACACAAGUGAUUUUUAUUUCAAAACUAUCUCCAGCCACACUCCUGUCUGCUUACCUUAUGUGCCAGGAGGGUGGCUUGGAGUCCUGCUGCUGGUGGGAGUGAGGGGUCUGGAGCUCUUCGUGCUCAUCUUCCCUCACGCUGCAGCUGCCUUCUCCUGCGCUGUCUACUUGCAGGAUGCUGGCAGGAAGUGACAGGCUGUCACUUCCUCCCAGCCGGCCGUCAUUACAGGUGCCUGAUCACGGUCUUAGAGGACUGCUGUACCCGACCGGGCCCUUGUUCAGCAGUAAUGUUUCCCAGGUGCUAUAAUCAGGGCACACAGUUUGGGAACUGCUGAGCUAUACUGAAAAUCCAGCUGACAAAUAUUUUGUCCUAAAAUUUGAAAUUUGCUUUAAAUUUGUCAUUUCCCAAUUUAGUAAAUACACCUGUCAGUCAUGUUGCUACUGUAACAGGCAUUUACCUGAAUGCUACUCUAAUUUUUUUUUUUAUAUAUUGUGUAUUUUUUUUGUGUGUUUUUAGGUCACAUGGUUCUGUUUAGUGAAUAUAAUCCAAAUUGUUUUAAAUCCCAGAGUGAUGACAAACCUUGCACUAUGUUAUGUCUUGCCCACUUCUGUGGUAUUUAUUCCUCCUUUUUCCCCUAAUAGCAAAACAAGCCUGUCUGGACUUUAAAAUAAAAAGUCCAGGCAGGCUUGUUUUCUGAUACAUAAUUCUAAGAACAAAUAACAAUUAUACAACAAAUUUUUUGGAAAUUUUUAAAUUGCUAAAUCAAUGCAUCUAGUGUUGGAUAUAGAGUUACUUAUUUAGUUUGUAUAAAAUAUCAGAAAAAAAAUUGUCAGGAAUUUAGUGAUUUAACAUUUUAGGCCAAAUCCUGCAAUGUUUCCAUUCAGCCAUUUUGGUCCAAAAUCAGAAAAUCUUCACAUUCUGUUGAAAAACCCUGAAUGUGUUGAAUUGUUCACACGUAGAACCUGCUGUGGACUUAAUACCUUAAAAUGCCCAUACUGUGGAAGGGCACGUCUUAAUGACCAUUGUAAUAGAUUGUUCUAGAAACUGUCACUCACAGUAAGAUUGCAUUAAGGCUGUUGACUAGUUGGGUAUAUUUCCAUUAGUGUUUGUUAUGGGUGGAGCACACAAUUCCCAGGGUAAAUACUCUUACAUCCAAUGUAGAAAGGUCAGAAUACAAGCCCAUGAAAGUUGAUACUAUUCUUGGAGCGGCAUGUUGUUGCCUCCAUCAGGCAUUCCAUCAUAUAUCUCAUCCCACUGCAUGUAUCACUCCAGAAGUAUGUUGUGGUUUUAUUUACUGCAAUUGCUCCCUCUUUCCAUUCCUUUCUAAAGGUGUAAUCUGCCGACAACUCAUUCAUUAGCUAAGAAAUGUCAUAUUUUCUAAUAUCUUCCCUAGAUGUUGUAAGCUUCGUAGUCAUCUCACGAGGGGGAAGGAUUACUUUUGACAGGCUUUUAAAACCACAUCCAAGUGUUAACCUAUGUGAAUGGUAGCAGGGUUGUGUUUAGUGUGAAGCACCCUGUCUAAAGGACGGGUGAUUCAAUAUUUCAAGAACAACAUUCUAGCUCCCAACUUUCAUAUGUUAUUUAAUAAAAAUAAAAUAAUAUUCUAAUAUCAAGAAAACAAAAUACAACUGGAUGCAAACAUUCAAAAAAUAGUGAACUAUUGUUCUGAAACUGGAGUAGUUACUGAUUAUAAGAUGGGCUAGUGAUUGGCAUUCUGAAUUUCAUGAAUGGCUGGCUAAAUAGAUUUGGUCCGUGCGCAGAGUGAGAAAGCUGCCAUUAAUUCACAUUAUGAUAUCGUGGCUUUGUCCACAGCCCCACAGACCACACAUUUAUUUAUUUAUUUUCAUGUGGUUUUAUAUAAAAACCUAGAUACUUUCCUAGAGUCUGUAUGCAAAGGGCUAUAUUCUAUAGUGUAUAAAUGUAUCUCAAAUUAUAUUCUAUGCCUUGUGUCUUUAUGGAAUAACCCUGAGAAUGUUAUUACACAGAGUCGCCAAACUGGAAACAUAGCUGAAUUAGAGAAUAUUUCCAGUUCAGCAUUUAUAAUCUUACAUUUGAAAUUCACUUUAAAUUAUCACGUUCGUGAAUAUUCCUGUGUGUGUCAUUGGAUUAGUUACUAACAUAUGGCAGGGAUGAAGCAGAUUAGCCAUUUGAUCUUUUUUUUUUCUUCACCUGAAUAGAAGUAUUUUUUUUAUUUUUUUUAAAAUAUUCGUACUAACCCAAAGUGGACCUUAUGCUUCAGAUAACAGUAAUACAAACUGCAUUUUAAUAUGCCUUUUUCUAGUUAUGUAAAUCUAGCAUUUCAUCCAUUUUAAUUAUGAUGUUAAUUCUUGGUAUUUUACUCACAUUGAACCUUUGUGCCAAAGUCUUAGACACUGCUGUUACAGGGUCAUUUAAUUCCAUCCUAUUCCAUGGCCUCUUCCAGAGCAGAGUCUGGCACAGGUCUGUGAUGGUUAUUAUAACCCCCAGACAUCAAAGGCAGCACUAAGAAGAAAUGGUCUGAACAUAGUAGAGCUUUAUUUCACCCUGUGCCAUAGACAUUCCUGGCUCCUAAUCGGGAGCAGCUCUGAAUCACUGGUCUUGUAUCAGGCUGCCGUGAACCUAAUGGCCUGGCGCCUCUGGGCCAUUCCUCAACAGGAAGCCCAAUGUUUUCUUGUAAGGUUUAGAGGAAAACCUUCUCAGGAAGAGCAACCUGGACUAAAUCCUUUGAACGUUAAGGAUGAAAAGCUUUAAAAGUAAAUAAAACCUGUGGGGUGCUCUUGCUCUUAUUUCUCUGCAGUUUGCACAGCCCACGUUUAACUCAUCUUGAAAAGGAAGCUCACUGGAAGCAUGCAAUGUACUACUGUAAAGACUGGCGCAGGACUCAGUUUCAGAGAUUUAGAAACAUAGAAUGUGACGGCAGAUAAGAACCAUUUGGCCCAUCUAGUCUGCCCAAUUUUCUAAAUACUUUCAUUAGUCCCUGGCCUUAUCUUAUAGUUAGGAUAGCCUUAUGCCUAUCCCACGCAUGCUUAAACUCCUUUACUGUGUUAACCUCUACCACUUCAGCUGGAAGGCUAUUCCAUGCAUCCACUACCCUCUCAGUAAAGUGAUACUUCCUGAUAUUAUUUUUAAACCUUUGCCCCUCUAAUUUAAGACUAUGUCCUCUUGUUGUGGUAGCUUUUCUUCAUUUAAAUAUGGUAUCCUUCUUUACUGUGUCGAUUCCCUUUAUGUAUUUAAAUGUUUCUAUCAUAUCCCCCCUGUCUCGUCUUUCCUCCAAGCUAUACAUGUUAAGAUCCUUUAACCUUUCCUGGUAAGUUUUAUCCUGCAAUCCAUGAACCAGUUUAGUAGCCCUUCUCUGAACGCUCUCUAAAAGUAUUAGUAUUAGCUUUCCAAUAAAUAUAGAUCAUAUAUGAUACUGACUGUACCAUAAAUAUAUCAAAAUAAUAUUUUAGCCAUACAUCCAUCUUCAUAAGGUAUAACUAAGUGGAUAUAUUAUUUCCAUAUACCAGCGAAUGAGCCAUCCAAGGGUUAAUAUAUUUUCAUUCCACCACAUUCUAAGCACAGAAUAUCAUUUUAGAUGUAUUUCUGCGGUUAACCUCAAGCUGAUGGUUUCAUUCUUUUUGCAUCAAGCUGUCCCGUUUGACUGGGAAAAUAAAGCUGGUUGCAAGUAAAGUGCUGGCAGGCUAAGACAUGUUCCACAAUUUUACCUCCUCUUAACUUGAAAGAUCCAAAAAAAUUGCUUUCAUUAUCAUUAUAAAGAAUGUUCCUAAUAGUCUGUUUGGGUACUAAUCUUUAAAAGACAAAAAUUUUGUCUAUAUAACUAUUUUUACAAAAGACAUGAGAGAGAUGGCUCAUUAAAGAAAUCUUAAUAAACUUUAAUGUCACACCUUAAACCACAAGGACAUUAAUUUGACAUCUGAAGUUAAAGUAAAGUUUUAAGUGAAAUCCCAAGUCAAUUCAACACUAUUAAUACCAGAUUCAUAAAUAUUACACUUUUGUUUUCCUGCCGUUAGCUUCCUGUAAAGCAAAACUAAAAAACUUUUUUCUUUGAAGAUGUGAAUAAUUAUUAUUUUUUUUAAUAUAAUUUAUAUUUUAUUGGUUUGUAUAUUUGAGAAUACAGUAUUGUCAACGACUGGGAGUAGAAAUAAUAAGACCCCCCCCUGCCGCUCUGGCAACUUGUUUAGUUCCUGUUGCCUCCGCUGGGCCAGUGUGUGGUAGCUUGAGGGUCUUGAGUAGUGUCUCAGGGUCUUGAUCCGAUGUCAAAGAUAGGGUCUUGUGUUACUGCGGGACCAUUAAUGCUCCAUCUAAGCCCUAUCUGUAGCAGACUAGUUUGUCCCUUAAAAUUCUUGCAACAGGGGUCAGCUUUCGUUUCUAUGCGAGAACCGCAAAGGGUAGGUUUCCAUACAGCGACAUUUUGCUGCCUUCAAAUGUAACCAUUCCUGUUGUCCUGGAGUGGGUUAGGAUCGCAGAAUGAACCGCAAUGUCUCUAGUGGCCACUAUAAUGUCUCUGGGAGAGUUAGUUGGGGCCGUGGCAACUUUUCGGAUCUGGAAAGCCGAUAGCAGAUCGGAGGGGUCCAAACCUCCCUUAAUGCCCAUGGAUGUGAGCAGCCUCUGGAUGUAAGGCAGUAAGGCCUCUCCAUUAAGCUCCUCUGGGACUUCUCUCAGGCGGACAUUCCGAUGCCUGUUUCUGGAUUCCAUGGUAGCCACGGCUCUCUGUACUUGCUGAACUUGACGAGUGAGCUCUGUCACUUGGGUCUCAAUCGUUUGCAACCUCUCCUCCCUCACUUUUUUUCUGUCCUCCACUCCUUUAAUUUUCUAGCUGAUAAUGCCUAUGUCUUUUUGGGCCUCUUGGAGAUUUUUUUUUCCAGACUUUGCGUAAGUCUAGGAGCAGCCUCUUAAUGUCACCUUCUGAUGAGGGUGCAGAGUCAUCAUCUGACUCGGUCUCCGGUUCAGCUUCACUCUGGUGGGAAGAUGUAGGAGGAGACUCCAGUUUUUCCUUAGACUCCUCCGAUGCCUCCACUGCAGGUUGUGCCGCGGGCGCCAUCUUGGGAGCAUCUUUUGGUGCAUGCCUCUCGAAGGAGAGCUUGAUGUCCGGUAAUCUCGGGCUCUCUGGCACCCGGAAUCUUCUGUUCUUGCGGCCCAUAUUGUCAUCUGGUGGUGGCCGUACCGCAGGAGUCUCCUUGGGAUAGUUUAGCUGAGGGAAAGCCGUUUUUAUUGCGGUGUCUGUACGGCGCUUCUCUGGAACACGUCUGGUAAGUCUCAUAGUUGACCACGCCCCCUGAAGAUGUAAAUUUUAAAACCAAGCAACUGUUUUAUUGAAUAGCAAUUCCUGUUCAAUUUCUAAAAGUGAAGCAGUCAGCAUAGACAUUCUGUUGAUUUUCAUGGUGAUUGCUCUAUGUUAAAAGCUACGUCUACAAAUGCUCUCUAUGCAUAACUAGUUAUGAAGCAGAACUAUAUGAACCAUAUGGGUUUGCCCGAUUUUGUGUGUGUGUGUUCUUAAUUGUGCAUUAGUUCUGUUAUUUAUGAGGCCUACUGACUAUUGUAAUUUUUUAACAUGCUUCCAAAUUCUGUCUGAAAUAAUAACAUGCAGUGUUUCUGAAACAUUUGCCAUGCUUCUAAAAGGUGUAAUGAGGCAACAUAAUAAUAGUUACUGGACUUUAUGAACAAAGGCAUUGCCAUAACAAAGGUAACAUUGUUUACAUAGAAUUCAUGUAUUUACUUUUGGUUUUAUUUUCUUUAAGUGCCAACAAAACAUUCCAGUAAAUGCUUUUAUAUCUCUGCUUGGGAAUAUAGUAGACAUAACUCAUAUUUUAUUCUGUUUUUGCUUUUGAAGGAGGAAAAAAGAAUACAUUCUCAACGUGUAAAGCAAAGGCAGCAACAGCAGGAGGCCUCCUGGAGAUGGAAGCUUGUUAAAACGUCACAACUUCUUCAUAACCAGCAUCGCCAUUUCCCAAGGAGCCUGCCAAUGACCUUGACCUGUCAUUGCUAGAGACACUAUACCGUAUAGACAAUCACUGCCUGGAGUUUGGCAUCCUGGUACUUGCCAGGCCUUCACAUAAUGCUACUAGAUCUAUACCCCCAGGGUAGGAAGACUUUGGAUACUUGGCAAAGGUGCAACGUCCAUAUAUUUUAUUAUCUUUUUUUUUUUCCUUCUAAUUCAUAUCUUGCCUUCCUACCUGCUGGAAUACAUGCAUAUGUGAAGUUCUCUAUUUAAUCCAGCCACAGACCAAACAGAGUUCUGAUCUUGGACAUAAAAGAAUGAGGAGACAUUCUGUCUCUCACUAACCUCGUUUAUUUAAAAAUGGAGCAAAAGGAUCAAUUUUUUUUUUUAUUUCAUCAUUGUAUUGCGUAUUCUCCAUAAAACUUGAAUGUUUUUAUAUAUCAGAAUUUAGGAUUGAUGUAUAUUUUAUUAGUCGGGGUAUAAACAGAGUCUGCUUUUCCUGCAAAAAGACAAACUUUUUUUUUUUUUUUGCUUGAAAACCUGGAUAUUUUAAGAAUUGUCAUGUAUCUUUGGUCUUGACUGGCACAUGUGGAAAUCAAAGAACAGUUUUCUGUUAUAUCUUAGUUGUGUCUGAAUUGUUACAAACAUUGCUGUUUGUUUUUUCUCCUGAUGUUUUUGUACAACUGGUGAUGAUGGGAAGAUGCCAUUCAGUGCAGCAUCUCAUAAAAAUUGGGUUCAGUUGUAAAAUGCAUCAGCCCUUCACCCUUUUGCUGGCAAAGGGGCCUCCGAACCACACAAUAGUGCCUCUUACAGCAAAAGAGUCUCUCUCUCUCUCUUUUAUUUUUUAUUUUUCUCCUAAUAAUCCGUACUCAACGUUUUGUGUGUGUGUCAAAUGCAUAUCUAAUAUUAAAAAAAAAAAAUCAUUUUGUAAGAGUCCUUUGCCUAUUUGGAGACCGGUAAGAUGCUUCAUGAGCACAGGACAAUGUAUCCCUCUUCUUUCAUUGUGAAGAAAGCCCAGCACUUGGAUUCAUUGUAACAAUGUCAGUUGUACUGUAUUGUACUUGGUUUUGUAAUUCUUCCUCUAAUAGCCUUUAGUGGGAUUUGAUGCCAGUUGUUUGGGAGAAAAAAAAGCAUUUUAAUGUGUACCCCUUCUUUAAUUGCAAGGCAUAGGCUUUGCUCUCCUCGCCCCAAAAUAAUUGUCAACAAAACUUUUCUUUUUUUUUUUUUCUUCUUUUUUUUGUCAUUCCAAUAUGAGUUGAUGUGCUGAGCAUAUGUUUUUAAAGAAAAGCUUUGUAAUAAAAAAAAAAGUCAG
Messenger RNA from Pelobates cultripes (western spadefoot toad), 95785 nucleotides. NCBI's taxonomy places the organism in Eukaryota, Metazoa, Chordata, Amphibia, Anura, Pelobatidae. The record is from the annotation of a GenBank genome assembly.